Molecule: messenger RNA, 93079 nt
Organism: Pelobates cultripes (western spadefoot toad)
Lineage: Eukaryota; Metazoa; Chordata; Amphibia; Anura; Pelobatidae
Source: the annotation of a GenBank genome assembly
AUGUUAAUCUAUGUUCAGUCUGAUGUGCAAGCCAUCUCACCACGCUAUAACAUGGAGACCCUGCCAUCGGUAAGAAAAAAAACUAUUCUAUUUUAUAUAUAUUUAGAGAUUUUGUGUUAUAUCUAUUUACUAUGAUGCCAUAGGUAAAUUAAUGUGUUGUUUGUAUAUCCGCUGAUUUGGCCUGAAUUUUGCCUUUCAGGUCUAAUUCAGUAAAAUUCUAUGUUUAGUAAAUAAUCCCUUAAAGUGUGGAUUGUUGGGAAUUCAAGGUGAAUUCAGACACAGUUAAUCACUAAUAUUCACUUUAAAUAUAUCACUAAACUGAAUAUUGCAAAAUAUUAAUCUGAAUCACAAAAUUUAGUCUACAAUAGCUGAUCUAGAAUAAUCAUCCAAUUCAGCCAUAGCCACAUUCAGGCUGAUUUAGCCUAAAGUUUGCUAUUAAUUCAAAGUUUAGUAAAUACAGUGAAUAUCAAAUUUUAGACUAAAAUAGUCAAACUGAAAAUAUGGCUGAUUUUGGCUAAAUUUACCUAAAAUUCACUUUAAAUUUCCAACAAUUUUAAGCUUUAAUUUAUCAAUGUGUCAACGUGUUUAUUUACUAAAGAGUGAAAUAAUGCAAUGGAAUUGCAACAUUCAGUCAAAACAGCCCGCUAAAUGUGUAAAUGUAACUCAGUUUAGUGAAUAUAUGUUAGUAUUCUGAACCAAUUGUCUGCCCACUUUAUAAGUAACUCAUUUGGUGUUAAAAGCAUUGAAAAAGAAACUUAUCUAGAAUUAUGAAAUGUGUUCUUAAAUGAGAUUGCCAUUAAGAUUUUUAUAUGACCAGCACUGAAAGUGUUCAGAAUGUAAUCUGCACAAAGCAUUGAUUAUCAUUUGGAAACUGAAGUGUGUGUGUGGUUCAUUUCUCUACUGUUUCAGUACUAAACCACACACUAAAAGGCACACUAAAAUCCAAUUAAAAAUAAAUAAAUGAUAGCAGAUGUUAUGAGUAUGGGGCUUAUGUAUAAAAAGUUUUGUGCUCAUUUUUAGGCUUGUUUACUUGUGUCUGUUUAUUCCCUUAUAUAUACUAAAAUAUUUAAUUUUGUUUUGUUUUCGUUUUUUAUUUAUUUUUUUCUCCACAAAUUUGUAAUCAAUUUAAAAACAAGGUUCAAAAGUGUGCCUUUUUCUGACAAUUUUUUUCACCACUGUAAGAGUUUUUCUCUGAUAACUUUUAUUGUCUUCCUAUUGUUUAAAAAAAAAAACUGUUAAAGCACAUGUGACAAUUUUUUUUUUUUACAUGAGACCCAUUGUCUCUUUAUUAAAGGCUAAAUAUGUUAAAUUAAAUCGCAUGCCUGCCACCAGCAAUCAGUAUAUAAAGAAUACAAUGUGGUAAUGUAAGAAUGGAGACAGGUAAGUUGCUUAGUCAUCCUUGGACACAAGCAUCUUUUGUUAGAAAGGGAUGAACGCUAUGUAUAUUCUUGAAUGCAACAUUAAAGGAACAAUAGCGUUGGAAAUACAAAACUGUAUUCCUAACUGCAUAGUGUCCCCGUGCAGUAAACUAUGAGAUAAAGUGGUCUGGGUGGCUAUAGUGUCCCUUUAAUUCCUUGGGGGUUACUCCCUUCGAAUUUAUAUAUAGGAUUUACCACACUUCAGCUUCAGGACCUGCAUAGACACGUUGGGGUAGUAAAUUCAUGUUCACUGGGUUUGAGAAGGAAGGUGUUCAGGAUCUUUUUAACUCCUUAAAGGGAACUAUAGUCACCAGAACCGCUACAGCUUAAUGUAGUAGUUCUGGUGUCUAUAGCAUGCCCCUGCAGACUUUUCAAUGUAAAUGAUGCCUUUUCAGAGUAAAAGUACGUACAUUGAUGCCUAGUAACGCCUCUAGUGCAGCUUCUGUAUGAGGCGAUCCUGAUUGGCUCAGCGUCUUUUGCUGCGCAUGCACAUAGCCUCCCAAUGCUUCUUAUAGGAAAGCAUUGGAUUGGCCGAGGUAGUCAAGACUGAUCUCAGCUGUGGUGAGGGAGAUUUUGGGGAGAUUUCACUGCAUUCUGAGGGAAGGAUGGGGAAGACAUCUAAACAGCAUUAGAGUGUUAGGAAUACAUGUUAGUAUACCUAAGGCAACAUUACAACUUGUUUUAAAUUAAGUUGUUAUGGUACUAGGAGAUCACCGGUGCUUCCUUACCUUUCUCAAGUUGUUUUUAUGUGAACAGGAGACAGAGAUAAACAGUGCUGCAGAGUAGACAAGGAAGCGCCAUGGACCUCCUAGCACCAUAACAACUUAUUUUCAAUGAAAUAGGCAUGCAGAGGCAGCUCUGCUGGCACGCAAGGCAGCAGAGUACUCAGGGCUGGUGCUACUGUAAGGAGGCCCAGGUGGCCACCCUAGGGUUCACUGGCAGGGGGUUGCAGCGUGUGAGCCUACUGCUGCCCCUCCCUCCCCCCCCCAUCAAAAGAGCUGUUUUUAUAUAAUGCUUCCAGAUCAUCAAUAUAUUCAAUUUUAAAAAAUGAUUCCCUAAAGAGAUGAGUUAAACACCUUUUGCCUCUGCUUGGAACAGAUCAUAUUAAUCACUCCUUCAUGGUUCCAGCACUUAGUGAGGGAGACAGAGAGCAGCCACCAGGAUUCCUAGCCUGUGCUCUGACUUUCUCAUUGAGCAUUGGAGAGGAAGGAGUAAGUAUUGUGGUCUGCACCAGGUAGAGGCGCAGACCAUACAUGCCACCACCACCAUCAGGACCAUCGGGGAUCUAUUAUUAACCCCACUAGACCAUGUUUAGUUUUUUACUUUGCUAGCUUAGUUAAUUUAAAAUAAAUACCCACCGCACACAGCCUGACCUCCAUUUUCAUGUUUACUUGCAGUGUUGUCACUUUAAGAUAAAUUGGUUUUGAGUUGGAGUUUAGGCCCUCGGGCUCAAAGGUUCACAAUUACUGACUUUGUAUUUAGAUUUUAAUACAGGAAUCUGUCUCUGUACCUUGUUGCAUUAUGCAUGAAGUGUUAUAUUAGUAUAUAUUAUAUCUAUGUUGACAAUAUUGUACGGAGAUGUGUAGACUUUGUAGCUCAGCUAGGAUUGCGAGAUCCAUGUUGUGUUCUUAGAUAUCAUAAUGUUAACUACUUUAUUUUAAAACGCAUGGCCUUGUGGUAUAGAGCAUUAAUGUGUUAAAGGAAGUAAACCAAUUCGUUAAUCAAAAAAGGAGCCCCAAGGUUUUUUUAGUCACAGGAACACUAACACAAAAUGUGUUCCUGACACUCUAGUGUUUCACUAUUUCAGGUCUGUGGCGACCCCUAGAUCACAGUAAAAAGGUGUUUUUGCUCCCCUUUUUUCCACAUCGUGCCGGUCCCUCCACGACUGGCCACGCCUUUUAAGGCUGAGAAGGCAGAAAGCAUUGGGAGGCUUUGGCUCAUGUGUGUCAAGACGUCACUUUGAGCCAACAAGCAGCUCCUCAUGAAGCAAUAAAUCUCUAUGGGGAACAUUCAGUUUCUCCAUGCAGAACAUGGAAAUGGCGAAUGCCUGUGCAGCACUGGACUAGGAAGCACUUCUAGUGGCCGUCUGAAUGACUGCAGAUAGGGGUGUUACUAGGUAGCAAUUUAAACAUUGCCUUUUACUUGAAGAGCCUGCAGGGGCAGACUAUAUACACCAGACCCACUAAAUUAAGAUGUAGUUGUUCUGCUGAAUCUAGUGUCACUUGUGGGUUAUCUUGACUGUGGGAGAGAAGCUUUUGGGAGACCUUGUGUGAUGUGUUUUGGUUGAGUUGUAACGAAAUCCCAACACAAUAUCUAUUAAUUUUUUAUAGAGAUUAUACUUUCAAAAACAAAGUGCAGUAACAGUGAGGUUUUAAGUUUUCACCUCUAGUAUGAUUGCUUUAUACUAAUGUGCAGCACUUUUCAUGCAUAGCCCAUCAGCUUGUACGAGUGAUUUGUGCCCAAUUGACCUAGUGAGUGACAGCCCUAGGGCUAACUAACUAUUCCUCAUUUUGAACAUUAAGGAGCACUCGUCUCCAUAGUAUCAUUAUAUAAAAUCAUGGCAGCAUCUGCUGUAUUACAGUAAAUCUGUCUGAGGACGGGCUAGAACUAAUUACUUUCCUGCUUGUGGGCAUAGUCCUUAUUGCACUGUCAUCUGAUGCAGUCCUAAAUUAUCCGUAUAGCAAGCUUUAUGCCAUCUGUCACUGCCCUCUCUCUAUCCUGACAGAAUUGCCUGGGUUAAUCCCCUCUUACAUAGACACUGAUUUUUAAUUAUUUUUUUAGUUUCUACAGAUUCUCUCAGAUUCUGUUUUCUGGCAAUCUGGAAAAUUCAAUUCAGAAACCGUUCAUCAAGGCUGCAUAUACUUUUCUAAAUACAUCUAGUUAGUCGUUCUCCCAGUUCUUGACUUGUGGGUUGUUCAUAAUAAUGCUCUCAAUCCAAACGCUACAAAAUUAUCUGCCAUAUCUGGCUUUAUACGCAUUCCAUUUUAUAUUUGAUAGAUUUAUACUGCUCAACUCUUACAUAAGAUGUUUUAAUCAGUUGGAACUUGCCUGCGAUAUAUGAAAUCCUGUAUGUUUCUCUCAAUCUGUCUUUCUUUUUCCUGCUUUUAUCAUUAUGUUCCGUCACAAUAAAGAAUUUAAUAAAAACUGUGCAGUAAAUGUUUAACAAAGUUUUUAAUUGUGGAAAAAAUACAAAACACAAACAUAAAAGUGGAAAAGAAGACCUAUUAAGUGGUUAGAAAUGGCUUACCCUCUUUAUUAAUCUUUCUCAAUGUGCAGACAAAAGUGACGGAAAGCGACAGCAAUAUGUACACAGAGCUCCUACAAACUGUCAGUGUAUUGCAGUGGAUCCUAUGCUUCUUACUGCUUGGUAAGAGUGUUCAUUUUCAUAGAAUCAGUUGUGUUUCUCCAGUGACACUGGGAGCUUGGUUUACGAGAACAACUAGACUCUGAUUUGGACUUCUUAAAAAUGAGAUUUUGGAGGAGGUAUACGAAGCCCUUGCAAAAUUUAUAUCUUCCAAAUGGCCACUUGCCAGCUUAUUAUACAUUUUUGAGGUUCUUCUUCAUUGUCUUCUAUAUGGCUUGCCUCGUAAGCUAUUUCCCCUGAGAGAUAUCUUUGUGAUGACGCAAGUGACAUCCUGUCAUCACAAUAUUGACUUUGAAUUGUAGAUCUGUAUGUAUGAGCAAAGUUGGUUACAUGCUGUGGACAGCAAAGACUUAUUGAGGGUCAGAUUGAGAUUCUCAGUAUUUUUAUACAUUUUCACAGUUCCAUUGAUUCCAUCUGUCGUCAUUGUCAUCAGACAUGCUUUUUCAACAAAUUCAUCCAGGUACAGUAGCCUACACUAACAUAAUAUCACCUUCUACGUAAAGUUAUCCACAAUGUGUAGAGGGGUACUAACCCUGUUAUACAAUAACCCAAAAAGAAGCACACUCAUUUUAUUCAAGGACCCAGAGGGUCAUAUUCUGCUUAAUCUCUUUCUUUAUUCCUCUGCAGCAAAGAAAGGAUAUUGUAGAUAUUCAAAGACAAACAAAACCGCAUGUACCCUAAAGGGUUAACCACGUAUUAAAUGUUUUUCAAUAAGAAUGUUCCUAGCACAAUAAUGCCCAAUGUGACCUUAAGCCACUCCUCUUUCUUUGCUGCUGCCUCCUCAGCUAAGUAAAUUUUUUUCAUAUCUCUGACUUAAUUUGGGUAAUUUUAAUUACUGUAUUUGUCUAGUAUAUUGCUGUCUUCUUUGCACAAUUUUUAAUUUUUUUUGCCCAUUUUAUUUUUAUAGGAGCAUUAUAUUGUUGGAACCUUAUAUUGUUGCUCCUUUUGUUUAUCCUUCCCUGCAACCUCCUCUAACUCCCACCCCCCACCCCACCCCUACCCUUAGUCAUCUGGUCACUUUAUUUUCCGACCAUUCCUGUUGCUCCUUCCUUCUACAGGGUACCGUUGUGGUGCCACUCACGCAAGCGUACAUCGCAAGUGCUCAUUGUGGUAGCCAUCUUGGGGUUGGCGGUUUUGCCGCGCUUUUUAUUGCGGAAUUAAGCUGUUUGGAUGGCUGGGUUGCUGUGCAGCUUACCGGUGGUCCACAGAAGUUCAUUCCUAAGGGAACACUCUGUGAGCUUGCUUGGUUUUUACACUGUGCCUUCAUUUUAUUGUAUAAAUAUGUGCUGGUAUACUUCUCCUUUCCACUGCACUCCUCAGUUUCUGUUACUGUGUAGAUUCUUCCUGUUCUGUGACCCUUAUAGUGCCUGACCCUCCUAUAGGCUAGUUUUUUUUCUGUCACACUUGUGGGAAGGAAUUACUGUGCCAUGCAGUCAGGUAAACAGGUGUAAGCUUCUGCUACCAGCUCUUCCUCAAGUGCCACCAAAACCCUUGCACCCCUAACAGUGUCUAGGCCACCCACAUUAGAUGAAGCGUCACAGAAGGAAAUGAACUCUGAGGAGUUCCAUUCGCUCCUAGACGCUACUAUGGCCAAGUCUGUGACGCAAGCCAUCUUUACCGCUAUGGUCAUGUCAGAUAAUCUGUCCCACUCGAUUACUCAGACACUGAUGACCAUGCAGCGACCAUCUACUCUCGUUUCUAACCCCUAGAGAGUAAACCGGUGGCCCCCAGUGGGUGUAAAUCCGCCAACAAAUCUCGCAAUUUGGACGAGGAUGCCUCCAAAAACUUACUGAUGGACAGGGUAUGUCCUGUCACAGAGGAUGUGGUUGCAGCACAACUAAGAGCCCACACUAAGCAAAAUCGGUGAGGAACUGGAAGAAGGCAAAAACCCUAAUUGAUUCUUCCGAAUCUGAAUCGGAACAAAAGGAGGCACUGAUCGAGUCCGAUGAGGACUCUUAUGACUCCAGUGUUUAUUUUACUGGGCCCGUACCUGGAGAGGACACCAAAGAUGGAGUAGAUGGCUCCACCCUUUUUGACCCUCAGGGCGAAGCGCUCUUUGACCGGAUACCUUGCAGCAUCCGAGAUCCUUAAGAUUGUUACCCCCUAGAUCACAUGGCAAAAUACAUUGCCUCCCGUAUUAGGAAACUGCUUGACAAGGUGGCACAGAACAAUGCCCACGCCCACAAUUCCUGAUAUGGACCGCAUUAACCCUGACGUGGACUCAAAAAUUGCCAAUGGGCAAAUCAGGUUGGAAGGCCAAGAAAGGCCUGGAUUUUGCUUUGCGGAACUGCCAGGAUAAAAUCCUAGAUGUCCUUGGACCGAGUGCAAAAAUAUUCGACAUGUUCGAAACCACACUGGCAGGUGGUACACCUGCAGAAUUGUUAGUCAUCAAGGGGUGGAUCCCGUGAUCCGUAUGUUUGCAGGGCAACACCGAUACUGCAGUAGCCACUGAAAGACGCAAGGAAAUUCUAAUAAAAAUAGAGCCUAAGCUGUAAACCUAGCUAUCUCCGAGCCUGGGCCACAGGCAAAAGGCAUUCUGUUUGGAGAUAACUUUGUGAAAGAGUUGGGCACAUAUGUAGGUACCUUAACAGCACUUGACAAGGCACAAGCCAGCAUGAAACGAGUGUUCUCCCAGAGAGUUUUUGACGGGGCUGGCAAAUAUCUGUGCCAUCUGCCCAGCCGUUCAUACCGGGCUUCUCGAGGCUCCAUCAACUCUGGGUUUCCAGCGCCUGAGUCCAAGUUCACCCCACCAUUCUUCCCAGUUAGGGGCAGGCCUUGGCAGUUUUGUGGAUCCAGAGGUUCUUCCUAUGUCUGACUGCCUUAUGGUAAGUUUAAUUACAUAUCACCGGUCUUCAAUAACAAUAGUGGGGGGCAGACUGUGUCAUUUUGUCGAUCCCUGGUGCAGGCUCACUUCAGAUGCUUGGGUCCUCCAGACUGUCCGGGGUUACUCUAUAGAUUUUGUGCAACACCCCGUUCAAACGCAGUUCCCCAAGCGUAUUGUGUUCUCCACACACGUUCAGUACCUUGUGACAAAGGAAAUACAGUCCUUAGCCUUUGAGGGUGCAAUCUCAGUAAUUCAUCCUUGCACUCCAGGUUUCCUAAGCAACCUCUUUCUGGUCCCCAAGGUGGAGGCGUUCGACUAAAUGUUUUUGUCACAUACCACCAUUUCAAGAUGGAAGGUAUACACUCUUUGGGACUUCCUGCUUUCAGGGCACUGGAUGGUCAAACUCGACCUGAGGGACUCAUACCUCACCGUUCCGAUGGCCGAAGAUUGCCAAGAAUUCCUACAAUUGCUGUGGGAGGAGACCAUGUGGCGAUUCAAAUGCCUUCCGGUCGGUCUCUCUUCGGCACUUGGUGCUUUACAAAACUCAUGAAACCAGUGGUUGCCCUUCUACACAGCAAAAGAGCUCAACUUAUAAUAUACUUUGAUAUCCUCAUAAUGGCACAGGAUCAUCCCCUGCUCCGCGAACACCUGUCUCGAAUGAAGACUAUGCUGGACAACCUAGGCUUCCUAAUCGAUUGGAAAAAGCCGUUUUAUCGAACCCUCUUAAUCAAUAGAAUUUCUAGGAUUCACCAUAUAUUCCAUGGGCGGAGCACUCCUACAACCAACAUCCAAAGUCAAGUACAUCAAAAAGGAAAUCCACCGGACGUUAGCAGGUCCUGUUCUUACCCUGAGGCAGUUGGCCAGGAUUAUCGGCCUUCUCUCAGCAUCGAUCCAAACCAUAUUUCCUGGCCCACUGCAUUACAGAUCACUUCAACGUCUGAAGGCCAAGUACCUUCGCUUGAGUCACUCUUAUUCAGACUCUAUUCCUCUCGACUGCACAGCCAAAGAAGAACUCAUGGGGUGGUUACAACACAUGGAGGCAUGAAACAGGCGAGUGAUCUUCGGAACCACUCUGGACUUCGUAGUAGAAUCCGAUGCAAAUAUGCUCAGCUGGGGCGUGUGCUGUUGGCCUACCACCACCGGGGAAAAUGGUCUCUGGAGGAACAGGGACUACACAUCAGUUGCCCCGAACUGCUAGCAGGCUCGUUUGCCCUAUGGAGCCUCUUGGGUGUAUCUGCUCCAUCUUGUUACACAUGGACAAUGUAUCAGCGGUUCCUUAUAUCAACUGUCUCUGGGGCACGAAGUCAACAGUCUUAGCGGAUAUGGCGAAGGAAUUCUGUCAAUCCUGCCUGGAUCGCAAUAUUUUUGUACCGGCAGAGUACAUUCCGGGGAUGUCCAACAUAGUGGCAAAUUCGAAAUCCAUACACCUACAAGAUACCAGCGAUUGGCGACUGAAUCCUUCCACCGUCAGCCAUUUACAGUCACAUUUGGGCCCUUUAGAUAUCGACCUGUUCGCAUCAUGAUUUAACUCCCAACUGUCAAAGUUCUUCAGCUGGAGGCCACCUCUAGAAGCUCCAGCGGCAAAUGAUUUUCUUCACCUGUUUCCGAAUACUCGCCUUUCCCCCUUUCUCUCUCUCAUCGCUCGGACUCCAUUACAUAUCAGGCGCUACCUCACCUUCUUGAUCCCCAUAUCUCCUUUCUGGAGGACUCACCCAUGGUUCCCUACACUCAUGGAAAUGUCCAUAGACUUCCCGAGGUUACUACCGGUAUUUUCCGACCUCUUACUAGACCCCAGCGGGAACAUGCAUCCCCUUCUACUCCAGGGACAUCUCAAGCUAUUGGCAUGGCCCCUCUAUGGGGACUCUGCUUCAUCCCAAAUGUUCUACAAGCAACUCUGGACCUCCUGGCGGGAGCUUGGCCUCCAGGAACAAGAAAGUCCUACCUACAUGCCUGGAAAUCAUGGAUUGUGUUGGUGCAUUGAACAACACGUGGAUCCCAUAUCUGCACCUGUGAGUCAUGUUUUGAGGUUCCUUACUUCACAUUUUGACCAUGACCUAGCCUAUCGUACAAUACAUUUUAUAUAGAUCAGUUAUCUUGGCAUGUCACCAAGGCUGGAACAGACUUCAAGCAGGUAAACAUCCAUUGGUGUGUUGACUCCUGCGUGGCAUCAGAUUUGCACAUCCACCAUGUCCUAAAUAUUCCUCCUUAUGGGCUAUUGGCCUCGUUCUCCGACUUCUUGAAAAUUGGCCAAAGAAUGAGGACCUUUUGAUCUAGCAACUCACUGGUUAUGCUGUUUUGUCUAAUCUCCUGUAAACGUGUCGUGCACUGGACUCUACGGCCCGCUCAUUUACGCCGGAGGGCGUUUCUUUCCAUAUAUCGAGACGUACGAAGACAUCCAUUACAUCGUUGUGUUUUUUUGGUUUUUUAUUCAGCCUUUCCACAUAAUGUUAACCUAUGUCCAGUGGCCUGUCUCAAUGAAUAUGAAGCAAGGACCUCUUUAGUUUGAGAUCCCAGGUAUCCAGAUUUGUUUCUAGUGAUUCAACAUCCACAUCAUCCGGUUUCUACACUUACCUUAUCUUGUUGGGGUAAAUGGAUCAUGACGUCAGCUGACAUCGACACUUCCACGUACGGAGCACAUUCUGCUAGGGGUGCUAUGGCAUCCAAAGCUUUCUCAUUGGAAUGCAGACUGGAAGACCUUCUCCGUGCUGCUGAUUGGUCCCGUGACAUUUCAGAUUUUACUAAUUUCAUGACAUAAAGUCAUAAUUUUAUUAAGGACACUAAGGCGAGUAUUAUUCCACCCGAUCCAGGUAUGUUGCACCCUACCUAUGGGUAUAUUUGCAUGUAAUGGGUGUACAGUCCUCAUGGUAAUGUUGUUCAUUCACCUGGCUGACUAUUACUGUUGAUAUUAUUGAUGUUUUGUCUAAUUGGACAUAUUGUUAUAGUUACUAAUACACUGUGAAUGUGGAAUUUAAUAUCCAGGAACAUAUUUUACCACUUAUUUCUCUGUCUCGGUUAUUUCUCGGUUCAUACCAAGUUCAAGCGGAUGAUUGCCAGUUUCUUCGGAGUUCCGUUGUUGUGUUUUCCCGGAGUCGUUGCUCUGCACAUCUAAUUGGUCAUACUGUAUGUUCUUCAGUCUGUUGGGAUGUUCGUCGGCACCAUCAAGAAAGAGGAGUGGCUUAAGGUCACAUGGGGCAUUAUUGUGCUAGGAACAUUCUCAUUGGAUAACAUGUUAUAUGUGGUUAACCCUUUAGGGUACAUGCUGUUUUGUUUUUCUUUGAAUAUCUACAUUAUCCUUUCUUUGCUGCUGAGGAAUAAAGAAAGGGAUUAAGCAUGAUACUCCGUGUCCUUAAUAAAAUCAUGACUUUACGUCAUUUAAUUAGUAAAAAUCUGGUAAUUACCUUUUCAUAUAGUCAUUUAAACCACACCAAGAGUGUACACACAAUUAUUCAGUAUACAUUAAAAAAAAAAAAAAAAGCCCAGAUUUUCUCACUACUGAUUUUGGAGUUGCAGAUUCGAGAGUUCAGCCACAGGUUCGCUUAGCCUCACUUUCGCUUUAACCCCUUAAGGACACAUGGCGGAAAUAUUCCGUCAUGAUUCCCUUUUAUUCCAGAAGUGUCCUUAAGGGGUUAAUAUUUCAUUGGUGUUAAAAGAUGACUUAUGCAUACGUGUAGAAUAUUAAAAGCUAGCCUUUCCUCUGCCUUACACAAACAAAUGCUUGUUUAGGAAUAUUGUAUUGUUUGUACAAAUCUAAAUAAAAGUAAAAAAUAAAAAUAACAAUGUUCAAUAUUUAGCUUGUUCGGUUUUGUAAAGUAUUAAGAUUUUUUUAUUUAUUUGUUAGGUCUAGAUUGCCCAAUCCAACAGGACGGUACAUACUGAUUUUUGAUGUCUUCCUCUCAGGUCCAGGCUGUUUUUUCCUGAUCACGUUGCUUGCGUGCAGCUCGCUAUGGCCGUUGCUUGUUAUGUACAUGGUAUGGUUCAUGUAUGAUUGGAGUACACCAGAAAGAGGUACAGAAUAGUGACAUGUUAUAAAAUCUAAUGUGGAGACUUAAAUGUAAAGGCAUGCCUAUAAAAGUAUAUGUAAUGUGGAGUAACCGAAAUAAAUUUGCCAAUUAUACCAUAAUUAACUUAUCUAUAACCUGUUAUAAAGACCCUUUCUUUACCCUUACAAAAUCUGCUAGAAAAGUAUCAUGGCUAUAUCAUUAUCUUUAUUUUGCUGAUUUUUAUGAAUAUAUGAUUUGAAAAUUAUAUUUUGUUUCUCUAAUCAUAGUCUGCUUUGGAAUUUUAACUUGAGUUUCAUAUGUUUUUAAUGUAUUGACGUAUAAUGCUCAUGUUCUUAAAGUAUAAAGCGCAUCACUGUCCAUUUUUAAACAUCUAAGCUACCCUGAUCUUAUCCUACAAUACCUUAUUUUAUUCUUGAAAUGGAUUAUAUCUUCUGAAACCCUAAACUGUCAUAUUUCAUCAUUUAAGUUUUAUCAUCCACGUAACACCAUAUCAACACAUGAAGGAGUAUAUCGCCAACAAUAUUUGUUCUAUUCUUUGUCUUAUUCUGAGCCCUAUCUGCUUUUACAGGGGGUAGGAAAUCUAUGUGGAUGAAUCAGUGGACUGUGUGGAAGCAUUUUAAAGAUUAUUUUCCCAUAACGGUAAGUAAGAUAAGUCCAAAUGUACUUCCUACAUUUUUAUACAUUGCAAAUCUUAUGAUUUCAUGGCAAGCCCAACAUGCAUGUUGUAAGAUUGGAGAACCUGUAUAAAGGUAUUAGUGGCAAUACAAUCUAAUCCAUAGGUAUUUGGGUAGCAGCACUAAAGUGUAUGGCUGUGUACUCCAGGACUUUCCAUUGUAAUGGAAACUUUAGCUGACUGUAUAAAAUUAUGUAUUUAAGCUUUAAUUUAUGCAAAUAAUUGCUGCAAAAAACGUUCAGAUAACUUGUGACUGGAUGACUCGAGACAAGGUGCUACAGCAGUUAAAGAAAUUUAAUGUAAAUAAAACUCUGGGGCCUGAUGGUAUUCACCCACGAGUACUUAAGGAGCUAAGUGGGGAAAUAAGUGAACCUCUGUUUUUAAUCUAUCAAGAUUCCUUUGUUUCAGGUAUUGUACCAGAGGAUUGGAGAAAGGCAGAUGUCGUUCCUAUAUUUAAAAAGGUUUCAAAAUCCUUGCCUGGAAAUUAUAGACCUGUGAGCUUAACUUCUGUGGCUGGGAAAAUAUUUGAAGGGCUAUUAAGGGAUAAUAUUCAGGAAUUCAUUGGCAAGAACUUUGUUAUUAGCAAUAAUCAGCAUAGUUUUAUGAAACAUAGGUCAUGUCAAACUAACCUAAUUGCAUUCUACGAAGAAGAAAGUAGAAGUAUAGAUCAGAGUGUUGAAGUGCAUAUGUUCUUCUUGGAUUUUGCCAAGGCAUUUGAUACGGUUCCUCACAAUAGGUUAGUCUUCAAACUAAAAGAAAUUGGUCUAGAUUAAUAUUCUUGUUCUUGCGUUAAAGAUAGAUUACAUAGAGUUGUCAUUAAUGGUAAAUUUUCAGGCUGGACAAAAGUGUGAAGUGGUGUCCCACAGGGUUCUGUUUUGGGACCGCUUCUAUUUAACAUAUUUAUAAAUGCUCUUGAAAUAGGCAUGUUUCAGUGUUUGCAGAUGACACAAAACUUUGUAAAGUAAUAAAAUGUGAGCCGGAUACUGCUUUGCUGUAGAGGGAUUUAGAUAGAUUGGGGGACUGGGCACUAAAAUGGCAGAAGAAAUUUAAUGUAGGGAAAUGCAAAAUUAUGCACAUAGGGGUCAAGAAUGCACAAGCAACUUACACCCUAAAUGGUAGUGAAUUAUGGAUAACCACACACGAGAAGGAUUUGGGAAUUGUUAUAGACCACAAAUUAGGCAGCAAUAUGCAAUGUCAAUCUGCAGUUGCUAAGGCCAGUAAGGUUUUGUCAUUUAUAAAUACUCUGGGUGAAAAUAUAAUAUUGCCUCUUUAUAAAUCACUGGUAAGACCACACCUUGAAUAUGCUGUGCAAUGUUGGGCACCUAAAGAGAAACAGAUAUCAGAAAACCCCAAGGGUACAUAAAUGCAACCGGUACACCAAUGGGUAUCUGAUAUUAAAAUAAAGCAACCCCUAAUCUAUUAAAAUAUAACUUUUAAUAUAGAUACAAAAUAAAAAAGCACAGUGGCUCCUUAGUAAAAAAAAAAAAAUAUCCUAUCUAAAGUUGGUGUAACUAGUAAAAGAAGAAAGGAGGCUGAGUGUAAAUAGGCAUCAAGAAUCAGAAAUGUCACAGUAUCUGAUUCAUAGCACAGAUAUAAGUAAGGCAGAGAGGGUAAUUAGUGUACUGAAAUCAAUUGCCCACUUCCCUCCCUGCUAUCUCUCAAUCCCUUGAUAUCGAGCCCUCCAAAUUUCCUGCACUAGUCUAAUAACCAACUAGAAAAACUAAAAGUACAUCUAAAACUCAAUAGAGUGUAAAGAAUAAACGUAAGUGGAGGGUGGCUAGGUACUGAGCUAGCUAAUGGUCACAGAUACGUCGUCCCUGUCUGUCUCAACCACCAAUCACACUGAAGCGUCAGUGUGUUAAAAGUUAUAUUUUAAUAGAUUAGGGGUUGCUUUAUUUUAAUCUCAGAUACCCAUUGGUGUACCGGUUGCAUUUAUGUACCCUUGGGGUUUUCUGAUAUCUGUUUCUCUUUUGUUGUUUCAAUAGCUAGGGGUUACCCCCCAUUUCUUCAAGCAACCUGACACACACUCUCUACCUUAUCUCUUAUAACUAUUAAUUUUGGGUACCUGUUCUAAAGAAGGAUAUCAUGGCACUAGGAAAAGUGCAGAGACGAGCUACAAAAUUGAUAAAAGGAAUGGAGCACUUUAGUUACAAAGAAAGGUUAAAAAAUUUAAAUCUAUUUAGUUUGGAAAAAUGGUGCUUGAGAGGGGAUAUGAUAACAUUAUACAAAUAUAUUUGUGGCCAGUACAAACCAUUACCUGAAAAUCUGUUUAUAAACAUGGCUAUACAUAGAACACAAGGUCACGCAUUUAGGCUGGAAGAAAGGAGAUUUCAUCUAAGGCAAAGAAAAGUUUUUUUUGUUUUGUUUUUUACAGUUAGAGCAAUAAGGGUAUGGGAUUCUCUGCCUGAAUAGGUGGUUUUAUCAGAGUCCAUACAAAUGUUUAAACUGAAAUUGGAUAAAUACUUGCAAAAACAUAACAUACAGGGAUAUAAUUUCUCAUUUUGUGGUAAUAGCUGCUUGAUCCAAGGAGAUAUCCGACUGUUUUUUUUGGGGUCAAGAAGGAAUUUUUUCCUAGUUUAUUGCAAAAUUGGAAGAGCUUCACACUGGGUUUUUUGCCUUCUUUUGGAUCAACCGCAAAAACAUAUAUGUGAAGAAGGCUGAACUUGAUAGACGCAAGUUUCUUUUCAGCUAUGUAACUAUGGCUAUUUAUAAGUAAAAACCAGUCGUAACUAGAAAUUAUCAUACCCUGAUGCCAAAAUUGCCCAUCCAUGUGCCUCAUUAUCUCCACCUUACCACAAGCCCAUCCUUUUGUCCCAUUCCCCCCACCCCCAAGCCAGGUGUUGAGUUACUUUCCUAGUGAUUCUCAUUCUGGGCUGUACUGCAAGCCAUCUUAAGUUCAGUCUGUUUAUUUUGGAAAUGAAUGUAUGCCCAUUGGGUUCAGAUUGAGUGGUGGACCUGGAGAGUUAAAAAUAAAAACAAACACAAGUUUUUGAGAGAAUGUUGUUUUUUUUAUUAUUUUUUUAUUUUUUAUUAAAUCCAAAACAGAGGCAUAGAACAGAGAAACACUGAUAUUGGUUAUGGUGCUAACACUUAAACAGCAUGACUGGAGUUGCUAAGGUGGAAUUUAUUUGUUCUGUUCUGAAAGUGGUGUAGUCCCACUGGAAACCAGUGAAACCAGACCCCAUUCAGUUCGUGACUGCUCCCCUUUUACAUUUUUGCACAUCUUUUUAGAACAGAACACAUUCAUCUUCCCCAAUGUCUUGCCCUAGUGUGAUCUGAGCGGAUGCCAAGUCUUGUUAUAGAGUGAUCUGAGCGGAAGCCAGGUCUUUGAUGUCUUUGUUAAUAGUACAUCUACAUCAGACUAGUUCCAGUAGCAGAUUUCUCUAUUCAUUGUUUAUUGGUGAUAGUUUUAUGAUUUUUAAUGUAUUCUCUAUUGUAUUAAUUGUGCUGUCCGUUAUUUUUUUUUUUUUUACAUUAUGUAUUUGAACACUGCACACGUAAUAUAAAUCUAUUGUAUAGUUUUUUUGUUUUGUGUUUUUUUUUUUUUUUUAUAAAGGGAUACUAUAGGCACCCAACGACUUUAGCUUAAUGAAGCCAUUUUGGUGUAUAGAUAAUGCCCCUGCAAUCUGACUGCUAAAAUCUGUUAUUUAGGAAUUAAAUCACUUUGUUUAUGACGUCCCAGCCACACCUCCCCUGGCUGUGACUCUUACAGCCCUCAUGAAAAAAUGGUUUCAUUUUUUAAUCAGAUGUUGCUUUUAGAAAUAUGUAUAUCCUGCUCUGUAAACUGAACUUUAGUCACACACAUGAGGGUCCUGGGGGUCUCUAGUAGACUAACACAGAAGGAAUAAAGUGAUUUUAAAGGAUCACUAUAGUGUCAGGAAAACAAAUCGGUUUUCCUAGCACUAUAGUAACCUGAGGGUGCCCCCACCCUCAGGGUCCCCCUCCCGUGGCGCUGAACGGGUUAAAACCUCUUCAGUUACUCACCUUCUUCCACCACCGGGCUCCCUUACCUCUCCUCCCCCGCCGUCAGCGGAGUGGAAUGCUUUCUCAAUGCUUUCCUGUGGAUGCUCUGCGUGAUGAAGGCAUAAUAUGCCUCCAGCGUUGCAGAUGCACCUCUAGUGGCUGUCCGGAAGAGAGCCACUAGAGGCUGGCUUAACCCUGCAAUGUAAACAUAGCAGUUUCUCUAGUUAAAACUAGAGGGACCUGGCACCCAGACCACUUCAUUGAGCUGACGUGGUCUGGGUGCCUAUAGUGUCCCUUUAACUCCUAAAUGGCAAAGAAUUGAGCAGUGAGACUGUAGGGGUAUGAUCUAUACACUAGAACUGUUCAAGAUAAAGUUGUUUCAGUGCCUAUAGUAUCCCUUUAAGAUAGCACAGUUUAUAUAUAUAUAUAUAUAUAUAUAUAUUUUUUUUUUUUUAUAUAUAUUUUAUUUGGUGUUUUUAAAUUACAUAUUAUGUAUCCGUACACAAAGUGAGGUACACUGACUUGGUAUGUUCUGGGUUUACAAUUUUGCCUUAGUAGAAUAGUUGUGCUAUUGCAUUAUUGUUACUUAUUGAGAUCCUGAGAUCCCUACUGAAAGCUUUGAAACUUGACACGCAGCAUUCAUAUUGUCAAAGUCAUUGUCAUCUGGCAAAGUUACCAUCAUUAUUGAGUUCCAAGGUCAGCUGCUCUAUAAAGCAAACAAUACAAGUCCUCUUAAUUGGCAAUAUGCCACAUUACCACUCCCGAUGGCAUGACUUUAUGAGCUCAACUGUCUGCAAAGUGACUUGUUGGAGAAAUUACACAUUAAAAUAACCUCAGGGCAAAAUAUGUUUUCCAUAUAUUAAGAUAUGAUAAAUGAGCAAGCCUGUUUAAUUUCAAUUAGGUAAAUUUCACUUUUUAUGUUUUUUUUUUUUUCAUUUUUCAUGAUCUUACACAAUUUCUCAUUCUUAAAAAGCAACUAAAAGCAGUGAUUUUGAGUAGUUGAUAUAUUAUGUAUAUCUCAGCAGCCACCUUUGCUGCAUUGCCAUUGUGACUGCUACUGGAAAGCUGUUUGGUUUAAAACACUACUUUGUUUUCUUAUUAUGGUGGCAUAUGCCCACCUUGUCUAUAAUACAAAGUGAUAAGCUAUUGCCUUAUUCCACCAGCUCCAUAAAACUGUGGAUCUGGAUCCAAAUCAAAACUACAUCUUUGGAUAUCACCCACACGGGAUCUUGAGCAUCGGAGCCUUCUGCAAUUUUGCUACUGAUAGUACUGGGUUCUCUCGUUUAUUCCCCAAAAUGAAGCCAUGUGUGACUACUUUGGCAGGAAAUUUCAAGUUGCCUAUAUUCAGAGAGUAUAUUUUGGCAGCAGGUAAAUAUUCACCAUUAAUAUAAUGUCUAUGAAUUCAGAUUGUAUAAUCCAUUUAGAGAAACCUUGUAGAAUAUAUAUUAUUUUAAUCCAUUCCACAGGACCGAUGCACUGCCCAAUAACUAAUGUUUGGUGCUGGACAUCUGGUUCCUUCCAUUCUACAUGAGUUCUUAUUUGUUUGGGUCACAAGUCCUUAGUUUUCUCAAUGUGUGAAACAGUGCGUCUUCCCUUGGCCAGCAGGUUGGGGCUAUUACAUUAAAAAAAGUGGAGGGACAUGCUAGUGUCCCUUCCUGCCUCAAUUUUGGAGGCAAUUAAUAAACAAUGGAGGGACAUGGUGUUCACCCUGGCCCCACUUGUGGUCAGGAGGUGGUAGCUCUAAUAAAAAUAACAGGUAGGACAGAUCUAAUGACCUAGUGCUCUCAAUUACUGCCCAAAGCCACUUUCUGCUCGCUUUUUAGCAUACAUGCCCCCUCUUGCAGCACGGUGAGUGGAGGCAUGGAGGAGAUUUAAAACGUCCCUUGUACCAAUAUUGGGGUCCCAGUGACUCCAUAGGCUUUUAUUUCAUUUUUUUUUUUAAAUGACUAACUGGAAAAAAAGGCUGAUAAAUAUGUUUCUGAACAAUAUCUAUCGAGCAGCUUGGUUGGCAUUAAAUCCAGUCGAAAUUGAAUUGAACAGUCGUCUGGAACCAGGAUAUAUUUAUUAACCUUUUUUGUCUGAUAGCAUGGAAUCGAGGUCAUAGCUGGAUCCUUUAAAGGAAAAGUGUAGGCACCAGAACUACCAUAACCACUGCCUGGAUUCUGCUGGCAACUGGUCACACAUCAAUACUAAAUGGUUUACUCACAGUCUAGUAGAGAUUCUUGGUCCCUUAAAUCCCAGCCUACAGUGGAAAACAAGCAGAGUUGUGCUCUCCUUCAUGCAAUACCAGCAUCAGUGGUCAGUUACUGGCUGAGAACGCAGCAGAGUGCUCUUAAUCACUGCCCUAAUCGAAGGUAUGAAUUGGUAUGGUACGAGGAAGAGACAUAUAGCUCUGCCUCUGGCAUGUCGUCAUUGGCUUUAGGCUGCUGGAGACAGAGAAUUUCUACUAAAUGGUGAGUAAACCGUGCGGGACUUGGCCUCCAGGCACUAUAACAACUUCAGUACAAGUGAUUAUGGUACCCACAGAGUUCCUUUAAGUUAUAAUCAUACUGACUAAGUUAUGAGAAUCAGUGUUACUUUUUAAAUCUGCAGUGAAGAAACCAGCAGUGUAAAUAAUAGGUGUUGGUUAUGGAGAAUGUUACUCCUAUUUUCACAGUUCCAUUAUUGUAGACCAGAAUAAGAGACAAGCCCCACAUAUUGCAUAACACAGACUGAUCAGAAGCGAUGGACACAUAACUCUAUUGAAAGUUUGAAUAUAUAUAUAUAUAUAUACAACAUCAAAUCAAUAAAUUUAUAAAUGAACUAAAGUGGCUUGACCAACACCUACUAGCACUCUCUGAAAUGGACUGCAUAGAAACAGGAAGAAUUCAUGUGUAAUUGCCUGCUCCCAGUUUAUGAUGCUUGAAAGUCCAUGGUGUUUGAUUAAACUCGUUGUAUUGAACUGGCCAAUUGUGGCCAUAUUGUAAUCUAUUCCAGGAAUGUGCUCGGUCACCCACUCAUCAAUAGACUAUCUCUUAUCACACAAUGGCCCUGGUAAUGUAGUGGUCAUUGUAGUUGGAGGAGCGGCAGAAGCUUUGAACUGCACUAAGAAGCAACAUAAACUCACCUUGAAAAGACGAAAAGGGUUUGUUAGGAAGGCACUUGCUAAUGGGUAAGUAGUGGAGAGCUUUAAAAAGAUGGUCUGUCUCAUUUGCAACGAUUACGGUGUAGAUGCAGCGUGUGAAAUUGUGUUAUAUAUAUAUAUAUAUAUAUAUAUAUAUAUAUAUAUAUAUUUAUUUAUUUUCUGUUUGUCACGCUUCCUUUCAUUUCUAUAAUUAGGAGUAAUUAUAAUUAGGUUGGAGCUAUUACAUUAAAAAAGUGCAGGGACAUGCUAGUGUCUUCUCCUGACUCCAUUUUGUAGGCAAUUAACAAACAAUGGAGGGGCACCUAAUAAUGUAGGUGUAUAUGUUAUGUAUACAGCUCUCCCUUCUAUCCAUCCCCUGCAGCCUCAUUUCAGGCCACACACAUGGCAUUAACAAACACAUGUGAAGUAUGAACUGCACUGAGUAAUAAAAAGAUAUUCCACGCAGUUAUUCUACAGACUGCCCUAAAUUACAUUUAAAAACAGAUUUAGCAAAUCUGGAUCCUUUAAGACCACCGUACUCCAUAAAACAGCCAGCAAGAGUUUUUUUUAUAUCAAAUCUAACCAUUCUGGGUUCUAUAAUAUUAGGAAAUAAAUGCAAUGCCCACCCUGCUGACACUGAAAUAGUGAAACUUGGAGUCGGAGAGUGUCUUAUAUUUUCAGUAAAGCCAUCAAGUCCUCUCCAGCACCACUAAAAAUCCAUUAACAACCUAAAAUAACAUGUUAUCUUCAGUAGGUUAGCUCUGGUUUCAGUCAUCCUACACAUUUCCCGAAGCCCGAGUGUUAAUACAUCCCUUCCCCUGUACACUGCAAGUGGCUAGAAUUAAUGGUUUUACACAUUUUUCUGCAUUAUGUCCUUUGUAUGUUUUCACAAGUAAUUCACAUCCCACUCUGGCUGACCCACUGCAGCACAAUACACAAAGGAUCAUAUGCAUUUACAUUAUAUUAGAAGUAUUUUUAUGGCAGUUGAAAUGCUUUAGACUUAAUAAGGGGAGAAUCUCCCACAGUUGUGUCAUCCUUUUUUUCUUUUUUCUAAUUCUGUUAGAAGAAAAAAAAAUGUAAACUUGCUACGACCUUCCCGAAAUUACAUAAAACAACUUAUUGGGCUACGUGCGCAGUGCCGCAUUACACAGAGACUGGUUUGGGGUAACCAGAACAUAAAAUCAUAUAUUUAACACUAAUAAAAUCCACACAAAAAAGCAGCAUUUAAACUGUGCUUUUAUAUAACAAUAUCUGUUUCUUUCAGAUCACUGUAUUUAAUUAUAAUUACACAGGUCAUGCAUUGAACGUGGUGCUCAGGGCUGAUUUGUUGGCAAUGAUCUCAUAUCAGUGGAUGGAAAUACAGAUACAUAGAGCAGAUGUAUGCAUGACAUAGCCCUAGUGGUAUUUGUAUUCAAAUGUAGUAUUGGCUUACAUAGUCUCUGUAAUUUUCCUUUUUUAGAUCGUCCUUAGUUCCUGUGUAUUCUUUUGGGGAGAACGAGGUUCUACAGCAAUGCCAGUUUGAAGCUGGAAGUUGGAAGAAAAGCCUUCAAGAAUUAUUCCAGCAUUGGGUUGGAUUUGCUCCUUGCAUUUUCUUUGGACAAGGCAUUUUCUCCAGCAGUUCCACGGGAAUAAUGCCAUUCCGAAGACCCAUCAAUACAGUGGGUUAGUCCUAAGUCAUUGAGCACCUGCACAAAUGUAGUUGUGAUGUUAACAUCUAGAAACUGUGAAUUUGAUGGUGAAAAUUUAAUUUUAGUACAGACCUAGAGACAUUAAUAUGGUAAAAUAAUUUCAAAUGAGAAAGGUCUAUACAAUAAAGAAGACAUUAAAGAAAGAUGAGAAGUGAGUAAGCCUAAUCUAUUGUGGAUCCAUUGGGACAGACAUUUGAGUACUUGUCUUGUUUUUUGUUUUUCUCUCUUAUGAAACAUCUUCUAAAAGUCCAGUGCAAGCGCUUUAAUAAGCGCAUUCCUGAAUAAGUAAUGCUACUGCAAGUGCUUUCACAUUGUGGUGUUUAUCAGUGUAUUAUUUACUAAUCCAUACAACUUGGGCUAACAUAAAACCUUAUCUGUCACCUGUCCCUGACGUAGUCCUUCUUUUGUCAGAUGACCUCUUUAGUCUCAUUUUUAGAUCUCCUAUGCUAACUCACUCCUAACCUCCUGUGUUAUUGCCCAAUGCCUUACUCUAAGUAUCCAACCUGCAAUCAUUCUUAACAUUCUAAAACCUCCCCAUAUGCGUAUUGUGAAACUGGGGCUGUGAGGGUUAAAGGACCUCUCUAGGCACCCAGACCACUUCAGCUUAAUGAAGUGGUCUGGGUGCCAGGUCCAGCUAGGGUUAACCCAUUUUUUCAUAAACAUAGCAGUUUCAGAGAAACUGCUAUGUUUAUGAAUGGGUUAAGCCUUCCCCCUAAUCCUCUAGUGGCUGUCUCAUUGACAGCCACUAGAGGCGCUUGCGUGCUUCUCACUGUGAUUUUCACAGUGAGAGCACGCCAGCGUCCAUAGGAAAGCAUUAUGAAUGCUUUCCUAUGUGACCGGCUGAAUGCGCGCGCAGCUCUUGCCGCGCGUGCGCAUUCAGCCCAGGAGGAGGAACGGAGGAGGAGAGCUUCCCGCCCAGCGCUGGAAAAAGGUAAGUUUAACCCCUUUUCCCCUUUCCAGAGCCGGGCGGGAGGGGUACCCGGAGGGUGGGGGCACCCUCAGGGCACUAUAGUGCCAGGAAAACGAGUAUGUUUUCCUGGCACUAUAGUGGUCCUUUAAGCUGUGAAACUUGUACAGUGGCAUGUAACCUAAUUUUUCAAUUUUUGGCUUAAGUGACUCCUGAAUAACAUGGGCCUGGCGCUGCAUAAUUACCAAACACCAUUACAUAAUUAUUUAACUUGUUAAGCUUGGCAUUUAGUGGAAGCAAAAUUUAACAAUGAUAUGUAAAAGGCAAUGGGAAAGUUCAUAGGAGCUCAAAAAUAAUUAACAUAUAUACAUGCAUUCACAUUGAAAAGAGUAUAUACAACAUAUUGUAAAGAGCUCAUACUCCGAUCAGUAAAUAACCAAAACAAACUCUGUACUAUAGCUUGUUCAGGGUAAACACAAUUUUGUGUAAAAGGACGGCAAGACAAGUACGGGGGAAUAGAAUAUGCUAGUCCAGGCUUCCUGGUUAUUAUUACAUGCUAUUUAGGAGGUUGGACAGACUUGCCGUGAGCACCCUCACACCAUCUCUACCUUAGUGGCACACUGAUUGAAAUACAAAAUGCCGCAUGUGUUGAGAAAUCAGUCAGACAACAUCCAUUCUGAAUACAUUCUGAUUAAACUUCUGUUUUAUUUCAGUUGGAAAACCCAUCCCUGUCCCUAGGAUUGAGGAUCCCUCUGAGCAGGAGGUGGAUACUUACCAUUCUCUAUAUGUUGGCGCUCUGAAGGAACUGUUUAACACAAACAAGAUGUGUUUUGGUCUACAGCAAAGUGACAAUUUGAUACUGGUUUGAAACCUGUAAUACUGGACUAAUUAUGAAUGCAAUAUUGAGAUAAUAUAGCCUUUGCCAUUAACAGAAUAUGUGUGUACUCUUUAUCUCAUUGAACAGUACAUAGGCUGGGCGUUGAUGGAGAUAACACAUGCUUAUCUGAUGUCCUUUUUGAUACCGUUACCAGUUAUAAAGAAUGAUGAUAAAGUAACCUGUCCAUUUUUUUUUCUUUGCACUGCAAGUCUUCCAAAUGAUGGAAAAUAAUUAAAAAGACAAUUAUAUAGUUUGGCAGGAGGUGGGUUGGUAUUUGUUGAUCGAAUCAACACAACAGCAGGAACAACAUGUAUAAUAAAGAAACUUGUUUAUGUAUAUCAUUUAAUGUCUUCCUUUUGGAAAAUAUUGAUGCCAAAUGGUGGCCAACUGCUGCCUUAUUACACUAUGUAAGUGAAAUGUGUUAAAGAAGAAAAAAAAAAUUAUAAUAAAAAAAAUUAGGAUCUUGACAAUCCUUAUUUGCUUUAUAGACCAGUAGAGAUAAACAAAGUACAAUUUAGUGAUAUAUCUAUCAAUCCGUAAUAUUGUAUGUGUUAAUUCGGUAUCUGAGAAUAUCAAUCAAAUACAUCACAGUAGUGCGGUGUAGCCCACAAGCUGGGGGGGCGUCAGUUGGCAUUCACACUUAAGGCAAAGUGAUGGGUGUCUGAUCAGGGGCCGUAUAACAGCGUGUCUGGACCCCUGUCUCAACGGCAGCUUGCAGAAAGUUGAGACCAGCCCCAGACCCCAGCAGCCAGAUGCCACUGGAACCCAUGAAUUCCUUCCUCCUACCUAAAAUAUAUGGAAACAGGAGGAUGGCCAAACAUAUGUAAAUUCUGACUUCGGUAUGCAUGUGUAUCUGUAUGUGUAAAUACACAAAUCUGUGUUCAUUUCUACAUUGUGUCUAAAUAAUUAAUAUGUAUUCUAAAUGUUAAUGGAAGAUGUUUAGUUUGCACUUUAUUUGUAAACAUAACCAUAAUUAAAGUGUGGAGGAUAUAGGGAGCUAAUCUAAAGAUAUGGUGUUUAUUUUAGUCUUGUUCUGGAAGUCCCAACCUAGCAAAACAAUUUUAUAUUUUUGACAUGACCGAAUUGCUGCAUAGCAAACAUCUUUCCAAAACAACUGUCUAGUGUCUGUGGAAUAUCUAAAUAUAACCGUGAAGUGGAGCGCUAUAGUAUGUGCAAUGAUUCUCUAAAUAAACACACUUCUCUUACAGCAUGUCUCACAGUUACAUCUCUAAUUCAAACCUCCGUAAAAUAAAAUACACUAUACACACAAAUAUGUAAUAGGGUGCAUUGCACGCUCACAUAAAUGUGAGCUAAUAAGCUAGCUCUUGCUGUGUUUGCUUCUAGACUAGGUUAGGCAGCCUCUCUCCUCAAUGGACAGCAUAUCAACACCAAUAUUCCAGCCGUCUCUACAUCCACCUCUCAAAAAAAGGAUAAUGCGGCAAUAUAUUACACAAUAAAAUCAAUACACUCACAUUCAAUAGAGCCUAAACUAAUGGUUCGACAAGGUGGCAGUGUGUGUAUUCCCUCUGAGGACUUCUCUUCAAAGCAGAUACUAUGUAGUAUAUUCGAAUAAGGCUUUAUUCAGUAAACCACUAUAUAAACAAAAUAAACACAAAUGUGUUUCACCUAUACAGGCUUCUUCAGUCAAGUAAGUCAUCCUCCUCUAGUUACCUUUGUAUACUCCGACAUCCCCUUUACUUGGAAUAUCUUCCUGGCAACAAACCAACAACCCCAGGGCGUUUAGGAGCAAAGUCAUUAGGGUUAAUAGGAAAAACUAUGCUGCAGAAUAUGUUUUAUAUCUGAAAAUCAACAAUUGUUACUGAAAGGAAAAUGUGAUACUCUCAUUAAUGAGAACAAUACAGAAUCUAUGUGUUUAGAUGUAUUGCACGCAUUAACAGUUGGAAGAGUACAUCUGUAAGCUACCGAUAUAACCAAAGUAUAUUCAAUGAUCAUAGUAACAUUCUGACCGUAAUGAGACUGACACUAUACAAGCUCUGUUACUUAUGUCAAAUUGUCAACCGUAACACGGCGAAAUGAAUGCUAACUAAAACCAGACUUGAAAAAGCUUCCUUAAUGUCCAGCUUGUGUGAGUUCUAACAGCCUUGAUAAGUAUGUUUAGCAAACACGGGUAGUGCACUGUUUAAUUUUGACCUUCUAAAUGUCACAGGAUUCUGGUUCAUCUUGUUAUUCUACUUAAAAUACAUACUCGUUUUCCUGGCACUCUAGUGCCUCCCCUCCCGCCGGGCUCUAGGUGGUGGAAGGGGUUAAAUUUACCUCUUUCUCCAGCGCCGGGCGGGGGACUCUCAUCCUCCUCCUCGUCUGAAUGCGCAUGCGCGGCGCGAGCUGCGUUUGCAUUCAGCCAGUCCAUAGGAAAGCAUUCACAAUGCUUUCCUAUGGACGCUGUCGUCUUCUCACUGUGAAAAUCACAGUGAGAAGCACAGAAGCGCCUCUAGCGGCUGUCAAUGAGACAGCCACUAGAGGCUGGAUUAACACUAUUAUAAACAUAGCAGUUUCUCUGAAACUGCUAUGUUUAUAGAAAAAAGGGUUAAACCUAGCUGGACCUGGCACCCAGACCACUUCAUUAAGCUGAAGUGGUCUGGGUGCCUAUAGUGGUCCUUUAAACUUGGCAGAGCUUUACAGAGCUAGGUGUGAACUAACAUUUUCUUUCAUUUGGAAAUAUAAAAAAAUUAUAAAUAAUUAAAUAUGCAUGAGUAUACCAUUUAUUUGUAGAAAUCAAUCUGAAUAUGCAUGCAGACAUGCAUACCUUAAUCACAUGCGAAUUAUUAAGCAAAUAUCACAUCAGUUAUUGUAUGCAAUGCAAAAUAAGUAUACUAAGUGGAUGAAGAGAACAAAACAGAAAUAUUUACUGAAACAUAAUUGUAAGCUGGACAUUCUGUGUAGAAUUAACUUCCAGUGGAGUUUCCAACGUGAUAAGUUGUCACUUACAACGUAUCGUAUUUUUCCGUGUAUAAGAUACCUCCAUGUAUAAGACUACCCAUAUUUCUUGAGCCCAAAAUUAAGAAAUUAACAUUUUAAACAUCAUAUAGGACAACUUUGAUAUUUUAGACGUGACUUCUGAGGAGAACAACACACCUCUGAUUCUCAUGCCUCCCCUGUGCUACUCUGUGAAGUUGAUGGCUCUAUAGUGCAUGCUGGAAGACUACAGCUCCCACAAUACAGCAGGUGGUGUGAGGGAAUGCUUGAAUGCUCUGCUCCCUGAUCCCCAUUUCCUCCCCCAUAAAUAUAAAUCAGUGAGCAAGACCUACUUGAGAUGGAGCAAACCUUAAUAUGGCUUCUCCUUUUAUGGUGUGGCAUGUCUCUGGUGCUCUGCUUGUGGUAAGUGCUGAUGUCUGCUCCAGCUUGCACUAGGGUUGCCAUCUUUCUUGGGAAAAAAAUGCUGCCCAUACUAAUUUGCAUUAUUAAUUAUGCAUGCGUGUCAUCACAAGAUGAAAAUCACAAGGAGUGACAUAACAGAAAAUUCUAUAAAAUUACCAAAAAAACUACUUAGUUGGAUUCUGCCGUAUAGAGGGAUUGCUUCCACUGUUUCCCUGUCUCACAUCGCUGUGUUCCCAUUUUUCUCAGUGUCCACUAAUGUCUCCCAGUGUCCCCUAGUGUCUCAGUAUCCUCAUGUCACUCUUAGUGUCUCCAUGUCUUCCAGUGUUCCCUAGUGUCUUAGUGGUGUCUCCAUGUCUCCCAGUGUCCCCAUGUCUCCCCUAGUGUCAGUGUACCGUAGUUUACCCAUGUCUCCUAAUGUUUCAGUGUCCCUAUGUCUCCCAGUGUUUCAGUGUCCCCAUGUCUCCCAGUGUCUCAGGGUCCCCUAGAGUCACCAUGUCUCCCAGUGUCCCAAUGUCUUCCAGUGUCCCCAUGUCUCCCCUAUUGUCUGGGCCCCCAUUUAUCCCAGUAUCUCCAUGUCUCCCAGUUUCCCCUAGUGUGUUUGUCCCCCUGUCUCACAGUUUCUCAUAGUGUCUCAGUGUCCCUAGUGUCUCUGUCCCCAUGUCCCCCCUAGUGUCUCAUUGUCCCUAUGUCUCUUUGUGCCCCUAGUGUCCCCAUGUCUCUGUGUCCCCCACAGCUUCAAGUGAGUAAGCGCUCCUGCAGAGAGUAUAGCUGAUCAACCCAAACACUAGCUCAGACUGAGUGAAGGGUUUAAAGGAACUGGUUUAUUAUGGCCAAGUUGCCUGCUUAUAUACACAAGCCCAAGAAGGGGAUCUCCACACAAUACAAUGCAAACCCCUCCCAGAGAUCUCUGUGCCUGAGCAAUAAUUGCAUUAAAGACUGGUAAGCUAAUUAUCUACCAGAAACAGAGAGGCAAACACAAAAACAUAAAAAUACCCCAAAACAUCAUAAAAAUAUACAAUAACCCCACAAAUAAUACAUCCCCAAAUAGCCCUGAUCCGAGCGCUCAAGUUCUCCAAAUAGCCCUCAGAUCCAUGCAGUGUAGGGGAAAUGCCACUGUGUUAAAGUUCUGACCGGCUGCACACGUGGUGUACAAAAAUCUUAUGCCCCAAAUAGUUCCAGGGCGUUUGGUGCUUUUACCGGUCAACAUUCGGGAGCUCCUGCGGCUGCAAUACGGCGUGCUCCACCUGACUCUCAAGUAGCGUUUGUUCCCCUUAGUCUCAGGCACCUUCCCUCCAGAAAGAACCAAGUUGUCCAGGAACCGCACAGUCACUUCAUGCCGAAAACAGUUCCAUAACAUUCACAGCUAAGUACUGCUGAGGUGACCGGGGACCCACGAAGUCCUCAUGCUGAAAUUAGUUCCACAGUGAUCGUUGCUAAGUACCGCUGAGGACCACUCGUGGGUUUGGUUCAUGUGAACGGCUGCCAGGGAGCUAGCGUUCAGUUCUAUUCAAAUGAAGGGAAAGUGAUGAACCAAAGGCAUCCAGGGAGGGCUGCUAAUGGCUGCUGUGUAGGGUAACCUUUAAAUGGGAUCUCCGACCUGGACCAUAGUCGGUGGGGCAUGAGGCCAGCUUCCACACUCCUCCAUGAGUUCAUGGCAAACGUCCGAGGAAAAGAGUGUUUGUCACCCCCUUGUCCAAUUUAAACCCUUGCAAUAGUGUUACAGGGAUUUGCUCUGCUUAUGUCACCACAGGGAUUGCUUUGCUGAUACUAAUCCUAACCCUUAACCUAUAGGAACACUAUAGGGACAGGAACACAAACAUGUAUUUGAUCCUACAGUUUUAAAAUCACUAUCUAACCCACUGCUCUGCUAAAUAAAGUAAAAUCUUACCUUUAUUACAGUCUGCUUGUGAUGGCUCUGCCCCUGAUCUGCCUGCUUGGCUGACUUCAUUAGAAGUGAUGAUCUGAGCCAAUCUCAAUGCUUUCCCAUAGGAAAGUAUUCGAUUGGCUGAGCUUGUCAAGGAGGUGGGGAAGCGGGCAUACCCAGAUGCCACUCUAGUCAGUCAGCAUCUCCUCGUAGAGAUGUAUUGAAUCAAUGCAUCUCUAUGAGAAAAGUUCAGUGUCUCAAUGCAGAGGGUGGAGACACUGAAUGACACUGUGCAGCACUGAUCCUGGAAGCUCCUCUAGUAGCUAUCUGAGAAGUGGCCAGUGGAGGUGUCCCAAGGCUGUAAUGUAAACCCUGCAUUUUCUCUGAAAAGACAGUGUUUACUGCAAAAAAACUGAAGUAUUUUCUACUCACCAGAACAAAUACAAUAGGCUGUAGUUAUUUUGGUGACUAUAGUGUCCCUUUAACCCUAAUUCAAAGAACAGUUUUAGUGGAAUUUCUACUGUGGAUGUCAGAAGAGGGAAUCCCUUGCUGAUAUCCGCACAGGACAUCUCUCAUAAAGUAGUGUGCUUUACAAAUGCAGCAUGGAAGGGAUUAUUUCCCACUCUGCUGUUAAAUCAUAUUGUGACAAAAUGUUACAAUUUUAUUGAAUGCCUCCUUGCAGUAGGAAUCACAGUGAUCAGCAAUGGGCAGCCUGCUUGGUGAUUGCCCUGCUGGAGGCUUUCAGGGAGACCCAAUCGGAACCUGCGCAUCUACCCUUUUAAAGAAAAUCCCUGGUGACAUAAAAUAUUAUAUCACUGGGACCAUGCCUGAGUCCGUUAGUUCAGCCAUGGUAAUUUAAAGAGCACUGGAUACAGCUCAUCUGUCAGCAUUGGGCUAGCCCCAGCUAACAGACAGGAGCCUCAGGUAUUGAGUGAUAGCUAGGGUUCUCCAGUUACCAGCAGGGAAACAGCCCAUGCUGGUAAAUAUUGCACAACAAAAUUAUUCUCUUAUGGGCCUUUACAAGAAGGACAUUCAUGACAGAAUAAUUCUGUCAUCGGUCCUUAAGGCGUUAAUAUCAAACUGCAACCUUAACAUGCAAGAUUUUCGCACAACCAAGGAGCCUAUGAAAAGUUAGCCAUUGGGUGUGGUAUAUAUUUUUUUCAAUAUAAAUUAUAACGCAUUCUUAUUCUAGCCAUUUAUAUGCCAUGCUGGCAAACAGGGUAUGUCAAGUAAAUGAAAUUAACCUUGCAGUGCUGUACACAUGGUACAUGCCCGUGUAUGGCACUGCUGAAGGAAUGGAAGAGAGCACAUGCGCUCAUGAGGCAUUUCCGCAUAGAUACAAUGAGCAUUUUCAAGGCUUGAUGAGUUGUCCACAAUGCGGAUAUGCUGCAUACGCUUUUUUACAUACCUCCACAAUGUUAUUAACCCUGGUAUAUACUGCAAUAAUGUAUGUAGACAAAUGAGAGCUACCCCUUAAAUUACACUCUUUUCUUUAUUACGGAGGUUUCCAUUGCAUUGGGGAAGGCAAUGCUACUAUUUAUUUAUUAUUGCUAUUUAUAAAGCGUCAACAGAUUCCGCAGCGUUGUACAAUUAGUGGAGAACAUACAAUAUACACAGACAAAUACAAGAGGUAGAGAGAACCCUGCCCAUACGCUACUACAGUAAACAAUCCACAGUACAAAUCAAACAAAUAGAGGCUGCGCAAAAUGUUGCUAUGUGCACAAACAAAGUGCAACCAAAAUUUAUUGGAGGACAAAAUAAUAAACAAACAUUUCGGGUACAACCCUUUUUCAAUGCACCAUGUCCCUUUUUGCAUUUAAAAAGGGUUGUACCCAAAACGUUUGUUUAUUAUUCAUUAAAUUUAGAAUUCUGGAGAAUUGUUAGAAUUUAGAAUUGUGGAGCCAAAUUGUUAACAUUCUCCAUCUCAGCUAUUUUAUCUUUAAAUUCCCCUUACAGCUUCGCUGCUAUUUCUGGCCUUGUGGAAGCCAUGUGAGUAAAGACCUCUUUUCAUUAGUAUACCGGUAAUUUGCAUUACAUUGGGACAAGUGGCCGCUGGACAACCACAAGAGCAAUUUAUUCCACAUUCCUCAAUGUGACCUGGAGUAACCCUGUCCCCGCCCCAUUCCUAAGCCACACCCCCGUCUCCCAACGCGCCACUACAGCCUGGCCAAUCGCGAUCGACCUCUCAGUCGGCCUCAAUGACAGCAGGAGAAUGGGCCUGGGCUCGUUGGCCUGUCACACCUCUUCAGAGGCGCGCGCUGAUUGGCUGGGGGGAGGUGUGGCUCUGACGUCGGGCAGAAACCGUGCGUGUUCACGGCCAGUGUCACCGGCGAGCAUCUUGUGCGUGAGUGUGCUGCGUCCGUCAUCGUAGCCGCCAUCAUCAGCCGGGGCACCGUGCCCUCCCUCCCUCCAUCCCUCUCUCCUGGCGGUAAGUUGCCCUCUGGCUCACAGGGGACCUACCUGCCCCUUCCUGUUUGCAGGUAAUUGCUCCCUGUUGUCCCCAGUGCCCUCUGGUUCUAUAAUGGCCGGUGUCUGGCAGAAUACCGAGACCUAAUGUCAACUUUCCAACAGACAGCAUGUUUAUUAUUUACAUUAUUCAUUCAGUAAAUGGAGGACCUCAUUAUUACUAACCUGUAACCAUCAGCAGGUCCAUUCCAUCUAAUGAGGCUGGGCUAUAUAACAAUAUUAUACAUACAUAUAUAUCAUAUUGGGUUAUAUAACUAUUAUAUACUGUAUCCUAUUAAUAUUAUACACCCCUUGCAGGGAUUAUUUAUUGCCCUGUAUUUGAUCAAUUUAGUUUUUUUGUUAGAUGGGGAUUCCCCUUUGUUUGAUGCCUCCAAUGUCUAGCCCAUGGGUCCUCAAACUCCAGCCCCCCCCCAGAUGUUGCUGAACUACAACUCCCAUGAAUCUGUAAAUUACAUAGCCAGAGAAUCAUGGGAGUAGUAGUUCAGCAACAUCUGGGGGGGGCCGGAGUUUGAGGACCCAUGCCCAAUAAUGCCCUCAGAUACCCAUUCACCCAGUCAUUGUAGGUCUUUGUGUGCUGGUUAAUGAAUACUACUAACAGGGUUAUUCACUAAAGGAUUGAUUGUCUGAGAUCAAAUAGAAUAUCAUCAUAUUUUAGGCCAAAAUGGGGGGGAAAUAUCACCAAGGCAGAUAUGUUUUCAGUUUAGCUAUUUAGGCCUUAAAUGUUUAAUUUCACUUUAAUUCCGUACAAUUUAUAAUUUAGACUAAAAUAAUCCUCUAUAUAGUUACACUGAAGGUCAUGAACUUGCAGACCCCCCCUUUUUUAUUUUUUUGCUUCACUUAUAUAUUUCAUUAUUAGGAGUUUUUUUUGGAUUGUAGGAAAGCACAAGAAUUCAAUACGGUAAAAUUUGGUUUUUCAAGCAGUUUUUAUUUUUAUUAUUAUUGGUAAGCUAUAUGUAUGUUUGUCUCUUGUUACAUAAAUUAAGCUUAGACUUGGCAAUGUACAAUGCUGAUCUACGUGUACAGGAUAAAAUUACUAAUCUAAAAUACAUCUGUAUGCCAAUUUAAAUGCCGUAGUCUGGGUUAAUUGGUAUCUUGUGCUUUUAGAUUUGGGACUUAACUUGAAUAGUCGACUAAAAUCCAAAAUACUGUGUAAUAUGAUUGUGGAGAAGAAUGAGGCAUUUUACUUUUUAAAUAAGUGUGCUAUGUUGAACUUGGCAUGUAUUUCUUGGAUAUUAAAUGACAAAAUUGGUUUAUGCAAAAACGUGGCAAAUAGGUGCUGUGGUGUAUUGAGGGUAGUUUGUAAAAAUUCUCCAAUUCCUGUUUUGGUUCCUGUCUCAGCUAUUUUGGAUGAUCUAUUUUCAUUGGUUAGCCAGUGUAUUUACGUUCUGUUUUCUUCCUUCUGACUGUUUCUCUUUAACGCUAUAGGAAGAAUGCAAAUAUAGAUGGAAAUCCCAGAGUAUUGAAGCAUGUCUAUGUUUGCCUAUAAUUGGUCCAAUACAUAAGAAUCUUGUGACAGCCCUCAUGUGUUUUUAAUUAGUUUUUAUCUACAAGAUUCUUCUUUUCCUCAUUUUGGAACCAGCACCGAUGUCUACAGCAGCUGCUCUGGAACCUACUUCAAAUAAGCCCAAAUGAAUAUUUCAGUACUUGAGAGUUCUGUAUGCUUUGUACCUCUAAUAUCCUACUACUUACAGCAGUAAAGAAGCAAUUUUUCAGUUAUGUACAUAAAUGCGAUUGCCAUGGUGAUCCAAUAAUCACAUUUUCUGGAUAUGUUACAAGUAACCUAAUUUCAGUUGGAAGUAAGCCAUGCAGCGAUUGUAUAUUAAAGGAACACUCCAAGCACCAUAACCCCUACAGUAUGUUGUAGUAGUUAUGGAUUAAAGCGUGCCCUGCAUGCCACCAUUGGGUGUCUGUAACCAACAAGCUAUGCGUGCUAAGAGAUGUCCAAAAUGCUCAGAAUUAGCAGUAGCCAGCCCAGAACUCUUGAUCUGGUCUUGGUAAUAAAGCUGGCAGAUGUGGUGUUACACUUUUAUCUGCAAAGGUCUUUUAAAUGAACACUGUAUUCCUAGAGCUACAGCCCUAAUGCCCCUUCUCAAUUACAGUAGUUCCUUCCCAGGGUAAAAUAAAAAGAACAAAAUAUAAAAAAAAUAUUCCCCCUUUUCUCCAGUGCUGAGUCUACCUUGGGUUGCGUCAUCCUAGCAUGAUGGGCCAAUCCAACUCUCCUUAUAGAAGCACAUUGGGGAACUCAGGUGCAUACGUGGUGCUUGCCGGUAUGCACCUACAAUUUCGUCAUAGAAAAUCAUUGUAUUCAAUGAUUCUCGAUGUCCAACCGUGACGGUACUGCACAUGCACGCUUGCCAUCACAGUAUGCUGUGUUAUUGUGUUAUUUUCUAUGCCUCAGAGCUCAGUGGCUUACUAAAAUGGAUUAAUACUACAUACAUGGCCUAUUCUCCAUAUUUCUUUUUAGUAUGAUGUGUUAUGAGAGCCAAGAAGUAGGAUUCCUGGCCCACAUACCUAGAGGACUUGGAGGUGUGGCUUGAAGCUGCACUUGCAAGCCUUCUAAUUCGUGAAAUAAGGAUCUUUGGGGGAUCAGAGGGGGCGUGACUGCAGGCACCAUAACAACAUCAUCUUAUUGAUGAUGUUAAAGUGCCUACAGUGUUCCUUUAAAAAAAAAAAAAAAAAGCUACUCCAGCCAUCUUCACUUCACUUCAGUCUGCUGCAGUGGUUAGGAUGUAAGAGGUACCCUGGCCCUGUUACCAUGUAAUGAGGCAAGCCCCGUUACCCAGUGGGUUCCAAGCAUCCUCUCUGGCCAAAGUUGUGCUUUGUCGAUGCCAUUAGUUGUGUGAAAGCAUCAGCUGCCCAUUAUCAGAAAAUAAAUACAACUGUGUGCAUCUACCCCGUAUGUGCAUCUUUUGCUGCACAUACCCCACUGCUGCACAUACAGACUCCAGGCACCAUGACCACUUCAAUUCACAUAUUGUGUUUUUAGAUUCUGUUGAAAUUGAAGCAUGUUUGUAAAACAAACCUGAUCUAAUUGUGUUUUCAGGAGCCAUCAAUUAGGUGCAUCUGAACAGUUUUCCUUAAAAUUACCAGUCAGGAGCAUUUUGCUAGCUUUGGUUCCUGGAUUUUCUCCUUGAACUUUUGUACAUCAAUGUUCACAAAAAUAAAAUUACAUAUGUUUCUCUUUUGUUUGUCUAUGUUACAGAUUGUAGUAGAGCAACAUCUUUCUAUGACUUAUACAAUAGUAUCUGUAGUUUAAAUGUGCAGCCUGCUUGCAGACAUUUGUAGGCAAAAAGUAAGGAUGUAGGGACAAACAAAACUCCAAAUGUGCCUCCUACUUUACAAGUUUUUGUAGUACUCAUAAAAACAGAUUGUCUCUAAAAGUUUGGUGUACAAUUUCUCUGAUAUGUCCAAUUUUAGAUUUGCUAGUAAGAUGAUAUGAUCAUAUUGGAUGCAGUUCCCUGAAUUAACUUCUGAACUGCUUUUAGUAAAUAUUCAGAUUGCAAUCCUUGGGGAAAAUGUUGCAAUUUUCACAAAUUUUGCAAAUGUACAGUAUAUUUGGAGGUUUGUAAAUAACACUGUUUUACUAUGGAGAAAAUAUAGGAUUUCUUUCAUUUUCAGGUAUAUCAUUCUGCCUAUGUGUUAACGUGAUUCCAAAUGUGUUUUUGCAAAGACCUCUUGAGCCAUAGUUUCACAUUGUAGUCUUCCAUUUCAAGACUGUCUUCAGAGAUUUAGCAGGGAUGUGCUAUUCCUGUUAAAACUCUUCUUAUUGAAGACAGCAAGAACUGCAAAGAUGUUGUAUAGAUCUGCUUCUGAAGGGAAGCCACUGAGCUAAAGCCGAUGAAUCGUGGGCAAGUGUUUCUCAUUAAUUAAUCCCCUCUCCAUUUCAGUGACACUGUUGAGAAUGCAUUUUUUUCUUCAUUGACUUCAAUGAGAAAUGAGUAAACAUGCAUUCAUGAUGUCAAAACAAGUGGAGACUUGAAUGAGAUUAUUAUAUGAUCCAGGCCUUGACAACCGAAUUUUAAAUUAACCAAAAUAUUUUUUUCUAGGUAGGAUAUUUUGGUCCAUAAUUUGUAGCAUCCUUGUGAAUUCUUGUUUUGUCGAUUUCCCUCUGUCAGUAAUCCUUUUUGUUUGGCAAGGCCUAAAUUGACAGAACAUUCUGUCCGAUUUCAUAAGCAGCUGAGGAAAAUCAAAGAUCAGGGAUUUGUUUUAAAAUGGCAAACUUUUAUUUAUUUAUUGUUUUCUUUCUUUUUAUGUGAAUUUUUCUAUUAACAUAGACUGAAAAUAUACAAUAGAUUGUCUUAUUAGAUUCCUGUUGUACUGUUUUUUUUUUCCUUUGUUGCCACCACACUUUGCACUAAUUAAUAACUAUAAAAUGCUGUAACCUCCGCUAUCUCUGCAGACAACCACAACUAAAAGGCAUGUAAACUUGCGCAAAACCACAAGUAUAUAUUGAGGCACUAGAUUUAAAGAUAAAUAAAAAUACUUUACUGUUCAGACUUAACUAGGUAUAUAAAAGCAUGGCCGCAAACCUUGAAUAAUUCGAUCUUUGUCUGUAGUCUCACAAUGUCUAAAACAAUUUGUGAUUUGAGGAGCAAACCUAUUAAUUUUAUUAUGUUUUUUUUAUGAUUAUUGAGCCAUGGAAGACGUGCAGCUGUUGUGAAUUUAUGAAUUAAUAUAUUUGGUAAACUGUCUCAUUUCUGUACUUAGGUAUAGACCAUGUUAGGUACUCCGAUACAUGUUUGAGCCUUAUUUCAAUGGUUGCUAAUCAUAAUUCUGAAGAUGUUUGCCAAAUGCAUUCCCCAUGACGAUCAGCUAGUUAAGAUAGUGACAUUGAUCGUGGCUGAGGGCGGCUUGGGCAUGUGGGAAAUGUAGUUGGCAAACUUGAGCUGUGCCCAGUAAAUCAUCACUUAUCAAUUUUGUAUUUGGCUUCAGAACAAACCAAUGCCACGAGGCUUAGUUUAUUCCAGCUUUAUAUUUGUACAUUUGCACAAAGAUGUAUUUUAAUAUUUGUUUGUUGUAUGUACUCAUGUAAACUCAACCAGGUGGUGCGCUGCUAUAAGAUGCUAAUCAGGUUUUGUAAUUUGAUUGUAAAGUAUAAGAAAUUAUACUAUGUUUGAUUAUAGGUGUAUUUUUAUUUAUUUAUUUUUCCAGACGCGUACCUGCCUUAUGUAAGUUUGAUGAUACUUAUAUGAUUCAGGCCUUGGUACUGUCUUCAUCAAUAUCAUAAAUAUUUCUUGCAAUUCUUGAAAUCUUACUAAACACUCCCUCACGGAUCUCCUCAUUUCCCUAUUAAUUAGUUCCUAAUAUAGGUUUUUAGCUAUUUACUUUAUUCAUCUGGUUUUGGAGAGAGAGAGAACCUCUUAUAAUAUAUAGUCUCGAUAUUUGUUGUUCUCCUUUUCUGCCUGUUUUGGGGUUCUAUUCUUUUGAUUAUAGGUGUAUUUUUAAAGGGUAGCUGUUUUUAAAGGCAUUUUUUUUAUGAUGGGUAUACAUUUGUGUGUGUGUAAACACAUACACACAUCAGGCAAGCCAUAAGACUUGCUUUUACUACAGAAAAAGCUGCCCCUCUGAAAGUGCCGCCCAAAGCAAAUGCCUUGUCAGCCUCGCGGUAAAUACACCGCUGGGCAUAAGACAAGAUAGAUUACUUUGUCUUGUGGACUAUCCAGUUCAUAGCAGAAUGUGCUGAAAAGUGAAGCUGCAUACUACUUUUAUUGCAACUUCUUGUUCUUUUUCAUGAGAUGUCACUCAUCCUCAAGGAGGGAGAGUUUCAAGUAAGUAUAUCUCCCCUCUCCAGGUGCUAUUGUGGAAGCAGGCCUGUUACCAUGGCAGUAUAUAUUUUGUUUGUUUUGUUUUUUUUGAAAAAUACAAAAUGCCACCACUGACAAUGCGGCUUUAAGUUUGUGCUCUCUGUAUUCCUUUUUUGUCAUGGUUCUGUUUUGACUCCAGUCACUAAAUACGUUAAGUCAGUUGGCACACCUUGUUGUACGAAUACGUUGCUCUGUUAACAAAGGUCGAAACAUAGUAACACAAAUUCUUUUUACAUAAUUUACUCUGAACUGUAAAAUAACACUUAUGUUUGCAUAGAAUAAUUAUCGAAGAACUAACACGGAAUAUUGCAUUAAAGAUGCAUUGUAUACACUAUGUCGGUUUAUUACAGGGCUUGACAUUUGCUUACAAUCUAGGAGCCAGCUAAAAAAAUUCUGAGCUAGGUUUUUUUGGGGGGAGAGUACAACUAAAUUUAUUCCUGCCACACAUCUUUUAUGCAUUGCACCUAGUAUGGGGUUUCUCAGUCAAAAUUACAAGGGUUUCUUUACCAAGAGCCCCCCGACCACCAAGACGAACAAUGAGCUAGGUUUUUAAAUGUCAGAAAUACAAUUCUUGAAGGGACAUUAUAGUCACAGGAGCCUUUACAGCUUAAUAUUGUUGUUCUAUAUCCUGUCCCUGGACACUUUUCAAUGUAAACAUUGCCUUUUCAGACGAAAGGCAGUGUUUGCAUUGCUGCCUAGUGUCUCCUUUAGUGACAAUCAGAUGGCCUCUAGAGGUGCUUCCUUGCUGCACAGUGUGCAGCACCUAUGUUAAUGCUCCCCAUAGGGAUGCAUUGAUUCAAGUUGAUUGGCGUGGUGUUUUGCCACGCAUGCGCAAUAGUCUCCCAAUGCUUUGCUAUGGAGAAGCAUUGGAUUGGCUGAGAUUGUUAAGAUUGAUGAUCUCAGCCAUGGAGGUUUGAAAAGUGACGGUAUCACCACCAUGGUGUAGGAAAAAGGUGAGUAAAAACACCUUUCCCAUGUAAUUGGAGGAGGCAUGGUCAACACCUCUCCCCCUCUAAAACACUCACAAAUGAUUUGUUUUGUUUUAAUGUGUCCACACAACUUAUCUAAGUUUGGGAGAGCUGAAGUGUAUCAGUUUCCCUUGGGUCCAGUGUGGCUUCUGUCCUUUCCCUUUUGGAUAUUUAGUGAUGUGGUGCCGGACUAACGUCAUAUUCUGGUUCCCGGCAUCACUGUAGGGCGUGCGAGGGAGCAGAGCAGGGAAAUGACUGCUCCCUCACCGCCUCUGCGCUCAUUCGACCACCCGCCAGCCUGCUUCCCUCAGCUCUCCUUAAGCCCAGCCCAGCCUGCUUCCAGCCCAUAGCUCUCCAUGAACCGCGCCUGCCUCUGUUCUCAGGCAGCCGGUCAACUAGGGGCCUGAAUGGGCUCACAAAUCCCUUGGGUGUCUGGGAUUUGUCAAGCCCUGGUUUAUUAGAUGCUCUAACCAUUCUGUGAAUGGGCCUGUGAACCUCAUUUGCCCAACCAUGCAUGUGGACUGUAGUCUCUCUCCCAGAGCUGGCUCAUGAAGUGGAAAUUUGAAAAGCAUUUCUCAGUCAUGCCUGUGUUUGGCAACAACAACAACUAGAGGUUUAUGGCUGGGGGCACUCUAGCGGUAGGAAUACACUUUUGUAUACCCAACGCUUUAGUGUUCCUUUCAAUUCUCAUUUUCGUAAAUAAUCCUGUUAGUAAUUUCUCAUUUGACUGAUAGCCAAUGUCUGUCUAAUUGCUGCUUGUGUUUUCUCAUUCACAUGAUUGGGAACUGCUCAAGCAAGGCCUUCUUUGAAUUCACCGUUACUGCGGCUUUCUUUUUGUUUUGCUGAGGCUCACAUAAGAUUCUCUGUUUGUUUAUUCUUUAGGACAAUAUAGAGAAUCCCUUUUGUGUAACUUUUUUUUUUUAUUUUCCUCUGUUUUUUUUUUUGUUUUGCCUCUUUUUGAGAAUUUCUCUUUGCUUUUUAAGACCUGGUCUUUUGCAGGGACAAUGACUCUUUUUGUAUAUAGAAAGGAUGCUUCUUUUAUAUAGGCCUGCAAGUUAAAUGAAACAAAAGGUUCAGAAGGCCACCUGUUUGAAUUGUAGAAUGAACUUAAUGGGAUGUAUUGUUACUUAAUAUUCAUAUCAAUAAAACGUAUGAUUCAAUCUGGGUUUAUUUAUAUAUGGCUUGUGAUGAAAAUGCUGAAAGAUGGACGACGUUAUCCCAAGAGUUCAUGGUCACAUUGCAGUGUAGUGGUUAUGGUGCCAGGAGUGUCUUAGUGCUCCCCUAUUGUAAGUAGUCAAACACUUUUAGAAUGACUUGAAUUUCCUUCUUGAGGUCAACCAUCUGCUAGGACUUGGCUCUUUGGCUGACAGUGAUCAGUGCACACCCUCUGCCAAUGAGUUAUCCCCGUUGCACGGCAAAGCUCAUCAUUGAUAAUGUAAACUCCUGCUUAGGACUUUCCUGCUAUCUAUCAGAAGUCGUGGUUGUGAGGAGCGGUGCCUGACGGUCCAUAGUUGAGCAGUUAAACCCACAGAGCUUUAACUACUUAUGGUUGUGGUGGUGCGGGGUGGAGUGAGUGUACUAAUUACUGUGCUUGGAGUAUUUGUUUAAUAAGAAUCCAUUAACUUUGGAACCAGCAAUGUUACGAACGCUUUGAGAGACAACUCCCCUCCCACACAUUUCACUGGUAGAAGGGCAAUUUGUCUUUUAUGCAUGGCUCUCACCUGCUGUGUAGCAAGCCAUUCGCAGUGUAUCAGUGAUCAAUUGGCAUGGCACUUCCUUCAUUAUCGACAAUCUAUCUGUUGGAGAGGCUGUAUUAGUUAUUGUUCCCAUUUCAGAUUAUAAUAAAUAUAUAAAAAUUUUUUGUUUUUUUUUGCUUAGACAUGGUUUAUUAUAAUAUGUCUGGGUGUCUAUCUAGUAGUCUGUCUGUUGUUGGGGAUGUCAGACUGAGCAUCCAGGGAUCCUUCAAUUUAGCCCAUUAUAUAUCUUUUUUUUUUUUUUUGGUUCCCUCUUGUGUUAAGUAUGCAGUAUGGGAAGAAGCGACCUCUCUUGGUUGGUGUCACAGCCUUCGAUCACCCAGCAGCAAGCGACAUGACUUUCCAUAAUGUUUGACAGGCAGAUGAAUGCUCUGCUUUUACUGUAGUGGCAAAGUGAUUCAAGAUGCCAUCUGUCUCAUAUUUGAGUCUGUAAGUCCACAGAAAGGAGACUAAAACAAGGAUAACUCUAGUGUUAGUGUGUGGGUUUUGAAAUCAUUUAUUUCUUGCUUUCACUUAUUCGAGGACUAAAAAUAUUUUACCUUCAUCCCUUUCAACUUUUGAUCCCUGAUGCUAAAUAAAAUAUUAUGCUGACUCCCUUAACUCCUCAUCUUUGUGAAUCACUGUCAUGUGUACUCAUCUGCUUAUCUAAUUAAAUUCCUUCUCACUUUCACACAUAUAUUACCUUUUUAUUUUCACUUGCAGAUCUAGAUCUCCCAUAUGUUGGCUUCUGGGAGAUUUAUGUUUCUUUAUUCUUUACCUAUAAUUACUUUUUUUGUAAUAACCUACAACAAAUUAGUGGCACUUUUUUUUUUUUUUUUUUAAAGCUGCCCUUCAAGAGAACUUGUCCACUUUCCGUCCACUUUUGUGUCAAAUCAUUUUCUACCAUGUUGUCAAAAACAUGUGGUUCUCCUGGCGCUUUAAUGGAGGCCCCACUGCUGAUGUAACAUUUGAAUUGGGCCACUGAUAGACUGAGAGAAGUGGUCUAAUCACCCCCCUCAACACACACCGUCCCUCCCACACAAAGCAGUGGUUCAUGCUUAGCAUGUCCCUUUAACAAGUUCUUAAAUAUUAAAAUGUUAAAGUGCUGAAGUGGUUAUAUGAUGCUAGGAGUACCUUGACUUGGGUCCCCAGUAAUGGGGAAAACCAUUUAGUAAUCAUGGUGCUUGGAAUAACCCUUAAGUAUACAACUUCCUAGCACAAUGUAUACCGAUAUCAUGUAUGUUUUAGUUUUUAAAUUUGCUUGUAAACUUUUUCAUCCAAAAUGGUUUAAAAAAUAAAUUUAUAAAAAUAGUUCUGCGCACCUGCUUUUGUGUGCUGAGAUACCAUCAUUGACUGUACUGCACUAACCAUUAGGUCAUUACAAAAUUCACAUACAUUUGCUUGGAACAUACUUAAAGCACAGUGUAGUCCAGCUUGUGUUUGGUGUGCUCAAUUUCAAUGGUGCAUAUAAAAAAAAAAAAUUAAAAAAAAUCCUCACUUUUUGACCAUUCCGAUUGUGCUGAAUCUUCCCAAAGAUGUAAUACAAAUGAACACCUAGUAUGCAUAAAUUCUGAUGUCAGUGAGUUCAUAUAUGCUGUGAUGCAGUUUCUCUCCUCCCCCCCCCACUAAUUAUAUAUAUAUAUAUAUAUAUAUACACACACACACACACACACACACACUCUGAAGAAGCCCACUUAACAUGCUAUCUGGGUGGCAGGAGAGGGUAGGGUCUGUGUUUUGAAAAGUUAGUGUGUCAGGGUGUUGGCUUUUUUUGGAUGAUCAUCCGCAGUACAUGUGUACACAUGAAAAAGGGAAGGAGAGACUUGCGUCGCUGCUACUAGGAAAUCUGUUUAGCUGGCCUGGAAAAUACAUUUUUGAUUUUGUAAGUAAAAGCCGCUCACUUACAUAAAAUGAGGCAUUCCUGUAGAGGACAAGCACAAUAAACUUUUUUUUAGAACUUUUUUUUUUUUGGUUCCUUCUCUAAGGGACUCGGGUCACUAGUUACACCUUGUUGUAUGUAACCAUCUGUGCAGCUUAUAAAUAGAUGAACAAUAUAACAGAAACACUUUGGCGCUAGACCAUUAUUGCAACCAUCCCUAUUGCCAAUGAUUACCCACCUAGGCUCACAUUUAAAGAAUAAAAUAGAGGGUGCAAUCACUGAGCAUAAAUAAAUAUCACCAUGAAAACAAACUGUGAUACUUAUACAGACAAAUUUAGAUUGAAAGCCGAUUAAACAUAACAGCUUGAAUCUGUAUAAGAAGCAUAAAAUCUAACACUCUCCAUGGUAUUUUCAGAUUUUCUGUGAUUAAUUAGAAAUGGCACAUAACUGCUCACAUUUCCCAGAGCCUCAUAUAGCAGGCUCUGGCUGAGAUCACAUUGUUUUUGGUCUUUUAUGUAGUCUCACCAACCUCUUCUGCCUCCACAGUCUGAACAAAAAGCAGGAACUCAGACUCAUAUAAACAGGUAGACUUUAAUCAUUUAAAAUCGUAGCAAGAUAAAAUAAAACGUAGCAUAUAAAAAGCUAGCAAGCACAACGUGUUUCGACAAAGUUAGUCUUUUAUCAGGUGCAUGUCAGUCCAUUCUAUUCCUCUGUAUCUAAGUAUGGCGUCUGAAAGUUAAAUAUUGCGCCAUUUUUGUUAUCCCCCAUUCGCACAUGCGCACAUACUUCAGAAUGCCGCCCUCUGAAGUCCUGAGCACACUACCGCGAGCUGAGCUGACUGACAGCUCAGCUCGCGGUCUUUGCCCGCCCCCUCCCCUCUGCUGACAGGCAGGAGAGAGAAGGCGCGCACACAGUGCCUUCUCUCUCCUGCACACGUCAGACGUAUCUUAAUAUGUCUGACGUGUACAAGGCUUUUUUAGGGCCCUACAUGAUAGGAAGUCCUUCUGGUGGCCGUCUGAGUGACGGCCACUGGAGGUAUUCCUAUCAAUCAAUGUAAACACUGUAUUUUCUCUGAAAAAUACAGUUUUUACACUAGAUUGCCUGCAGGGAGCUAUAGAUCUCACCUGAACAAAUACAUUAAGCUGUAGUUGUUCAGGUGACUAUAGUGUCCCUUUUAAAGAAAAAUAAUUAUUUUAGCUGCCCUCUACUAUUCUUUCUAACUGCCACACUUUUCUUUAAAUGCCUGAAGUUUUACUGCCACCUUGAUGUGUGUUUUGGGGUAUGAUGCAAAUUUGGGUAGUUGGGUAGCAUUUGAAUAGUUUCUGCCAUUUGUCUCUGUAUAUUCUCUCAAGCUUUGUCAGGUUAGUGAGUACAGUCUUUGGAGAGCAAUUUUUAGGUCUUUCGAGAGUUUCUCAAUUGGGUUAGGGUCCAGGCCAAGUUUCCAUUAAGGAUAUCUCAGUAUUUUGCGGUGUUCAACUUUUUCUCAGUCCUCCCAGUCCAUGCCACUUAAAAACAUCCCCAAAGCAAGAUGUUGUCACCAUCAGAAUUACAAUUGGGAUGAGAAAUGCUUGGUUUCCUUCAGACAACAGAACUUUAAACUGUUAAUCUUUUAAAUGUUUCAUCAGACCAGAUAAUCUUGUUUCUGAAAUUCUGAGAAUCCUAGUUGCUUUCAUGUGCCUUGCAGUGAGGAGAGGCUUGUGUCCGUCCAGUUUGCAAUAAUAAUUUUCCCAUCUCCACACAUGAGCUUAGACGCCUAUCCAGAUUCACCAUCAAGUUGUCGGUCACCUUUUACCAAGACCCUUCUCUCCUGACUGCUCAGUUUGGCCAGGUGACCAGCUGGUUGUCUCACAUCUUUUAAUAUUUAUGUAGGCCACUGCUCAUGGGAACCUUUUAAUGUGUGUGUGUGUGUGUGUGUGUGUAUAUAUGUGUGUGUGUGUGUGUGUGUGUGUGUAUAUAUAUAAAAUUUUUAAGCUGCUGUGUACUGUAAUCAUUGAUGCCGCCCAGGAGUAGUUUGAACGCAGGGCUUAAUUUUGUAUGUUUGUAGUGAGGUCAAUUUCCCAUCAGUCUAUUAUCACUAUCCCAAUCUCUGUAUUGUGUGUUACAACAUAAAAGGGUACCUAUAAUAAAAUAAAGUGUUCUGAAUGGGACCAAGCCUUUGUUUGCCUCUCCCCGUUCCCAUCCCAGGAAUCCUCCAAGAGAGAGGGAGGCUGGCCCUUCCUCCUGAAAAACCACUAAGGUCAUUCAAGUACAGUCAGAAGCAUGACAUGGCUAUAUCCUUGGCAGGGAGGAAAAAAUAAAAAUUUAGGAUGGGGGAAGAGAGGGGUAAGCUUCAGUGAUUGGGUCCCGCUUUCCCUCCACCUGCGCAAUGCAAACAAUAUCUCAUACUUGCCAAUUUGGAGAUGCUCUGACCCAGUCAUCUUGCCAUCACUAUCUGUCCUUUGAGAAAAUCACUCAGAUCUUUUCACUUGCCCAUUUUUCCCGCUUCCAACAUAUGAAAUUCAAGAACUGACUGUAUACUUGUUGCCUAAAAUAUAUCCCACCCCUAGAUCGGUUCCAUUGUAACUAUAUAAUCAGUUAUUCACUUCACCUGUUAGUGAUUUUAAUGUUGUGGCUGAUCAGUGUAUAUACAUAAUGUUAUCUUGCCGUCCAUAAUGCUCAAUAUGGAAUCAGAGUAGCCUCUCUCUGAAUUGGACAUUCGUUUUUAUAGAUUCUAUCGUCCUCCACCAGAUUAUUAGUUUAAGGGGAAUAGUUGAGGAUUUCUAUCGAGGGACUAAGAGGAAUAACAAUUAGAAUGUGGGUAAUCACUGCAGUUAAGUGUCUUAGAAUGUUUGAAGAGAUCACUUUGAAUAGUAUGGGAAGUUCUCAUGUGAAAUGUAAUUCUAGUGUUGAAGACUGCACUCUAACUAAACCAGCCAUCUAUUCCUGAAAGUGGGAAUUAGGUUAUUCCUUGGUACCGUGCACUUCUUUUUCCUAUGUGUCUGGUGCUGUCGGCUCAGCCUGUAUCUGAUUUUUAUGCUAACAGGAGACUGGGAAGGAAGUAAGAAGCUUUGUUGCUCCCAUCACUCAGUGACAGCCUGAGUAACAUCCUAUUACAUGACGUGCUUCCUCUCAUGCCUUGUGGAGGCAUAAUGUAAAGGAAUGAAAUCAAUUGCACUAUUCCUAUCUGUCUGCUGUUAAUAAAGUAAUAUCCAGCCUUAUUUAUUAAGCAGGAACAGUCACUAACUAGGGUUUUUAAUGUUUCUCUACUUAUUCCAUAUAUUUAACCCUUUAAAGGGAUACUAUAGUCACGAGAACCACUACAGCUUAAUGUAGUGGUUCUGUUGUCUAUAGCCUGUCCCUGCAGUGUUAGCACUGUAAACACUGCCUUGUCAGAAAAAGGGAAGUGUUUACAUUGAUGCUCAGUAACACAUCUUGUGGCAGUCACUCUGAAGGCUUUCGUUUAGCGUCUUCACGUUCUCCAAAGAGAUUCAAUGCAUCUCUAUGAGGGGAUGCUGAUUGGCCCAGCGGUUUGCUGGGAAAGCAUCGGGUGGGCUAAGAUCGUUAAGAUUGAGGAUCCCUGCCAUGAAGGAGGGGACAGCCACGGCGAGACUGGUGCGGCUGUGGAGAAAAGGUACGUUUGAACAUUUUCAUCUUCACUGGAAGAGGAGCAGGACACCUAAACAGUGAUUCUUGCACUAUGUAUUUACAUAUUUACCUAGUUUUCACUUAAUGUGCCACUGUCUUCUCCAUCUGAAAAAUUAGAUAAUCUUUAUGAAAUACUCAUAUUGACUGUGUUAGAAUUUCACUGAAAUUCAAACCCAGUCAAUAGAUAAACUGAGUGAAAGUAGUAUAUUUCCUAUGUUUGACAUUUCUAGACACUGGGUGGAGCUACCACCAACUAGAAGUGUCAAUCCCCCAACCCACACCAGUGGAUCCUCAGACUGAGUGCAUGCACAAGAAUUCAGCAGUGACACUUGUUCCGUGAGGAACAGGUUCGAAUAAUAUCUCACUUUUACCUGCCCCCUGACAUCUGCAAUAUCACGGUGACCGUACUGCUUUAAGGACCAAAGUAAUUUUUGUUGUGUGUGUUUAACUGCAAUUUCCAGCCUUUUCAUUUAUUACAUCACAUAUUAUAUGCCUGUUUUUAAAGGACAAAAAGGACUUUAAUUUGAUUUUCCAUAUACAUUCUCAUUUAUUAUUAAAAACAUUUUCUUUAAACAAUUUGGGGGAAAUACUCCCCGCCCCCUCCGCCUCCCCUCAUACAGGUUUAGCAAUACAAAUGUCUGCAUAAUUAGUGCAGCUUACUAAAAGUUAUUAGAAAUAAGUGAAUUUAUUUUAUGAUAUUCAGAGUACAUCAUAUGUGUAGGAUUUGUUUAUUUUUGGUUGUUACAGGUCACACAAUACAAGGAGUAAAAAACUAAAUUUCAACAUGGAGUGAUUUAAGAAUGUUGUAUGAUUGCCUUGUAAGUGUAAUAGUCAUCACAAGUAAUAAAAAAAUAAAAAUUUCAAAUUAAAAUUACAGUGGGGGGCGUGGGGGGAGAAGGAGAAUCUUUCUUCCCAGGAUGGGCACAUAAAAUAAUAUUUAUUGGUAACUGUGACACAACAAACACAUCUGUUUCGGCCAGUAGGACUAAUCAUGUAUGACGUUGACAACUUUCCCUUCCCCCCCCCCCCAGCUAUAGUUCCAUAGUUUUAAUUUUAAACAAUGUACUCGAAAGUUACAAUAUGUCAAUCAAAUCCCCAUUGUCCUCCUGGUGAGCAUGUCUGUAAUAUUAAAAAAAUAAAAAAUAAAAAAUUUUUUAUUAAAAAUAUUAAUCUGGAAAGCAAGUAAAAACAAGAUAAAUGUUCAAUUGGAGAUGCCAAAAGUAUAUCCAAUAUCUGCAGCUUGGUGAAAUUGGUAGCCAUAAUUCCUCAAUCAUCAGAAAGGGAAACUGUAGAGAAAGUGGUAACGUCCAUCUUGAGAGUUCUCUUACUGCACAUUAAAGGACUAUAGUUAUUUUGAAAGUAUUUUUCAAUAUAAUCAUUUUUUAUUUUUUUUUAUUAAGUUUUGAAAAGAAAUCGAUUAAGCAUAAGUGAACAUAACCCAUCCCUUCCUUUUAGUAUGCGAUGGAACCCUUCAUGGACCCUGGGUCCGUGUUUGAAAACCGUCUCUAUAGUCCUCCCUGCUUGGCCUAUGGAGACUGUCAGUUUUCAAACACUGUCGGACCCAAGGUGCUUGUAUAUGGAUGAAGGAUCCUGUCGUAUAAUUAAGGUAUGUGUGUUGUUGUUCUGUGUAGAACUAGUUUGUGCUCAAUCACCGGUCUCUUCCUUUGCAGUGUUCAGUUCAGGGAGGAGAAAGUGGAUCAAUAUGCUACUCUUGCACACAAACUCACCUUUCUAACAUUCUUCUUGGUGUCCUGAAUUAUUUUCUUUAGGAAACAGGUUGGAUUUCCAAAUAUAAAGUUUUGUACCCAAACUUUAUAUUUCACACCUCACAAAUACAUUUUUGUUUAAACACAGGGAUAAGUAAACACAAUAUUAAACAUAUUUGCAAGUGGUAUUUCACUUUAAGACUAUGAAAGUUAAAUAAAAUAAAAUCAGUUCAAGGUUUGCAAGUAGUUGUGAAACUCCUAACUGGUGUUCUGAUUCCUCUUUUAGACCACCAUAUAUUUUUUUCAUGUUCCCUCUUAUAAAACGCAGUUUAAAUCAAAUAUGUCAAUUUCUGGGCUUUUUACAUAUUUCGUAAAGACUCCUGAAAAGGGCAGAUCCAUUGUGGUUACAGUAAACGCAGGGUGCAGGUGAGGUACGUUUUACUUACACCAGGCCGUCCCUUGCGGUUGCCACCCUCUUCAUGCUGCAGGUCUCUUUUUUGGCUCCUGGCACUUCAGACUAGUAAACAGAAAGCUAAGCUAACCUAAAAGUAGAUCGCUUAAUUUCUGAAUUUCUGUCUGAUGCUCACGCUUUUGCUGAUAUACAUCCUGUGUGGUUUAAAAUCUUAAAAAUAUUAAGUAAGAAAAAGAUUCCAAUAGAUUAUGCUACUCUGCACAUGCAGAUGUUUGUUCCACAUCAUUUAGUGGUAGUAAGCCAAGCAAUGUGUAAGGUUUGUUUUGGAACAGACAGAACUUCAAUACACAGAAAACUGGAGAAUCCACAAUUACUCAUUUCCUUUUAAAGAGGACCUUUGACUGAAAAACUAGAAUUAUUUUAAUUUUUGAAUUAUUUAUUUUGUGCAUGCCUUUCCUAUGCUAUGUAAUGCAUGGACAAAAGUACCUCUCCUUGCAGUUAUUAUAGAAUUCUAGUCCUGUCUCUAGCAAAUGUUUUCUCUAGCAGGUUCAUGUAAUUCUGAUGAUGAUCUGCAAACGUUCCAAAAUUAGAGGAUAUCUGUGGCUGGCAUGACAGAAGUCAGUGUGUCACACCAAAAGGAGUUGUUUGCCACUAACCAAUUUUAGUUUACUAAUAUACAGCCUUUAUUGCUUUUUUACAUUUUUUUUUAAAAUUUUUUAUUCUUUAUUUUUGUUCUGUAUGUAGUUACAAACAGACUUGCAGAGCCUCGACAGCUAUAGCAAACAAUUCAAAAGGCAUAGUAAUACAAUUGUAUGGCAUAGCGUUAAUAAUGCACAUUUUUAAUAAUUAUGGCAAGAAAAGAGAAUACAGUACUUGGCGUUAAAACCCCAAAUAAAUGAACCAGGUUAAGCAUAUGCACGGAGUAGCUUAGAAACAACAUAAUGUACCACCAGAUAGGGUGGUUGUUAAAUUGCUAAAUGUAGUAAAGAAAACAAGCUAGGUUAGUCUUUAUCAGAGUAAUUUGCACAUAGAUUUUGCAUUGUGUACAUAAUGGAAGAAUAAACAAGCUGCAGCAAAAUGUCUAAGAUGCAGACAAAACAAUGCUAUGAAUCAAGCUAAAACAUUCUAGACAUGUAUAUAAUAUGUUGGAGAGAUAGGAACUCGAUGACUGCUGACCAGCCAGUAUCCCACCCCACAGGACCCCAUAGGUGAAUAAAGAUCCACAAUGCUCAGUAGUAAAUAGCCCACUGUGUUCUCUGCCAGGAAGUAAAAAACAUGUAUCAAGCACAGUAGAAAAUCGAGCGGCUAGACAAGCAAGGCCAUGUUUAGGCCAAAGUCAGCCAAUACCUGCGACAGGCAAGGUAGUGUCCCAUAAGUCAGCGUGGGUUUGUCAGUCCGGUAGUUUGAGAGCUGUGGGUGUGAAGUCAGGAAAACUGUGCAGCCUCUCUGGCUCCCUCUGUGCACCUAUUCUUCUGUCUGCUGCCCGCUUAAGAAUCUUAGGGCUUGCUCCCUGUAACCCUGGAGCAGGCCUGGUCACAGCCCGUCUCGAGUUCUGCAUUCUCCGCCUGAGGCGCAUUUUCCGUGAGUCGGUAGCCACAGGUUGAGCCCGAGGAUGACUAGUAGAUUUCCCCGGUGAGCGGGUUAGCAGGUUUUGUGGGGCGGUGUAGGUUCUGCCAGAAUGCUUCAAAAAUGCUGUCCAGUCUUGAGAGAGCUCUGGCCAGCACUCCUUGAAGAUCACUGUGACAUGUGGCGUCCGCCAUUGCUAGUGUGCCAUUGAAGGUGCCCUUGCUGGUCUCUGCAGGCUGAUUGCGGUGGAGGGCAUAUUGCUGGCAAUCAGUCACCGCAGCACAAAUAGAGUGUGCCAGGAUAACCCCCACCGGCAGGGGGGGGCAGAGAUGGAAGGAGAGACUGUACCCCCCCCCCCCGGUACUGUGAGUAGGCCUCACAUCUGCUCCCAAUAACAGCCACCGAUCUCGACUGCCGUGAUCGCCCUCUGUUUCCUGGAGAGGUCAAUAGUAGAAAUUCAGGCAUAAAACUAGUGAUUUAGGCUGCUUUAGCACUUUUUCCCUAGAUCCCACAAGAUAUGCGGCUGGUCUGCUUUGCUGUCAGGCUCCCCUUAUCCCCCAGCUUUUUCUAAAUCUUCAAUCUUAACCCUUUUGGAUUUAUCUUGAGCUCAUUUUGCAGGCCCCACUUCAGUCUUGUUCCUUGCCUAGAUGAGGUUAGCCUCUCAUCCUUUUGUAAGUUGCUGUUUACAGUGCAUCUGCAGGUACUUCUUUAGUGUGUAGGGGUAGUGUCUAGGGUAACCUGCUGUGAUUUGAUGGAUUGCACUAUUAACUGAGCCAAGUUAAUGAUGUAAAUCCUUGUGGUGUAGGUUCUCAAUUUAUGGCCAGCAUGUUUCUGGCCGCAAGAGACCAGGAAUAUAUCCGCGGAAGAGUGGCCAGUCUUCCUCCAGAGAUUGAUUGAUCCCGCCCCCCCCCUUUCUGUUACAUUUGUGUGACAUGAGGGAUGGGGUGUCAUUUAUUGCUGUGGGGGUGUAUUCCUGUGCAGUGUCAUUUGUGGUUAGUAGCUACCAUGUGUAGUACUGCCAUGCAUAUUGCCAGGAAAGUAAGCAUCAGGUACAAUCAAGUUUACGCUUUCCUUUUUGAAGAUUCAUGUAUCAAGUGUUUUUUGUUUGUUUAAUUGAUGAGUGGCUCAAAGAUGUAGCUUCUAGGUGGCUGGGAUAAGCCUAAAAUACACAUGUAUUGUUUUGGUGCUGCUGCAGUGCAAGUUUCCUCCUCCUGGUUAUUCAAAGUAAGGUGUAGUUGUGCAAAAGUCUGAGUUUACUCUGGGUCACUUCUCUGCAUCCUCUUCUGUCACGUGAAACAAGUUAUUCCCUCGUCACAAAAUUCUGACUUGUUUCUCUAGCCGUGGCUAAGGGGAGUUCUGUUUAAAAGCUGAUGCUAAUCUUUUCUUCUCCCACACUCUAUACCAUCAUACCUCUUCACACUAGUCCAAAUCUUGUGACAUACACAUGAUGUAUAAAUCUACUACAGUUUACUAUUGACUCUUACAGGUUUUCCUGCAUCAUCACAGGAGUCACCAUGUUAACAGGCUACACAGAGUUCAGAGGGAAACUUGUCAUAUGACCCCCUAACGAAUUAUAUAUAUAUAUAUAUAUAUAUAUAUACUUCUAACACCGCUUUUACACUAUAAGGUAGAGCCGGCACAGGAUACAAUCUGCACCAUAAACUUUUCAAUCAUUCUUCAGUGUUUACAUUCCUUAAAAGGUUACUCCAACUCAAAAAAAGUGUUUUUAAGAAAACACUUGCUUUGGUCAGAGUAACUCUUCCUAUUCUGGUCCCCCCCCAAAAAAAUAACGAGGAAAAAAUGACUAAAACACACCUCCAUUCCAGCACCAAGGCCACGUUCUCUCUUAGUCUGAGGUGAGGACCAGGCUGGCAUGGUGCAAGGAGCUGUGCAGCCAUGCGCUUUGUCGCCAGCAUGCUAUGGCUCCUGGCGACAGAUUCCAAACAUGUCCAAAAGUGCAUUAGCCACCAGGAAAAUGUGUUAAAUUCUGUACUCUUAGUGAAAUGCUGCACGCAUGGACUCCAGGCACCAUGGCCACUUACAAUAACUGAAGUGGUCAUGGUGCAUAGAGUAACCUUAUAAUUUGUGAGGGGAAAAAAUUCUUACCCCGAUGCACUGUUAAUAGCUUGCUAGACCUUUCAAGAGCUUCCUGUAUGUGUGAUUUUAAGAUUCAAUUUACAGAGCAUGAGAUAAAAACUUCAAAAAGUAAAAUCUAAAAUGGAAACAAAUAUUUUUUUUUCCCCCCCAAUGCAGGCUGCGUCAGUCACAGACAGGGGAGAUGUGGCUAGCGCUACAUAAACCGAAACAAAAGUGACUUAACUCCUAAAUGGCAGAAAAUUAAGCAGUGAAACCUCAGAGGCAUGGUCUAUACACACAAACUGCUUCAUUAAGCUAAAGUUGUUUUAGUGAUUAUAUUGUCCCUUUAACUUGAUAAAGUAGUUUUGCAGAUGGCCCCUGCCGCCUUAAUUCUCUGCCUUUUAGGAAUGAAAUCACCUUGUUUUAGCAGUUCUAUCUCACCUUCCUUGGGUUAGACCCACACAGUGCUUAAAAUAUCCCUGUAAAGGAGCACUUCGGUAACCAAAACAACUUCAUCUAAAUUAAGUUGUUGUGGUGCCAGGAGGUCUCCAGACACGCUCUUUAAUGCGUUAAAACAGUGGUAGGCAACCUUCAGAUGUUGUGGACUUAAUGUUCUUACAGGAAUAAUGAUGGCAAAGCAUUCAUGUGAGAUGUAGUCCACAUCAUCUGUGCCAAAAAUUGCCUACACCUGGGUUAAACCAUUCUUGAACGGUUUAACCCCAAAGGCAGCCUCCUUUAAUUAAGCUAUUUUGCGAUUACUGAAUUAUUUAUCCCAUAAAUUUCUACUUCCCAGUGGUUUAUGGGUUGUGCACAAAACUCCCAGUGAAAACACUGGGGUGAUGACGUCUGACUUGGAAAACUCUGCCACCUCCUGGUCUCUUUAGACAGAGUGGAUGUAUCGCACGUGGUAAAUGGAGCAUUUCAGAAGUAAAUAUAUUCUCUUUAUUCUGUAUCAUAACUUUUGUUUGUGACAGUUUUCACGGUCUCUCCUUUAACCACUUAAGGACAUGUGACAUGUCAUGAUUCCCUUUUAUUCCAGAAGUUUGGUCCUUAAGGGGUUAAGUGAGUAAUUAACAGUUGGACUGUUACAUUUAAAAACUUUGCUUUUCCUUGUCGGCUUAUGACAAAAUUUGGUUCCUAUAGGACUCCUAUAUAUUAUCACAGCUUGUGGAUGGUGUUUUUUUUUUUUGUGCCUCAAGGGGAUCCACUUUCGUGCCCAUCUACCUAUCUGCCUUUUACUUUUGUGAUGUAGUAACUAUUGGCUGAUUUUGGUUAAACUAUAGCUUUUUAAACAGGGUUCAAAUCUGAUGUGUUCGGUUUUGGUAACAUAAGUGUCAUUCUUUAAACUGAAGUUGAACUGUCUUCAGCUGUUUUUUCAAAAAAAGUUUAACAAGUAUGCUAAUAAUCGAUGGCAAUACAGUUUUGACAAUCCAAAAGCUCACAAAAAUCACGACUUUUGAGGGAUGAUUCUGUCUCGUUUCAGCUCCUUGUAUUAUUGUUCCUUAUCUAUUUAUUUUAGCAGUCUGGUUUCCAUGCUGGUACACACUUCUUCCAGCCAUGUUUACAGCAGAGCUAUGUUCAUGUAUUUUAGCGUGUUUACAGCAGAGCUCUGUUCAUGUAUUUUAGAGUGUUGGAUAUCGUCUAGAUUGUAAUAGGAAUAGUGUGUAUAUAUUAUUAUUUUUUUUUUAGGUUAAUACAUUGUUUUUUGAGGAAGACCCAAAUGGGUUGAAACGUAGAUCAGAUGGAUGUAAACUUUUAUAUGGAUUAAAGUACCACUUCACUUUAUAAAGACCACAGAGUGCAUCUCUUUUUUUCAAAUUUUAUAUAUAUUUUGGCACCCAUUUUACAUUGAGCAUUGCCACUUUACUUUGGUUCCUAAGUAAUAUGUCCGACAAAGCCAUACUCUGUACCGUAAAAUGAAAUAUUAGGGUUUAUAUAGCCCUCUUAAAGGGAUACUCUAGUGCCAGGAAUACAAAGCUGUAUUCCUGGCACUAUAGAUUCUGUGCCCCUCCUCCCCCCCUUAAAACUUACCUUAUCAGAGUGCUGAUUUCCUCGGCACUGGGUUAUGGCUCCACCUAUUUUAAUGUUACGGCCGAGGAGGCGCUAAUGCGCAUGCCUGGCGAGUAACACACACAUUAGGUCCGCCCCAUAGAAAAGCAUUAAAUCAAUGCAUCCCUAUGGGGAAAGGUCCGAAGCUGGACUCCAGAGCAAAGGAGUGAAAGUAUGCAGCUCAUCAUCGAUCUAAUGGAUGGUAAAGGACACAUGGCUUUCCAUGGUUGCUUUGGAUUACACUUAUAUUUUUUUUUUUUUUUUCAUGUAUAGCAGAGGGUCACUGCAUUCCUAGUGACAAACUAUGUAGUGCUUUACAUUUACUGAUUAGUAGGUACAUGUCUGUUCGAAUAGUUGUAUGAUGCAUGUUUUUUUUUUUUUCUUUUCUUGUUUUUUCUCCAGGUAUCUUUCUGUUUACACCAUCUCCGUUUUUGACUUGUCUUGAACCAAAACGUUUUAGAAUGCAGAUAAAGGAAGAUAUAAAUCCGAUUCUUCUCUACCUCUUGCACUUCUUUAUGUGGCUGUAUGGCGUUAUCACAUUCGUGCCCUGGUUCCUGAUUUCUGGUGCAAGAGAGCGUCAGAAGCGUGCAAAGCGAAUAAAAGCCAAACCUCUAGCAGAACAUCCUGGCAGUCCGUACAGAUCUGUUGACAGUUUCCAUACUUUGGCAUCCUCCAUUUACCCAGGCUGCGAUACUCUGGACAAGGUCUUCAAACAAGCUACGGACAAUUUUAAAACCAAUCAUUGUCUAGGAACUAGAGAGGUACUGAAUGAGGAGGAUGAAGUCCAGCCUAAUGGGAAGGUGUUUAAAAAGGUGGGUGAACUGCUUUCAGUAGUAGACAGAUGUGUGAGUGUAUGUAUGUACUGAACAAAACUAUAAAGGCAACACUUGUUUUUGCCCCCAUUUUUCAUGAGCUGAACUCAAAGAUUCAAGACUUUUUCUAUGUACACAAAAGGCCUAAUUCUCUCAAAUAUUGUUCCUUUGUCGAGAUAAUCCAUUCACCUCACAGGUGUGAAAUAUCAAGAUGCUGGUUAGACAGCAUGAUUAUUGCAAAGGUUUGCCUUGUGCUGGCCACAAUAAAAGCAAGCCUACUCUAAUAUGUGAAGUGUUACUGUAUUGGAGGGAUCUGGGGGGUUCAAAAACCAGUCCGUAUCUGGUGUGACCAUUUGCCUCACGCAGUGCAACACAUCUCCUUCGCAUAGAGUUGGAUCAGGUUCUUGAUUGUGGUCUGUGGAAUGUCGGUCCACUGCUCUUCAAUGGCUGUGUGAAGUUGCUGGAUAUUGGCAGGACCUGGAACACACUGAUGUAUACGCCGAUCCAGAGCAUCCCAAACAUGCUCAAUGGGUGACGUGUCCGGUGAGUAUACUGGCCAUGCAAUUCCUGCUUCCAGGAAUUGUGUACAGAUCCUUGCAACAGGGGGCCGUGCAUUAUCAUGCUGCAACAUGAGUUGAUGGUUGUCGUGAAUGAAUGGCACAACAAUGGGCCUCAGAAUCUCAUCACAUCUCUGUGCAUUCAAAAUGCCAUCAAUAAAAUGCACCUGUGUUCGUUGUCCAUACCAUAACCCCACCACCACCAUAGACCACUCGAUCCACAACGUUGACAUCAGCAAACUGCCAUACAUGCUAUCUGCCCUGGACAGUGAAAACCAGGAUUCAUCCAUAAAGAGAACACCUCUCCAAAGUGCCAGACGCCAUCGAAUGUGAGCAUUUACCCACUCAUCCGGCUGGAUGUACUGCCAAAUUCUCUGAAACGCCAUUGGAGACUGCUUAUGGUAGAGAAACUUAGAAACAUAGAAUGUGACGGCAGAUAAGAACCAUUCGGCCCAUCUAGUCUGCCCAAUUUUGUAAAUACUUUAAUUAGUCCCUGGCCUUAUCUUAUAGUUAGGAUAGCCUUAUGCCUAUCCCACGCAUGCUUAAACUCCUUUACUGUGUUAACCUCUACCACUUCAGCUGGAAGGCUAUUCCAUGCAUCCACUACCCUCUCAGUAAAGUAAUACUUCCUGAUAUUAUUUUUAAACCUUUUGUCCCUCUAAUUUAAGACUGUCCUCUUGUUCACAGGCAACAGCUCUGGUGGACAUUCCUGCAUUCCGCAUGCCAAUUGCAUGCUCCCUCAAAACUUGCAACCUCUUUGGCAUUGUGCUGUGUGAUAAAACUGCACAUUUUAGAGUGGACUUUUAUUGUGACAAGCCUAAGGCACACUUUUGCAAUAAUCAUGCUGUCUAAUCAGCAUCUUGAUAUUUCACACCUGUGAGGUGGAUGGAUUAUCUCGGCAAAGGAAAUGCUCACUAACACAGAUUUAGAAAGAGAUGUGAACAAUAUUUGAGAUAAAUAGGCCUUUUGUGUACAUAGCAAAAGUCUUAGAGCUUUAAAUUCAGCUCUGGAAAAAUAUAGGCAAAAACAAGUGUUCCGUUUUUAUAAUUUUGUUCAGUGUAUAUUCAUUUUAAAUACCCAUUGUCUGUUCUUUAGGUGUAGCAACUGCGGACGAAGUUUAGCAGCCAUACCUUAUACACCAUCCUUUUGUGGGUGAUAGAGCAUCACCUGAUCGUUUGUGUCAACUAUUUUGUAUUUGUGGAGGCUUUGAAGCCUGUAGUUUGAGCAAAGAAUACAUACUAUAGACAAGGACAUGUAUUCUAUAUUUAGUCCCAUAUUAAGGCUUCUGUGUCCCUAUUUAUCUGUUUCAGGUCUUCUUAAGAGUGCUAUAGCAUAUUGCACUGUUUUGUUAUAGUCUAGCUCUAGAACAACCUGAUAGCACUCUUUUCUGGAAGUUUUAGUCCAUUGGGAUCAAAAAUAAUCAAAAUGACUGUGAUUGACACUCGUCUUGUUAAUGACAUUUCCAAUGUUCAGCUGUAGUGCCAAAGGUUUGCAAACACAAUCCUUGAGAACUACAUAUCCCAUAAUGCUACCAAAUCCUCAAGAGAGAUGCAGUCACAACAUCCGGAGUGCCAAAGGUUGCCUACCUCUGCAGCUUUGAGUAUUCUUGCUUUAUGAAUCAGAGGUAUCAAAUAUCUUCUAUGGAUGCUAUUAUCAUCAUUAUUAUUGCCAUUUAUAUAGUGCCAACAGAUUCCGUAGUGCUUUACAAUAUUAUUAAGGGGGGAUUUAACUAUAAAUAGGACAAUUACUAGAAAACUUAAAGAAACGAUAGGUUGAAGAGGGCCCUGCUCAAACGAGCUUACAGUCUAUAGGAGGUGGAGUAUAAAACACAUUAGGUGGAAGUGAAGAAGAGCUGGAGGAGAGAGUAGAGUGCUGCCCUUUAGGAGAGCGCAAGAGACAUGUAUGUGAGGUAGAGUUUAGGCAGUAGGCUUUCCUAAAGAAAUGUGUUUUUAAGGCACUUCUUAAAUGAUUGAAGACUAGGGAGGCUAUUACAUAGGAAGGGGAGCCAAGCGCGAGUUGGCCGUACGGGUGCGAGCAGCGGACAGAAGAAGGUUACGGGCAGAGCGGAGAGACCGAGAAGGGGCAUACCUAUGGAUCUGUGAGAUUUAAGAGGGGCUAAGAUUAUUCAGUGCUUUAUAGGUAUGGGUUAGCACUUUGAAUUGACUCCUAUAGUAUACAGGAAGCCAAUGUAAUGACUGACAGAGAGGUGAGGUGUGAGAGGACCGACUAGAGAGGAAAAUUUUAGUCUGGCGGCAGCAUUCAUUACAGACUGUAGCGGGGCAAAAUGGCUAUUGGGAAGACCAAUUAGGAGAGAGUUAAAAUAGUCCAUGCAAGAGAUUACUAGAGCACGGACAAGCUCUUUAGUAGCAUCUUGUGUAAGAAAGGGGCAAAUGCGGGCGAUGUUUUUGAGGUGGAAUUGGCAUGAUUUGACAACAGAUCGGAUGUGAGGUUCAAAGGUGAGGCCAGAAUCAAACAGAACAACAAGACCACAUGCUUGUAAGGAUGGGCUGAUAUGGGUACCACCAAUCUGAAGGAAGAGCGAGAGAGGGGGAUUAGUAUUAGGAGGAGGAAAGACAAGAAGUUCUAUUUUUGGAAAGAUUCAAUUUCAGAAAACGGGAGGACAUCCAAUCAGAGAUAGAAGAAAGGCGAGAGGUGGCACGUUGCAGGACAUCAGGGGAGAGGUCCAGGGAGAUCAUCUAUAUCUGGGUGUUAUCAGCGUACAGGUGGUAUUGGAAUCCAAAAGAGGUAAUAAGUUUGCCAAGAAAGGCAGUAUAAAGAGAAAAUAGACCAAGGACAGAGCCUUGGGGACUCAAACUGAGACAAGACGAAUGGUGGAGGUAUCAUUAGAAAAGAAGACACUGAAUGAGCGUUGGGAGAGAUGAGAGGAAAACCACGAGAGGAAAGAGUCACAGAGACCGAGUGAUUGAAGAGUUUUGAGAAGGAGAACAUGAUCAACAGUGUAAAAAGCAGCAGAGAGGUCAAGAAGAAUUAGUAUGGAGUAGUGACCUUUGGAUUUAGCUGUGAUAAUGUCGUUCGUAACUUUGAUAAGGGCAGUCUCAGUAGAAUGGAGGGGGCGGAAGCUGGGCUGAAGAGGGUCAAGUAGAGAGUUGGUGUUGAGGAAGCAGGCCAGACGGGUGAAGACUAGUCUUUCAAGAAGCUUUGAGGAAAAAGGGAGCAGGGAAAUAGGACGAUAGAGGGGGAGGAUGGGUCGAGACAUGGUUUCUUUAAGGUACUACAGUAGCAUGUUUAAGGACAACAGGAACAGUGCCAGAAGAAAGAGAGCAGUUGAAUAUGUGUGAGGGCACAAGACAAGAAGAGAGAGAUCUGAUAAUGUGAGAUGGAGCAGGAUCAAGCGGGCAAUUGGUGGGCCGAGAGGAAAGGAUAAGCGCAGCCACCUCUUGUUUAGUAGCCUUGGAGAAAGUCGGAAGGGUUGGAGAGGCAUGAUCCAGGUGAGGUUGAGAAAGUGAGGGGUAGAGUGGUGAGAAUUCUUUCCUUGGCUGUUCAAUCUUGUCAGUAAAGUAGCAUGCAAAACUAUCAGCUGUAAGGUUAGUUUUGGGGGUGGCCGCAGCAGGGCAAAGAAGAGAGUUAAAGGUAUUAAAGGACCACUCUAGGCACCCAGACCACUUCAGCUUAAUGAAGUGGUCUGGGUGCCAGGUCCAGCUACGGUUAACCCAUUUUAUUUAUAAACAUAGCAGUUUCCGAGAAACUGCUAUGUUUAUGAAUGGGUUAAGCCUUCCCCCAAAGCCUCUAGCGGCUGUCUCAUUGACAGCCGCUAGAGGCGUUUGCGUGCUGCUCACUGUGAUUUUCACAGUGAGAGCACGCAAGCGUCCAUAGGAAAGCAUUGUAAAUGGGGACUCAAACUGCAGCUCCUGCCGCGCGUGCACAUUCAGCCGACGAGGAGGAUUGGGGGCGGAGAGCUCCUCGCCCAGCGCUGGAAAAAGGUAAGUUUUAACCCCUUUCCCCCUUCCAGAGCCGGGCGGGAGGGGGACCCUGAGGGUAGGGGCACCCUCAGGGCACUAUAGUGCCAGGAAAACAAGUGUGUUUUCCUGGCACUAUAGUGGUCCUUUAAAGAGACUCCUGGGAUUGCGAGAGCAUGAGCGAAUAAGAGAAGAAAAGUAUGACUGUUUGGCAAGGGCUAUGCUGUAGGAACGCAAUAUGAAUUUGUAGUGUAGAAAGUCUGACUCUGUGUGAGACUUCCUCCAGCAACGUUCAGCAGAAUGGGAACAUCUCUGCAGGUAGCGUGUUGAUUUAGUGUGCCCCGGUUGGGGACAUAUUCUCCUCAAGGUGCGUAUUUGGAGGGGGGGCUGCAGUGUCCAAGGCUGAGGUGAGGGUAGAGUUAUAUGAGGAGAUAGCCAGUGAGGGACAUGAGUAAGCAGGAAUGGAUAAUAGUUGGGAAUCGAUAUCAGCUGACAGCUGCUGGAGGUUUAUAGAAUGCAGAUUCCUUCUGAGUUAAAGGGGGCUAUUGAGAGCAAAUGGUAGGAAAUUAUAAUCUGAGAGAGGAAAUGGAGUGUUGCAGAUGUUAAAGACUGGACAUUCAUGAGUGAAAAUAAGGUCUAGAGUAUUGCCUGCUAUAUGCGUGGGGGAAUUAGCCCACUGUGAUAGCCCAAGGGAGGAGGUAAUAGAAAGUAGUUUUGAGGUUGCUGGGUUAAUGGGAAUGUUGAAGUCUCUGAGAAUUACAGAUGGAAUGUUAGAGGAGAGGAAGUAAGGAAGCCAGGCAGCAAAGUGGUCAAGGAAGAGAUGUGGGGAACAAGGGGGACGAUGGAUAACAGCAAUGCUGGCAGAGAUGGGUUUGAAAAGGCUGAUUGAAUGAAUCUCAAAUGAUGCGAAAGAGAGGGAAGAGGGUGUGGGUAGAGGUUUGAAGGAGCAGUGAGGUGAGAGCAGAAACCCUACACCACCACCUUUUAUUUUCAGUUUCUUAGGUUGUGGGAAAAUUGAAGACCACCAAAGUCUUUAUCCUCUGUCCAUCAUAGUCUCUAUUUACACGAAGGGCAAAUGUGUUUUUUAUUUUUUUAUUUUUUUUUUAAAGGUGUGUUCUUUAGUAUUACAACAAAGAUGUUCUAAAUACAAUAUUUUGUCAUCUGUGGUAAAAUGCCCUCUGAAUGAUCAUAUCUGUAGUUUUAUUUCUUGUCACUAGAGGGUAGUAGUGUCCUUUUUGAGUUUUUCUCCUGCUGUUCAUUUCUGUGAGUGAAAGGUCAAAUGCAUUACUGAGACAGGCUCCAGACUAUCACACAUAUAUAUAAAGUGUAUUUUAGGGUAUAGCCCUUUUAGCUAGAAAAUGUCUUGUUGGCUUUAGUGUCAGUCUGAAAAAUUUAAUUUUCAGCUACAUUCUUGUAGAAAAAAACCUUUUAUUUAUUUUGUGUACCACAGCCGAAUGAUUGUAUGGGGGCAGGCGACUGGUCUAUUUCAACCUACAGGAACUAGAGUACGCGGAAUAGAAAGGAUAAAUGACUGUUCGUGCAAAAAUGAAUUAUUAGUAUAAAUAAUUUAUUAAUCAUUGAGGUUCAUUUACUAAAGUGAAUGCUAUGUGGAUUUAAAAGAUUAGGGCCAAAAAAGACAAACUGAAAUCACAGGUGACUUGGCAAUUUAAUUUUUUUUUAUCUGAAUUUGUUUUAAUUUAAAUUAGAAUAGAUGUAUACCCUUUUUUGUGCACAUUCUAAUAUUUGUCAUGCAAUUGUCUGAAAAAUGGUAUCCAAAUGGUUUUAAUUAUUUGUUAGCUACAUUUUCUGUCCUUUGUAUUAUUUAGAGGGCAUUUAUUUGAUUGACAAUCAACAAGUAACGAGCAGCUAUUUUUAAUACCGAUGGUCUUUGUUCUGACACCAAUAUUAUAUACCUCAUCAAAAGGUUUUUUUUUUUGUUUUGUUUUUUUUAAUUUAAUAUUUUCAAAGUUAUUAUGAUACAUUUCCAAAAGAAAGCAUUAGCCAACCCUGAACAAAGUUCUGGGAUGGCUUGUCAAUUCUGUGCACAACUUGCUUCUGACACCACGUACAACAAACCUAUAUGCCUGACUGACAGUGUUACACUAACUAUUUAGGUACCCAGCACAACUUGCCUCUUAAUAAAAAGGUGUUUCAACUUCCCCUUUUGUCCAUAGAUGGUGCCAGUCUUGCCACAGCUGGUACCACUUCUUUGGCUGAGGUCAUCAGUCUUGAUGCUCUUAGCCAAUCCAAUGCUUUUCCAUAGGACAGCGUAGGGAGGCUAUUGCACAUGCAUUGCACCAAUCAGUAUCUCCUUGUAGAGAUGCAUUAAAGCAAUGCAUCUCUAUGGGGAGUGUUCAGCGUCUCCAUGCAGAGUUUGGAGAUGCUGAUUGUAGGUGCUGCACACUAUGCAGCACUGAGAUAGGUGUAGCACCUUUUAGUGGCCAUUUUAGUGACUGCUUUUAGAGGUGUUACUAGGAUGAAAUGUAAACAUUGCCUUUCUGGCAGUUUGCUGAUAAGUGGUGGCGAUAUUCUGUACAUUUAAAGUGUAAAAAAAAAAGUAACACUAUUUCUUAACCAACCUGGCAUUAACUGAACAUGCUGAUGGCAAUCACACUCCUAUCAGCCAGUACAUGCUGUGAUCAGGGAGAUCCCAGCUUAUGCAGUGUUGCUACUGAUAGGAGUGUGAUUGCUGACAGCCAGUCCAGUACAUUACGAUAGAUUAUUCACCCUAUCACCUCCCUGCCUUCAGCUGAGUUCCGCAUGAGGGAAUUUACAGAGGUCACCACGUGACGCUUUAUUGCCUGGCAGCUACGGUUUCCAGAUGCAGAAGAUGGCGUGUGGUGACUGGGAGAAGCGAGUAAGUUAUUGGUGUGACGGAGCUCCUGUACUCCGACAAAGUAUCCGCUUCCUAGCCGUAUGGAAAGGAGCCUGGAGCGCUUAAACUCCUGCCAACUGGUGUCUCUCUGGAGCUUUUCCACCUGACCAGGCUGGCAUCGCCCCAUCUGCCUGUUCCACUGCAGCACUUCUUCCAGGUAGGUAUCCACCUCUGCUUGCAUUGUGGUUGCUAUUGCCUUUACAAAGGCACUUGCAGCUCUCAGGUCUAGUUCUCUUGAUUUAUCCCAGGGCUAAAGCAUCAGCAUCAGGUCUGAAGACUGUUACUGGGAUCCCUAAAAAAUCCUCACAAAACACCGUUCCAAAAGUAACGAUGCACCGCUUUGUUUAUUUUUAUAUGGGACUAGCCCAUAUGCUUAUUACAUCAAGCUUGCUAUGACAAACUUGGUAAAAUACAAAUAACCAAAACUUGUCUGAAAACAUACAAGAAAUGUAUAACAUAUUUAUAAAGGGGUUGGGAACACAAUAUUUAACACAAGAUCUCUGUCUUGCCUGCAGAUUUAGCAGUAUGCAAAUCUACCUGAAUAUGUAAGUUAACAAGCCUUGCUAUUCAGGUAGUGCUUAUAGCUGUUGCUACCAACAGAGCCAUACAGGCUCCAGAGACAAAUCUAUUUAGUUGACCGCAAGACAUGAGAGCACACAAAACAUUUAACCAUAUUAUAAUGGGUACAGGGUGACUAAAACACAAGAACAAAUAAGUAAAGUGUCCUUCUGCUCCUCGUCACACAGUGUAAUUCAGGGUAAGCAAGAAGCCUGGCCCAGGCCCAUAGUAGGUGAAAUGUCUGUUGCUUGUUUAACAACAAUGGUGGCAUCACAGGACGUAUUACUGUGUGUUGGGGAACGUGGGAUAUUUACACGUUUUCUAUAAUUGUUAAAAAAAAAAUAAAAUAAAAAAUUAAAUCUGUACUUUUUACUAUGGUGUCUUUUUUUUUUUUUUUUGGUCUUUUUGUUUUCUUUACUUUGUGGUCCUUUAUCUGGUUUUGACAUGCAUGGUUACAGUUGCAUACAUUGGGGACACCCUAUUUACAGCUACAUGUUAACUAGCACUCAGUGUUCGUAAUCUAUACUCAUUGUUUACGUUUCACCAGGUGAUCUUGGGGAAUUACAAUUGGUUGACAUUUGAAGAGGUCUACUCGUUGGCUGCUCAGUUCGGAAAUGGUCUCGCUCAACUUGGUCAGAAACCAAAGUCUAACAUUGCCAUAUUCUGUGAGACACGAGCAGAGUGGAUCAUCACAGCCCAGGCAUGCUUCAUGCACAACUUCCCUUGUGAGUAUGUUUCAAUCAUUAGAAAGGUGUGAUAGAUGGGAGACACCAGUGUCCUAGGUUUAUGUUCUAAAAGGCAGUUUUGAUACCCAGUUGUGGAAGACAAUUAAUCGGCUUGAAAAUAUUCUGUAACUUUCAUAUAAUUGUCGUACGAGAUCUGAUCUUUGUCACUAGAACAGAGCAACAAAUCACCAUUAAAUUCCCCACCCUAGCUGUGCUCUUUGUUUAUAUAUUUAUUUGAAACAUUUACAUAGUUACAUAGCUGAAAAGAGUCUUGCGUCCAUCAAGUUCAGCCUACCUCACAUUUGUUUUUUGCUGUUGAUCCAAAACCCAGUUUGAAGCACAAUUUUGCAACAAGCUAGGAAAAAAAAUCCUUCUUGACCCCAGAAUGGCAGUCAGAUUUAUCCUUGGAUCAAGCAGUUAUUACCCUUCAUUGAAAGAUUAUAUCCUUGAAUAUUCGUGUCUUGCAAGUAUGCAUCUAGUAGCUGUUUGAACAUCUGUAUGGACUCUGAUAAAACCACUUCUUCAGGCAGAGAAUUCCACAUCCUUAUUGUUCUAACAGUAAAAAAACCUUUCCUUUGCCUUAGACGAAAUCUUCUUUCUUCCAGUCUAAACGCAUGGCCUCGUGUCCUAUGUAAAGUCCGUUUGUGACUAGAUUUUCACACAAUGGUUUGUAUUGGCCCCGAAUAUAUUUGUAUAAUGUUAUCAUAUCCCCUCUCAGGCGACGUUUUUCUAAACUAAAUAGGUUUAAAUUUGUUAACCUUUCUUCAUAGCCCAUAUGUUCCAUUCCUUUUUAUUAAUUUUGUAGCCCGCCUCUGCACUUUUUCUAGUGCCAUAAUAUCCUUCUUUAGAACAGCAUAUUCAAAAUUGCACAGCAUAUUCAAUAUGGGGUCUUACCAGUGAUUUAUAAAGAGGCAAAAUGAUAUUCUUGUCCCGAGAAUGACUGUCCUUUUUCAUGCAUGACAAUACCUUACUGGCCUUGGCCACUGCUGAUUGACAUUGCACAUUGUUGCAUAGUUUGUUGUCUAUAACAAUUCCCAAGUCCUUUUCGUGUGUUGUUAUCCCUAAUUCGCUUCCAUUAAGGGUAUACGUUGCAUGUGUAUUCUUUACGCCGAAGUGCAUAACUUUUUCAACAUUAAAUUUCAUCUGCCAUUUGAGUGCCCAGUCCCCCAGUCUAUCUAAAUCCCUCUGCAGCAAAGUAAUAUCUUGCUCACAUUGUAUUGUUUUACAAAGUUUUGUGUAAUCUGCAAACACUGAAAUGACUUUCAAUGCGGUCUUUAAGAUCAUUUAUAAUCAUGUUAAAUAGAAGGGGUCCCAGAACAGACCCCUGAGGGACACCACUUGCCACCUCUGUACAGCUUGAAAAUUUACCAUUAAUGACAACUCUUUGUACUUUGUUUUUAAACCAAUGUUCUACCCAAGAACAAGCAUUUUCAUCUAGACCGAUUUCCUUGAGUUUGAACACUAAUCUAUUGUGUGGAACUGUAUCAAAUGCCUUGGCAAAAGCCAAAUAGAUCACAUCCAUGGCAACACCCUGAUCUAUACUUCUACUUACUUCUUUGUAGAACGCAAUCAAGUUAGUUUGACAUGACCUGUUUAGAUAUCAGACACGGCAUAUAAUAAAUAUAUAUUGCUGUAAGCAUAAAUAGUUGAUCUAAAGCUUGGAAUAAAUGUGUUCUAUAUUUUAUAAUGUUGAUGUUCUUUUAAUUGUUCAUAAUCUGAUCUGGGUCAUCCGUGAUGCCCCUUAAAAUCUCCAGUUCUCAGUUUAAUUUUAUUCCUUUCCUAGUUUCAUUCUUCAUCUUCUGCGUGUUACUAUUCUUUAUUUUUAUUUUUUUAAUCAUUUAUAAAGCGCCAACAAAUUCCUUGGAGCUGUACAAUGGGUGGACAAACAGACAUGUACCAUACAUACUCAAGUAUAAGCCGACCCAAAUAUAAGCCCAGACCCCUAAUUUUACCACAAAAAACUGGGAAAACUUAUUGACUCGAGUAUAAGCCUAGGGUGGGAAAUGCAGCAGCUACUGGUAAAUUUUUAAAUAAAAUUAGAUCCCAAUAAAAUUAUAUUAAUUGAAUAUUUAUUUACAGUGUGUAUAUAAUGAAUGCAGUGUGUGUUUCUGUGUAUAUAAUGAAUGCAGUGUGGUUGUGUGUGUAUGUGUGUGUGUGUGUGUGUGUGUGUGUGUGUGUGUAUAUAAUGAAUGCAGUGUGUGUUCUUGUGUGUGUAUAUAAUGAAUGCAGUGUGUUCUUGUGUGUGUGUAUAUAAUGAAUGCAGUGUGUGUUCUUGUGUGUGUAUAUAAUGAAUGCAGAGUGUGUGUUUCUGUGUAUAUAAUGAAUGCAGUGUGUGUGUUUGUGGUGUGUGUGUGUGUAUAAUGAAUGCAGUGUGUGUAAAUUGGGUGAGGGGAGGGCAUUUUUUUUUUUUAAUUAUUUUAAUAUUUUUUUUUAAUCUAUGUGCUGAAAAACUCGGCUUAUACUAGGGUAUAUACGGUAAUUGUAACCAGACAAGUUGGAUGCACAGGAACAGAGGGGUUGAGGGCCCUGCUCAAAUGAGCGUGCAUGCUAGAGGAUAUUAUAAGCUUAUAUAGAUGACAACAUUCUGUAAAAAUGGCAGGCAAUCCUCUCCAUAAAUUCUAAACUAUUUCCUUCAAAUCUCUUAUAUUUAUAUGUGCUCUAUUUUUAAUAAACAAAUGCUGCUCUGUAUUUAAAGAUUUUCCUUAUAAAAUAAAUUGUCUAAAAUCCCUGUACUAGCCUAGUCCUCAAUUUGACCUACAAUAAGCGGAUCCCAGAAUGAUGCAACAACUUGUCACAGGCUUUCAUGUCACAUUACUUCCCAUCACCCUGCCUCUUCCUCCUCCUUAUGCAAUGAUCGCCCCUACCAACGGCUAAACUUUUAAAAUUCCACGUUUACAGAAAACCUGAGCUUUCUCCAUCCCCCUCAUCCUCUCUGAAAUUAAGGAGCUUUAUUAUCUAAUAUAAUAAACACUCUCCAGUCCCCUUUUCACCCCUGCUCUGGUUUUCCCAUCAAGCUGAUACCCUGCAGCAGGAUGUGAGGGGGAGAACAGUGUACUCAGGACAUGAGCCUGCUCUGGCUUUUUGAAACGUGCUGUGUCUCACUGCUGGACUUUCACCCAACACACCAACUGCUAUUCUUGCACUUUAUACACUGAGCCCGGAGACUCGUUAGAAAGAUUAAUGUGUUUUACUGACAUCUUCGUGUAUGAAUGUGUGUGUGUGUAUUAUGUAUCUUUUAAAUAAUUGUGUGUUUUGGAAAGUUAGCGUGGGCACGAGUAUGUUACAUAUACAGGGUGAAAGAUGGAUCACCUGAGAGAGUUAUAACCUUUGUCUUUUACUCUGUGAACUUCAGCGAACAUGAACACGUGGAGAGGCUGAGAUCUCUCAGCUUAUCCUGGUCCUCCUGUUAUUUUAAAGGGCAGCAUCUGCUUUAGGCUCUCUCAUAGCUUUGAGACUGUGACUGUAACCGCAAAAUUAAGGCUGGGCGAGACACAGGAGCUAUAUAACAUAACAAUUUCAUGUUAAACAUCUAAUACUAUCCUUACCUUUUUGUGUAAUUUUACACCACUCCCUCUAGCAUGUAAGCUCAUUGAGCAAGGCCCUCAACCCCUCUGUUCCUGUGUGUCCAACUUGUCUGGUUACAACUACAUGUCUGUUCAUCCACCCAUUGUAAAGCGCUGCGGAAUUUGACGGCGCUCUAGAAAUAUCAUAAUAAUAAUUGAAAGAACACUUUAAUGUUAAAGGGACACUAUAGGCACUCAUACCACUUAAGCUCAUUGAAGUGGUUUGGGUGCACUGUCCCUCUUAGUGUUGCAAUGUUAAACUUUGCAGUUCCAGCAAACUGUAAUGUUUACAUUGCCUCACUAAAUCUGCCUCCACUGACUGUCUACCAGAAAUUGACCGGGGGUGCUUCCUGGAUCCUAAUGGACCUUUGGUCUGGUAUUGGACGCUCGACGUCUUCGUGCUCUGCAUAUGGACAUCCAAUGUCAUGCUUUUUACCCAUAGGAAAACAUUGAUUCCUAUGUACUGGCAGAGGGGACAUCGGCGCUGGGAUAUGUUAAGUAAAUAAUGAGUUUUUAACACGGAGGGGGAGUGAUGGUGUCAGGAAUACAGCUAUAGUAUCCCUUUAAAGAUACACAUAGGUAUUUAUAAUGUUGGCAGGCCCAUAUUGAGAUCCCUUAUAAAUGUAAGUAAAUAAAAUUAGACUUGCCUUUCUUCUUACAGUGACUUCUCUUCCUUCAUGUGAACUAAGCCAAUCAAAUGCUUAUCUAUAGAGCAGCAUUAGGGGCAGUACUGCGCAUUUGUACUGCUCCAGUAAGUGUCUCCUCGUGGAGGAGCAGUAUGAGAAGCCUUUAAAGGGACACUAUAGUCACCAAAACGACUUUAGCUUAAUGAAGCAGUUUUGGUGUAUAAAUAAUGCCUCUGAAGUUUUCAUGCUCAAGUCACAGCCAUUUAGGAAUAAAAUCCCUUUUUGUCGAUGCAGCCCCAGCCACACCUCACCUCGUCGUGACUGACACAGCCUGCAUUAAAAAAGAAAAUAGAUUUUACUUUCAAUCUCGUGUAACUUACUUUAAAGGUUUUUAACUCAUGCUCUGUAAAUUGGGCUUUAAUGACAUACAUGAGGCUCCUGCAGAGUCUAGCAAGCUAUUACAUUAAACAGGAUUUGCAAUAAAGGAAGUGUACACAUUAGAUGACUCUUUACAGGAAGUGUUCAGGAAGGCUGUGUAAGUCGCAUCCACAGAGGGCUAUAUAAACAAAGUGAUUUUACUCCUAAAUGGCAGAGAGUUGAGCUGUAAGACUGUAAUCAUGGACAUGAUCUAUACACCAAAACUGCUUCAUUAAUCUAAAGUUGUUUUGGUGACUAUAGUGUCCCUGUGACUGUGUUCUGCAUUCUUGUGACUCCAAAUGUGAAGAUUGCCUUAUUAGUGGUUUAUUCUAAAAAUAAAUACAAUUAACUCUCCCUAGAAACUACUGAAAGAGGCUGCAAUGUCUCAUCCAAUCCCUUUUCUCAAUAUUUUGACAGAGUACUUUACUUAUCCUUUAAAAUCCUGCCCAAAUGGGUUUAUAGGAAAUAUGGUUCAGUAAGCUGCUGCUGGUUUGUUCCAUAGCUUUGUGAGGGAAACUAGUUACGUUCACAAGGGAACAUGUAUUUUCUGAGUAAGCCUGUUGUGAGUGACGGGAGGGUUAUAUUUGCAGACCUUUUUAAUUGAAUCUCUGCAAUUUAAAAAAAUUAAUUAAAUUUGUAUUUUAUUGGAUUUUCCAUUUCCAAAAGCAUCUGUAUCACGUUAUAAAGGUGUAAUGGCAAUUCUCAACAGGCAUACAAGAAAGUAUAUGUGGGUAUCGACAAGCGUGGAAACACGCAUCCUUGGGUGGGUGUCCCAGCCUCUAAGUAUACAAUUGGUUUUAUAGGCAGUAGAAUGUACACCAGGAGAAGAUUAAAAAAAAAAAAGUGAGAACGCACUGUCAGUGUAAAAAUAAUAAAAAUAAAAAAAAAACAGCAUGCUUUCCCUUUACUCACUUUUUCUUUUUUCACUAGGGACUUGCACUGAUAGAAUGAUUAUUUAGACCAAGUUUUAUUUAUUUUUUUGUUUACUUCUAGCUAGUUGGGGUUUGGAAGUAGUAGAUAGUGGGCGAUACCUCAUAGAGUGAGUACUAGAUUAGAACACCCAUGAAGGUGUUUAUAGGAGCCUAGGGAUUCAUUUUGAGGUUGCUAUAUAGAUUGUAUCAGAUAUCCAGAUUUCUUUACCUAGUGGUUUAGCACCUCCAAGACAAAAAGGGAGGGGACUUUCACUAUCAUUCUGGGCAAGUUUGCCUGGGGUAUCCAUAAUAUUUGGUCUUAUUAACGGAUUUAUAUUAACUGUUUCUCUGCCUCUCUAUCCCUACCUCUACUUAUCCUAGGUAUCAUUGCUCAUUGUAACUCUAUUAUAAGGUAUUAGCCCUACUGUUUUGUCUUCAUUAUUUUUUAGUCCCACUGACUACACAAGAUAAUUGGACUAUUAUAAAUCUAGACUAUACCAUUAUCUUUACCUCCACACUAGUCUUUUAUUUAGGGGAUCCAGUACAGUGUCCUUCUGGGUUUUUUUUUUUUUGGUUAUCUUAAUUGAAAGAUUCAAUAAAGGUUUUUGUUUAUUAUUAUUAUUAUUUUUUCCUAUUCAGCCUGCUAACAAGGACGCCAGAGGGUAUUUUUGGAACUCAUACAUUAAAUGUUCCUUUUUCCUUUUCCCCUAAAUUAGCUCUCCAUACUAGCUAGUUCAAUUUAUAUACUGUUAUUCAAUGUUGUCCAUUUAUUAUUUAUGUCAGCAUCCCUAGAUCUCCCUAGCUGGAGAUCAUCUUUUAUUAUUUUUCAAAAAAAAAAAAUAACUUAACUAAGGCAGUAUCCUGCGCUAUUCUCCAGUUAUAUUAACUCUACAUAUCUAGACAAUGCCCAUUGAAACUAUAAUAUUGUACAAGAGCCCUAUCUAUAUGUUGGGGCUAUAUAAAGUAUUCAAUAUUAGUGGCUUAAGUCGGGGUACCUGGUAUUUGAGCCUCGGGCAGGUGCAGUCUGUUAAUCUCUGCAAUUUUAAGCUGCAAACAUGAAUUCAAGGAUAUUACCUAUAGGAGUACUGUGUAGUAAUAAUAAAAAGUCCAAGUGUGUUUGGGAGAUAAAUAUCUCAUUAAUCCCUUAUUAUUCCAUCACAUGGUCUCCCAGAAUGCCUUUUGUUUUGUAAAAUUUUGUUAAAAAAAAGUUUUUUUAAACAAAUUACUCUUUAGCUUCUUCUCCGUACAUUUAUGCUACUCUGAGAAUUGUCAGACGCUGCUGGUAUCUAUGUAGCUUGCUUGUUUAUCCCAUAGGGGGAGAAAAGGUCCCAUGCAUGCGCUCCCACACGAACGCUAUCCCUGAGAAUACAAAGCUAUCUGCACCUCAGCUGAGAGACACGGGAUCAGCCGAUUGCAGUGUGCAGUGCUGUAGCAAACAGCUGCUUCCUCUCCUGGCUCAUCAACUCUCUGACGUCAAUGUAGUGAUUUUUGGCAAGUCCAUGAGCAUGUCAGGCUGGUUAACCUCACCGGUGCUGAAGUGACCGGCAAAUCAGUUUUUACAGUAUUGGCCGUGUUUGUUUUUGUGUAUACGUUUGUAUUUAAAUGUUUUCUAAUCCUUCUUAAGGUUUAUUUACCAAGUUGUAAAUUGUGGAGAACUGACGACCACUGAACCACAUUUAACAUUUUUAGACUAAAAUUACCAAACUGUAUCAGUUCUCAACUUGGUUUUGUUUCCAGCUGUUACAGAAAUUACAUUUUGCCACAUAGUUGUCCCAAUUUAAUAAUAUCGGUUGGCUGCUUUAUUUUUUUUUUUUUUUUUUUCUCCCUUGCUCUGCUUGCAAUUCUAUGGAGUAGUUAAUUGCAUGAGCUGGGGAAAGCCUGGACCAAGGCUUGUUUAUGUAACUGAGGUCAGAGGAGAGAGUAGAGCCAGCUUGUGGGAACCGGCCCAGACACUUGCUCGAUCCCAUCAGCUGAAGUAAAAUGAGUUAGGCAUGACUGUGCAUGUGUGUCGGCCUAAUGUUUCCAUCUUAACUGGCCCACACUGAUGGACUUACAGUAUAAAUAAAAGUGAAGUUUCUGGCGGAGUUAGACUUGAUUUCCAGAGCUCUGUUAUAUUUCUACAUUAGGCAUUGCCGACCUUCUUUUGUUACACACUGCGUGCAAGAAACGAAGCCUCUUGUUUGGUAAUGCCAACUGUUACUGUUUGUCUUAACUGUCACUGAAAUAGAUAUGAUUAGAAAUGUCACAAAAGAGGAUUGACUUGUAAAGGAGGCCACAUCCCGUGAUUUUAAUAUUUUCUUUCUCACACAGCUUCCUGUGUCUCCAGGCUGUAAAGAUGGGAUUUUAUAUCACUUUGAGUUCUGUCUGAAUGCAUUGUAGUACAUCUGACUCUGUCUGCAGAGACACCACGCAGAGACUGCCUGGUUCCUUGCAGUCUAUAAAAGGAUGGUUUGGAGAGAUCCUUUGAUUGGCUUUGACCGCCAUGGAGUGACCUUUUUAUGAAUAUGAACACAUAGUCUCAGAUACAGUGAUGUUUACAAUUUGUCAGACUACAAGGGCAGGGUCUAUACACCAACAUCACUACAUUACAAUGAAUGAUUUUGGCACUUGGUGUCUCUUUUAAAUAGGAGUAAAUCAUGUUGAGCCUGCUUUUUGCAGGUACACAUUGCCUUGCCGUUAUGAAAAAGGGACAUUUUAGACUAUUCUGCAUGGAAUGUCCACUCCUGUAGGAACAGCAGUCUUCUAUGGACCGGCUUACGUUAAUCAAGUAGUACAUUGCAGGUUAUAAUGACAGUGUAGAAUGUUCUUAAAGGGACACUAUGGUCACCAGAACCACUACUGUUUAAUGUAAUGUUCUGAUGUGUAUAGUAGGUCCCGAAGGCCCUUUUUUUUUUCAUGUAAGCAUUGUCUUUUUAGAGCGAACACCGCAUUUACAUUACUGCCUAUUAACACUUCUAGUGACAGUCACUCAGAAGGCCACCAAUGUGCAGCACUGAUGUUCAGCGUCUCCACACCCUGCAUGGAGGUAAACUCUCCCCAUAGAGAUGCAUUUAUUUAAUGCUUUCCUAUGGGAUCAUCAAUUUUGUUGAUAUCAGCCAAAUGGAAGGAACCAGACCUGGGGCAGGGGGGAGAGAACACCAUAUUGUCAGGAAUGCAAGUUUUGUAUUCCUCACACUUUAGUGUUCCUUUAGGUAACGUGGCAAUUUAUAGUUAAAAUAACUUUCAGUGUUUUUUUUUUUUUCCUUUCAUUGAACUUUGUGACAAAAAUCCAGAGAAUAUACUAUUAUUUGUAAAGUUAACUUGGUGAACGCCUCCUUUUUAAUUAAAACCCCAAGUAAUUCUACUGCCCUUUUUCCUCUCUCCUUUCCUCUGCUCCCAGGCAGCAGUCCCCUAAUGUAGCCCUCUCUGUGGGGAACAGGAAAGAAAUCUGGACUCCUUUUUAAUUGUCGAAAGAUCCAGAAGGCCUUCACUUUCAAGCAUCUGGUGUACAUUAACUCAGAUAUGUUCACCACUGCACUGAAACCAUGUCAGAAGUCUCUUUUCCCAAGGAUUUAUAAGACACGGUUAAAAUAGAACAUUUUAUGUCAUCUGUACUGCUUCUGAAAAUCUGUUAACCACAAAGCAUGUGCUUUGCAAACACUAAUGUUUUGUAGUUUUUGUUUUUCUCGGGUAAUGCUGUAGCCAAAAACGCCAAAGGCAGUCAGAGGGAGUAAGUCUGUGAUGUUCUGUUAGUGCCCACAUCUAUUCUUCCCUCACCCCCUCACUCAAUUCUGUGUACAUAUAACUUUUUUUGGGCAGUACACUAUCUUUAAAUAACAAAAACAGAUUUAAUAUUGUGCAAUUUAAAGUGUUAUGAUCUUCUUAUUUCACUAAGCUAGAUAGAAUUCUUGAUGUUCGAGAUGAAGCAAUGGCAGACAUACUCUAUACUUGUGUGUGGUGUGCGUUUGGAGUUGCUUGUAGAGGAGAGUUUGCUUAUGGGGGUUUAUGUCUGUCUUUGAGGCUGGUUCUAGUGUAGAGUGUUGGGGGGGUGAAAAGGGGUAGGAGCAGUAAAAAAAAGAGAGAGAGAGAAAACGGGGGAAAAAAGGUUUUAUUCCAACCCCCUCUCAGGUUUUUUUUUUUGUUUUUUUUUGGUCAGGAAGGGGUGAGAGGGAUAUCCAGAUCCCUGAUGGUUCAAUUCUUAUCUGCACAUCUGGUGGGUGCAGACUCUCAUUGAGGCUGGCGCUGGGAAAAGUAUCAGUGUUGCUGCGGCAACAUUUUGCUACACGAUCUAGAGUAGACAGCUUGGUCUGCACUGCGUGAAGUGAGGACCACCUUCUCUGCUCUGCCCCCUCCUGUAUUAAAGCGAGUUGGCUGUUUCUCCUCAUCACCCAUUUAGCUCACUUUCUGAGCCGGAGCUGAAGAAAGGUUGGCCCUGCAUGUGCUGGCCGGGGAGAUCCUUUGAUUUCCCCUGUUGGCUUAGUUAUGUGGCAAUCUCUGCCCACCAGACACUAAUCCGAUAGGCCCAAUGGCUGGACAUAUGGUAUUCAGUUUUCCAAUUUUGGUCUGUCCUCUGUCCUCGUUAUCUUAUUACAUACAAGUCAUAUUUAGUACCUUGUUCUAUUGUUCUAUUUCUAUUUCCAUAACACAAUCUUUUAGCCUUGUAGCAUUUUUUUGAAACAUUCAAAACUACAGUAUGAUUAAAAUAAUCUUUGUUUUCUGCUACUAUCCUAUUCCUCCUCCCUCCCAAUAUCCGCACCCUGAGAAGUGAAAACCAGUAAAGGGGGCAGGCCAGUGAGGCGCCCAUGUCCCUGGCUCUAUCCAAAGGGAGUGUCUCCGCCUGAAGUACUGGCAGGUCAGCCUACAUAAAUGCAUGCCAGUCUGCCUUUCAAUCUCCCAGGUCAGCCCACUGAGGGUAGACCAUGCAAGGAAUAUUGUUUCAGUUCUCUCUGCUGGGUCCUAGUGUUGCGCAUGUGCACCUUAUGAUAUACUUUUCUGGGGACUGUUCCGUGUUGUCCCCAACAGUGGAACACCAGGGAACAAAGUGGGAGUGAUAUGAACCGACUUAUUGGGACUGUCCUGCCAAAAUCCAGACGGUUGGGAGAUGUGUAUUAUGCCCCAUCACUUUUUAUAGUCCAUUUAUGGUAGGUAUUCCAGCUUGGCUCUAAAGUUUCCAUUUCUCUUAUCAAAUCCCUGCUAGUUCCUAGUUUAGUAAAUAAACUCCAGCAAUAACUAUCCUGACUGGUUGGAAAACUGUUGUUGUUGAAGUAUUUAUACUAAGGCCUUCUUCUGAAUGACGUAGAUUAACCUUCUGUGUUUUUGUUUUUUUCCCUCUUCCUCCUCUAUAGUGGUUACAAUUUACGCAACAUUGGGGGGUCCUGCAAUUGCACAUGGACUGGUGGAAACAGAGGUCACCCACAUAAUUACCAGCAAGGAGCUGCUGCAGACAAAACUCAAGGUAACAUACAUUUCUCUACAGUCCUUUCUAAAAAUUCAUAAUUGGUUUUGUGAUUGUGUUAGUCUCUUUAAAAUUGUGUUUGCAUCUCUUCAUUUACCCACGCCUUCUGGGCUCCUAUGACUGUAUGAAUGAAGCAAACUGCAAUGCACAAGUGUAAAUGUAUUUACUUUUAUUAACUGCAUAUUGCUAACUGUACAUUUAUGUAUUUAGUUAUUUUUGCUAACCAGUGAAAUAAUUGAUGUUGUAGAAAAGAAUAAGAUUCUAGGUGACCUGCACCUCUCAAGAACAACAGAGCAAAUCUUGUGAUUAAGAUCUGUAUAUUAUUAGUGUGUGUGUGUGUGUGUGUUUGUAUGUAUGUAUGUAUGUGUGUGUAUGUGUAUAUAGAGAGAGAGCGAGAGAGAAAAAAAAGAAAACUUGUCCAUGCCCUAGUAAUCUCUCGCAUGGACUAUUGUAACUCUCUCCUAAUUGGUCUUCCCAAUAGCCGUAUUGCCCCGCUACAAUCUGUAAGGAAUACUGCCGCCAGACUGAUUUUCCUCUCUAGUCGGUCCUCUCACCCCUCUGUCAGUCCUUACAUUGGCUUCCUGUAUCCUAUAGGAUUUCAAAGUGCUAACCCAUACCUAUAAAGCACUGAAUAAUCUUAGCCCCUCUUAUAUCUCCUCACAGAUCCAUAGGUAUGCCCCUUCUCGGUCUCUCUGCUCUGCCCAUGACCACCUCCUGUCCGCUGUCGGCACCUGUACGGCCAACUCGUGCUUGCAGGACUUCUCACAGGCGGCUCCCUUCCUAUGGAAUAGCCUGCCUACCGCCAUCAGACUCUUCCCUAGUCUUCAAUCGUUUAAGAAGCGCCUUAAAACUAAUUUCUUUCUUAGACUACCUGUCUCUUGCUCUCUCCUAAAGGGCAGCACUCUACUCUCUCCUCCAGCUCUGCUUCACUCCCACUUAUUUUGACUUCUAUUCCCUGUCCUAAUGUGUUUUAUACCCCACCUCCUAUAGACCCUUCGUUUCUGUGAGUUUUCUUGUAAUUGUCCGAUUUAUAGUCAAAUCCCCCCUCUAAUAAUAUUGUAAAGCGCUACGGAAUCUGUUGGCGCUAUAUAAAUCGAGAUAGAUAUAUAUAUAUAUAUAUAUAUAUUAUAUUAUACACAUGUGUGUGUAUUGCUUAUGAUCUGAAUAAAGAGCUGCAUUUGUACACUCAAUGAUUCUGUUAUUUUUUUUUAUUUUUUUCUCAGGGCAUCCUUCCUCAAGUCCCUCUUCUAAGACACAUCAUUCUUGUGGAUGGCACCAGCUCGCAGCCUGCAGACUUAACACAAAACAUUACUGUAAACAGUAUGGCUUCAGUACAAGCCCUGGGAGCAAAGAGAAGUAAGUCUAUCCUAUCCAAUUCUUCACUUUGUUGAGAAAACUCAACAUUUUGUGCAUGUCAGUUACACUCUGUUUGUAUAUGCAUGAUUGUGUUGAAUGCUAAAUAUUAGCCCAAAUAAAUACGGAGUAUAUGUUGAAUGGCUUCACUAAAACUAAUUUCAUAUUUAUUGUAUUUUGGAGCCAGCACACCAUCUAUCUUUUUACAUGUCCUGCUGUUAUGGUUUUGGUAUAUAAUGGCAGGAGGGGACAAGCAAUCUACAUUGUAUAGCGAUAGUACAAACAGAAUGGAAAAACACAAAUGCAACUCAUUUCUUUUUUCUUUUAUUCUUUUUUUCAUGUGCACAUGGUAACAUAACCAGCUUGACACGCCAUAACAUCAACUCCUUUUAAACUGCUAUAUCACUGUUUACAGAAUGUCUCAAUUAUAAAGUGAGACUGAAAGAAAAAACGCAAAGACAAAAAAAAGUGACUGACCUCUCAAAGUGAGGGUUUUGUGCCUAGAUGUUCCAGGAGAGGGUGAAAAGAGAUGUACUUGAAGCUCUCCAUUCCUUAGUCACCAUCUAGUUCAGCUGUCAGGAGCAAAGUGUGUACUCAAGCCAGUGCUCAAGAGAACGUGAUGGGGGUCUCUCUCUAUUCAUGCAGCAAUGAGAUGCUCUGGGCAUCUGUUCUACUUUAUCCAAGAAGAUGCCUGUUCCCAUCAAUUACCAGGUGACUGAUGAUGCAGGCCAGGAGAAAGCUUGUUGAAGUUCAACCUUUUGCCACAUUUUUCCAAAUCUCUUAUGACAAGACAAAAUGGUCUCUACUUUUUUCCAUGUUUUGCUUGAGUUGGAACUUCCGUAUACUUGCAGCUCGAUCUGUAGGGGUUUUUCGCAGGUUCUAUUUAAAAAACAAAAAAACAAAAAACUCAAAAGUGAGAGUGCAUGUUACUUUGAUUUAUUCCUUCCAAUUUACUCCAUCGGUGUUCUCUUCUCUGUCAGCCAACGUCACUAUAGGGUUAAUUUUCAAACUAUUAAAAAAACAGGAUAUCCCCAAUCUGAGCCUCCUCCUCCACAGCAGGAAAUCAAGAGUCCUUGGAGCAAAUGAUGAAUUGAAUACAUCCCACCCAUCCCCCCUUUAAUUUUUUUAAAUUGAUUUAGUUGUGUGUGUGUGUGUAAAGGAUUUCUUUCCAUGUGAACAGAUGCAGUAGAAGGAUGUCUGAGAGAUGCUUCAAUUUCAGGCCCAAUACAUCUGGUGCAAAUAACACGAACCUGAUGCUUUUGUUCCCACAGUAAACUGUUGCCUUACACACUUUCCAUACAUUGUCUAGCUCACCACUCUCGUUAUUGAAUGCUAGUUUCCUACAAGGAGCAUAUGUUGUACUGUAGGCUAUUUAUCACACACAUGGCAAAGCACAUGUGACCUUUUCUGUCGUCAAAAAAGGUGACCGAUCAGAGCCUUUUUGUCCAGGGCGGUGGGAAUGUUAACUCUUCCAGUUACAAAAUUUGUGACACUUGCACAAUGCAUUUGGCUUUAAUUAUUUAGCACAUAAUGAGUUAUUGGUAUUAUCGGAUGGUUCUUUCUUUCAAGGUUUAAUGCAACAGCUUUGGGAAUCAUGCUGUGGUGUGGAGCGAACACAACGUGUAGAGUUUAUGGAUAUUGAUUUAUAGACUACUGUGUAUUCAUAGAUUUGGUGUUAUAAUGUGAAUCAUAGAAGAUGUCAUUUAGGGUUGGACAUAGGGAAACGUUUUGGAAGAGACGUAAUUAUAUGUUGGAUGGCCCGUAACAUUUACUCUUUGAUUUCGGCCCCUGAUCUUUUUGCCACCUAAUAAAUGUGCCGGCUUAAAAGAGCCAGUCUUGGCAAUAUAACUGCUACAGCCACUGUAGUGGUUUUUGUUCUAGCAGGCUACUGGCAUCAUCCCCUGUCUCUGUGUCAAAAACUUUUUCGGGCAGGUAUAACAUAAACUGAGGGUCCCCCACGUGCCUAUUGCUCGAUCCCCUCCCUUGCUUUAUUUACAAUAUCAAGAGAGUGUCACAGAAACCUAGACUGUGACGGCAGAUGAUCAUUCGGCCCAUCAAGUCUGCCCAAUUUCCAGAGAUUUACUAGGAUCUCUGAUCUGUCACCUUUUUGGUGUCAGCUGGUAAACGGCUUUUACUUUUACCAGCAACUACGUGCGAUUUCUUCAGGCAGUCCUGUUGUUUUUAGUAGAUUUUUAUAGUUCAGCCAUUUUAAGUAGUUUCACUAAAGUACCUAAAUCACACAAAUGUGAAGGCUUGCGAGUUUACUGGUACGGGCCAGUUGCUGAAAUCAUUGUUGUGACUUUCAUGUCAUUUCGCCUCUGGAAAAUCACUAAAUUUGGCUUUAGCUCAUGUCUCCACUUAAACUUGUCAAGACCCUUCAUCAGUUUAUACCCUUUCCGAGUCUGUUCAGAAUACAUUGAAAAUGUUUAUUGUUCUCUGGCAGAAAACUAAUGCCAGCUCGGCUGCUUUGAGUAUGUUCAUGUUCAACUCCCUGUCAGGGUCUGUUUAAAACAAAUGAAAACUUGACUGCAUCUUAGCGAGAUAUGUAAAUCUAAGCAACCUGUUUGAAACUAAGGCCAACUUCGGACUAACUUAGAUUCUUGAUUUGUAUUCUCUAUUAGCGAACCAUUUCUAAUUGGAUGUUUUCUGUAUUUGGUUUUUGUAUAAACGUUAGGCACAAAUUAGGCCCAAAAGUGUAGAUUGGUUGUACGGUCUCUCUUUAAUACAUCGGUUAAUCUACCAUCACGCGGUUUUCUAAAUAUGUAAUUUUUAGGAUGUGUGUAUUGCUGGGGAAUAAUGUAAACCAAGGACUUGUUCAUUCACUUAUAACUUUAUUAUGUGGCAGUAAAUAAGUUUACUAAGAGAAUUUAUUAAAGUACUAAUUUCCGUCCAUUUGCCGGAAUCCAGUAUGCAGGCAUCAGCACUUCUAAGUUUUUCUUAAUUUCCAGGCACCCUAUAAGCACAGGGCGUGACCCACAGCUAACUGGAAAAAGGGCUUUAAUUUCGGUCAUUCCAAUUUGUCUUGGGAAAUUCCAUAAUUUAUAAACUUUGAAGACCUCGCUCUACCAGGCUUUUUAAAGUGUGAUGGUGAUUCAUAUUGUGAUUUAGUGUCUAAUUAAAUCAUAUGAGUUAUUUAAGGUCAGCAGGUGGUUAUGAAAAACCAUCUUGCACGCAAAUAGGGAUAGUCCACAAAUCUGAAAUUUGGGAAUGUUCUGUUUUGAUAGAUCUGUCAUCACGUUAAAGGGAAACUGUCAUUUUUUUUUAUGUUUUGAUAUAUAUUGUGUAUUAGUCUCUGUAAAUAAUAUUGAUGUAGAAUGGUUGUCAAAUAGAGACCAGAAACGUAAAUAGAAUUCAUUAAACUCUAGUGACAGAACCUGGUGGUAUUUUUCCUCUCGUGAAGUAAAAUUGUUUACUUUCCUGAUGAUCCCUACAAGCGAUUUCAGCUCUGUGAUCACAUCUUCACUGGGCCAUAAUUUGUUACUCUAUUAACAAAUUAUGCCCCAAAGGCAUUUGCCUGAGAUUGCGAUAUUGUGCAUUUUCUGUACGCGCUGAAUGCUAACAAACAGUACGCCUACAAGGGGAGGAUUUCCUCCCUCCGUUCAACAUUGGUGUUUUUUGUGUUUUUUCACUCUCCUUUCCCUCGUCAUCCCGCAGCGCGCACAUGUGCUCUGAGCCGUGUAAAAGGUCCCUUUAAAAGCUUCUCCAUGAAAAGCCUGUAAUCGGACCAUGCACGGCCACAGUGACAUGGUGUUUUACUACUUUUUCUACGAACUGAGGACCUUCUCCACAGUGCCCAUUACAUAUUACACCAGAAUGGUCCCCUUCUCAAUAGGAUCACAGUAACCCUUUAAAUUGUAUGGGUUUAAUACAGUCUUUGCGCUCUCUCUGUCUCCACAGCAAUUAAACCGCAGUCCGUUCCUGUGGCGCAUGACAUUGCUGUGAUCAUGUAUACAAGUGGUUCUACGGGCAUUCCAAAAGGUGUCAUGAUAUCUCACAGUAAUCUGAUCGCUGGCAUCACUGGCAUGGCACAAAGAAUACCCAAUCUGGGGUAGGUUAACACUUGGUUUGCAGAUCUUAAAACCUGUUCCUGUGUUUUGUGUUUGUUUUUUCUGGGUGCUGGAGCCACUGUUAUCACUGGGCGUGACCGUCAUGUGCAUGUUCACUCUGGUCUAUAGUUCAGUAAUUGUAUACAAUCGUCCACACAGGCCAAUGAGCACAAUAUCAAGGAACUAUUUGAUUUGUAUGUUAUGCCUUAACAAACUAGCCCUAAUCUUUUAAUCACUAAAAUCUGCCCAAUUUGCUCCUACAACUGGUUCAAUGUCUGUACUCUUCAGAGCCUCUGUCUUGCUCACAAUUGCAAUAAGAGGUUGAGAGCUGUGAUACCCAGUGUUUGCUAGUGCUGCUUGUCCAGCUAGUCUUAUCCUGCGCUUUAUUAGAUCACAUGUGAGGAGUUGGGAACAUGUGUAAACUGAUUUAAAUUGUUCCCCAAAGUGUGUUCUUUUUCUUUCAGGGACACUGAUACCUACAUUGGCUAUUUGCCAUUAGCCCAUGUUCUAGAGCUUAGUGCUGAAUUGGUUUGCCUUUCCCACGGUUGCCGCGUUGGCUACUCAUCACCUCAAACUCUAUCUGACCAGGUAAUAUAUGUUUGAAAAGAAAUGUCUGAUUGUUAUUAUGUUCAGUAACAGUGUAGAGUCAUGUUUAGAAUAAUUAUGUGAGAUGCUUUAUGUGCAGGCCCUCUGGACUGUUUUAUUUUUAUUUUUUUUAAAGUGUAUCAAGUUCUCUAUGGUAGAUACCAAAACAAGAACUUAGAUGGUACUCUCAGUGGACUCUGGGGCCGUGUUGAUAAUGAGGAAGGAAAUCUGCUUAUUACUACAAUAAACUACUUCCAACCUGUUAGUUUGUAUGAAAGUGGAGCAGAUUAAUGGGUUGUAAAAAAAGAUCUCCAUUGCACUGUACAAGUUGGUGGUAUCACGCAAAACUUCUUAUUUUGGUAGGUUGAACGAUUUCUGACGAACAAGAUGUGCCUCUUCUUAUAAAUGGUACCCAGUUAAAAUAGCAUGCAAACCAAAUGGCUAAGGACUGCUGAUUUUAGAUAUCUUGCAUACAGCAACCUAGAAAGCCCCCUCUAUAUGGCUGGGUUUUCUUUGUAUAAAGAGUCAUGCUGGGGCAAUGUGCUUGAAGUGGAAGCCAUUACUAUUACCUUGCCCAAAACCAUUUCAUUUUUUGCAAAAUAAGAUCUUAUAGUACAUAAUAUUAUGUGCUUGUAAUGUACUUUCCUUGUUCUCCUGACCUUUAGAUUGAGCAAUAAGGAGAGAAAUUCGAACCUACCAUAGCUGCACAGUUUGCUCUCUGUCCUUUAGAAUGUAUAGAAAAUAUUGGAACAUGGAGUUCUCUACAUUUUAUAAAUAGUCUUGUGCUUUACUAUUGUAAAUCUAGUCCUUGUGAGAUGAGUGCUGAGAGCUAGUAGGUCAGAAUGUAUAAUUUAACGGUGAGCUGUAUACGCACGCACAUGGUAUGCUUGGCUCUCUUUAGAAGAAGACAAAAAUCACUGUGUGAAGGUAAUCUCUCUGCUGCGUCAUCCCAAUGUUAUGUUCCAGCCACUAUCGUGUGUCUGAGCUCAUUCUCACAAGUCUACCAGCUAUAAACUGUUCAAUAUUUUUGUUUACUUUUUGAUUUAUCACACUUUUUUUUUUUCCUCUCUCCUGCUUGCAGUCCACAAAAAUCAAAAAAGGAAGUAAAGGUGAUGCAUCAGAACUUAAGCCGACCCUCAUGGCUGCGGUCCCGGUAAGUUUCUCUGACCUAGUGACCGCCUUGUGCUUUUUGUUACGGUAAAUGACUCCCCUGACGUUGGGCCAUCUUUUACUCACUGUUCCCAGUCUGUUCAGAGUGUGAAAAGAAGCAGGUAUAAAUAUUUACACUUGUAGCCUUCAAGUGGCAGAGACAAAGCCUCUUCCUGCCAUGCAUGCACUGGGUAGCUUUGCUGUACCCAUGUUUCAUUUUGCUUUUUCAUAAACCAAUUGCAGCAUAAAAAAAGAAGACCCAGUGGAAAGCAAUACUCUCUUUAUAACAUGCAUUGCAUAUAGACUGGAAACCAUAAAUACUGCAGAGCUAGGCAGCAACCCACGCUUUCCUCAGUGGAACUAUUUCUGUAGGUUGUGACAUUGUGAACCUCAGCCAGUUAGUAUUCACAAGUUCAUCUGGAAAACCUGUGUUGAGAAAAACCAGCAACCUUUGUGAAGCAAAUGGAAUGAGAGGAUAUUCCUUUUAUGAUGUAUAGAGGCAUUUUCUGAAUCGGCUUUAUUCUUUUAAGUUAGUUAUGUGCUGGUUUCACUAUUUCAUUCCUAGAGUGGGAUGUCAGACAUUUCACCAAAUAUGACUCGCUCUCAAACGUGGCUUGUAUUUAUUUUUUUUAAUUUAAUUUUUUUUAAUUUUAUUUAUUUUUGCUUAGUUUAACCCCUUAAGGGCCAAGCUUCAUUUGCCUCCUUCACUUAAGGGCCAAAGCGAUUUUUGCUAUGUGUGCGAUCAACCGCAGUAUCCAUCUUUUAAAUUUAUUGCACCAACACAUAUUCUAUAUCUUUUUUUUUUUUUUUUUUUAAAGAUACAGAAAGGGCUUUAAUUUAAUGUCACAAAAUCCAAAUAAAAAAUCCAGAAUUACUGUUGAACUUCUAAAAUUAAAAAAUCCAGUGCGAAAAAAAAGAAUCUAUCUUCACCCAGCCAGGGCACCGUGCAGACUGUGCUCUGCAGGGCAGGAAAGGCUUAUACAGCCUCUCGAUGCCCCGCAAUUUGACUUGGAGCGCUCUGAUUGGUUCGGCCAGGGGAAUACAACAGGUUCCCCUCUCUCUUCCUCCCCCUGCCCCCCCUUGAUACUUUUGGCCACUACCCCGCCGAUCAUGGGUGAGGCAGUAUUCCCCCCCCCCCUUUUGUUUUAUAGGGUAUUUAGGGCCCCCACCCGCCGAUCUUAGUUUGGAGGGAUGACUGGUCCUGGUAUGUAUUAUCGGCAUCUCUAUUGGCCGAUACCGAUAAUUGCUGAAAAUACCGAUUAUCGGCCGAUAACAUCGGUAAAACCUAUAACCGGUCGAUCCCUAGAAAUUUCUAUUCAUUAAUUGAUUUUUUUCUGACGAAUGAAUGAAUAGACGAAAUUCCCAACGAAAUUUCAGACAAUCGCGAAUGCCCAAGUGUUUACUGGGCAUGCGCUGGAAUUUCACAACGCUAUCUAGUGUGGGCAGAUGACGUGUCCCACAGGGCUUUCAACUGUCCGCACAAAGCCUGCGUCACCUAGGUCUGGGCACAAUAUAAAGUAAAAAAAAAAAGGCAAUAUAGGGAACCUAGGGGCAUUUGGCGGUGACUAGUGGGGCAAUUAGAUGUAAUGGAGUCACGAGGGGGAUUAAAAAUAAAUAAAUUGAUGCGGCCAUAAUAGGGCCGCUUUAACUACAAAUAAACAACUUUAAAAUGUGUUUUAAAAAAAAAAAAAAAAAAAUAUAUAACCCUUAACUAACACUACAUUUUCCAAUUUUCCACUGACCUCCACCCAACUAAAUCACCAAUUUUAAAAUAAAUAAUUCUAACCCUUUAGGGUACAAAAAAACUACUAAAAUUACAGAUCACAGUAAAGUACUGUGAUCUGUCUUUUGAUCACUACCGUGAUCAAAGCUCGAUGAAAGCUACACACAAAGUAACUGUCUGAUCUGUCUCUUUCCACUUCACAACCCACAUGGUGGAGACAGAUGUAUCGCAUAUCCCAACAGCGCUGUGAUUCAUUGUCACAGCAUUCACAUUUGCUGGGACAGUGCGAUUUGCUUUUGUUGAUCUGCGUUAAUUGGUAGUUGGCAAAAUUAUUCCAUCAUUGGUCCUCUUGGCACAGACUGCCAUGACGGAAUAAUUCCAUCAUUAUUAUUAAGGGGUUAAUGUACACUACAUGGUUCCACAAUGUUACGUCGUCUUUACAGCAGAAAGAGAGACAAGCUAGGAAAUGGUUCCCCAAUGGUACCCUAAGCACGAUCUGUUUUUUGGCGACCCACUUCUGGAAACAUGCAAUGUUCCCAUAAAGAGCAGCAUUAUUUGUGGCUACCUACAGCUGCACAAGGCUAUGUCAAGACACUUCUGACUAAAUUAAGAGCUUCACCUGUGCUGUAAGUGUAUUCUCCAGAUUAGCUGUCUGGCACACAUGGGUACCAGAGAUACCAGACCUCCUUUAAAGCUUCACUUCACCAGUGUUGUUGAUAGGCACGAAGGCUCUCUGUAACUCAUUGUCUGGGUUUGCUUUUUCUCUCAUGCAGAGACAGCCGUCCUGAAUUUUGGUUCUGUUCUGCUCUUUUGGGUGGAAUCAGACUGAUAUGCGAACGAUGAGUUAAAACCAGCUUGAGAUCUGAGCAGGGACCUACCGAAGGGCAGGCUGUUUGAGCUGUUGUCUGUUCUCGGUAAUCUCUAGCACCUUGUUUUUUUUUUUUUUGCUCUCUGUGGCUAAUGCCCCAGAUUCAUACCACCCAGUUUUGGGAGGUAUGCCUCAAAGAAAACCAUUUCCUAUGUGAAAGAAAACUCACGGCUUUUGUUCCUGCGUUUUCCAGCUGAGGAUUGUGGUAUUCAUUCAAAAAUGAGUGUCUCAGACUCAGAAGUCUUUUAACUCAGAAAGUGCUUCUGUUUCUCCCCAACCCCUGAAUGGGAUGCGGUCCAGGAUCAAGUGCUGCAUUGACCUAUACAGCAAAGUCCGACUCAUCUUAUCACUGCUGUAUACAUCCCAUAAACCUCUGAUUAACACAGGAAUUUAUAGGAUAUGUACUUAGAAACAACAGAGUCUUCAGGAGCCGCUAUCAGGAGGUUAUUGCAGAACUCCAGAAAGGGUCCCUUACCUGAUUGCAUGGACAACACUGGGAUUAAGUGAGGUCAAAUCACUUCUUCCUAGAAUUCGUGGAAGCCAUGUGGGCAGUCAAAAGAGCAUCAAACAGCCCUCUACCAACCUGAUCCCCCUCUGGGCACCUGCCCUCCAGGUGUAAAGUGGCAACUAAAAAGGAGCAUUGCUAAAUUAAAUGUAUAUGUGUAGCAUAGAAGGUGUUUACCAAUGUGUAUGUAGCAAUAUGUGUGUGUAGAUGGUGUGCGUGACAAUGUGUCUGUAUGUGUGCCUGGCAAUGUCUCUAUAUGCCCAGAAGAGAUCAGGUUGGUAGAGGGCUGUUUGAUGCCCUUUUCACUGCCCACAUGGCUUCCACGAAUUCUAGGAAGAAGUGAUUUGACCUCACUUAAUCCCAGUGUUGCUGUACAGGUUUGAAAAGGAAGUUGUCCAUGCAAUCAGGUAAGGGACCCUUUCUGGAGUUCUGCAAUAACCUCCUGAUAGCGGCUCCUGAAGACUCUGUUGUUUCUAAGUAAAUAUCCUAUAAAUUCCUGUGUUAAUCAGAUGUUUAUAUAUAUAUAUAUAUAUCAGAGUGUCUAGCAGUAGUUUUGUAAGCCACCCCAAUAAAUCUGAUGGUGGUCCUGUUACAGAGCAACAGUUAAAUUGAAUUACAUGGUAACCACUGAGUGCAGCAUAUUUCAGAAGGUAAAUUCCCAUAUUAUGAAACUAUAGCAGUAACAUGAUAUCUGUACAUUGGUAAUUUGUUUUGACUUGUCAUUUCUCCUUUGUCUCUGACUCAUUAAAUUUUUUUUUUUUUUUCCCCUAGGAAAUUAUGGAUAGGAUUUACAAGAAUGUGAUGAGCAAAGUUGCCACCAUGAGUCCAAUCCAGAAAGGCCUUUUUUCUCUGGCUUACAACUACAAAAUGAAACAGAUCUCCAGAGGCUACAGUACUCCGUUAUGUGACAGGUAUAUCCUGGCUUAAUUCAGACAAAAUCCCAGCCUGAUUUUAUUUAUUUUUGCUUGCUGUGAUUCUAAAGGAAAUACCCCCCAUUAGAUUACUGGGCCACUCCUGUUAAAUAAAGGGGAAAAAAAGAAAAAGGUUAAACUCUCCUUUUAUCCAGCGUCUUCUUAGCCUUACCCUGGUAUUUGCUCCUCCCCUUCUUAGACCAUUAUUAUUGAUCACUGGCAAAUCCACUGCAUUGGAGGCCUAUGUUGCAUGCAGAGUAAUUGCCACUGUUCGCAUUAAAUACAUUGCUUUUCUAUGAGAACUAUUAGCAGUUGUUUGCAAAACCAAAUGUGAGGACUUUUUCAGUAAUUUAAAGUCUUCACGAGGAAAUGCCACGAGAGGCAUUUUCAGCGACAAAUGUGAACAACGUUUACUGCCCGGAUCUUUACACCAAAACUACUACUUUAAGAUGGUUACUGGUAUGUCCCUUUAAAUAUCCAGCAGCUUUACCAGCAUGUGAUGCGUUCCUACACAUUAAAUGAUUGCUCUUUUACAUUCGGCUCUUCUUUCUCCUUGGAAUACAAAAUGUUUUUUUUUCACUUGGAUUUUCUGUGCCUCUUUUUGGUUUCUCCAUCGAUCCCAAAAUACAGUAUACAUGUCUAUAUUUAUUUUUCAUUAUUCUGUGGUAAAAGUAGCCAUAAAAUAGUCUGUAGGAUACAAUGUUUUUAAUAUUCUUCGUUUAUAGUAGUUUUCUUUUGACCUGUAACGUUCAUCUAAAGUAUGUUGUGCAAAUAGCUUUUUUUUUUUUUUUGUGUGCUCGUGUGCCUUUAUUUACCGUUCUCUGAAAAAUCAAUGGGAGUGCUUUUAGUGUGAUUUUGUUUUAGAUGCUGAUCACCGAAAUAUAUCACCGUAUAACAGAAACCCUUGUUCGUCCAACCAACCCUCCCUCUCAUUUCAUAUGUAAUUUAAGUCUAAAAGUUCAGUGGAUCAGUGUUCUAGCAGCAUGAUAACAGACUGCAUUUGCUCAUGACUUUUGUAACUAGUUAAGAGAGCAAACAUUUCCGAUUCCAUGUAUACAUUAAGCAGUGGUCUUUCACAGAUGCCUUGUGUCUUUUUAUCUUUAUUGAAUGUCCGAUGUUUACCAUUGUUGGGAUUUUUCUUUUUGUUUCCAACUCUUGUCUUCUCUUCUGAGUAAUUGGUGUGUGCGCAUUACAAAUUUCCAUUAUUUCCCUUUCCCCCUUGGGAAGCUUUUAAAGCCACGUCAGUCAUUUUAAUGUUGAUGACCGUAUAUUGUUUAGCAGUAUCAAGUCUGGAUAGAAAACCAUGGUGAGUGAAGUUAUUCACCAAAGAUUUGUAUAUCUUCUAGAUGCUUGUGAUGAGAUCUUAUUUAGUAUAACCACAAGUUUUUAUUUAAAAAGCAGCAGCUUUACAUAAGUUCAAUUUUUAAUAUCCUUGCCCUCAAACUCCCAUCACUCGUAAAUGACCGGAUGAGCAAGUCUUCUGCCCCAAUUUAUAACAAAACAUCCAAUAGAAUGUACACGUUUACUAUCCAAAACCCCAAUGUACAUUCAAAUAACUGUUUUAAAUACAGUGAUUUUGAUGAUACUUAAACUAACUUAGGGAAUAUUUUUGUUUCAAAUAUGAGAUCUUAUUUAGGACGUUUAGCAUCAUGGUUAUUAUACAAAUUCUCUGCAAAAGUGUGCUUCCUGGGAAAAAGUAACAUAAUUAUCACUUGUAGGGCAGUGUAAAGACCCCGCUCCCCAAGGCUUACAUAUCUGCUUUUAUGAUGGCAUCUGUUGUGAGCGGUCCAUAUUCUCUGCAGCUCCUUAUAGCUUCAUAUGCCAGGCUCUCAGAUUACUGAAAAGAGGGGAAUCGUCAAUCCAGUGAGACUGCAGGAUCCUCAAAAUCUCAUUAGAUGUCAAAGAUAUCUACUAUCACAACCGAAAUGACGUGAUUUAAGCAGUUUUGAAAUCCCAUCUUUUGCCACACUGUAAUUUCAAACCCAGUUUGUUUUUUUGUUUAUUUUGGUGACAAUGUUACUUUAAGGGUAACAUUUUUGAAGACUAUUUAAAAUGAGAAAAAACUGUUAGAUGGACAAUUCAAUGUGAACGUCUGUAUUAUUUUGGAAGAAUCUGUACUAUAACAGGCAAAAAAUAUACUGUAUAUAAUUAAAAAUAAAAUCAAAACAAACUUUCCUUUUCACUGUUUCCAGGAUUGUGUUUCGGAAGGUGAGGAAACUGUUAGGUGGAAAGAUGCGAGUCUUGCUAUCUGGUGGAGCCCCUCUAUCAGCUGCCACCCAACGAUUCAUGAAUAUCUGUUUCUGCUGUCCAGUGGGCCAGGGCUAUGGCUUGACAGAGACAUGUGGAGCUGGGACUAUAACAGAAAGUGAGUGUGAACAGUUCUCUGGCAUUCGAUAAGCACAUUUUUACAGAUGUAUAGAAAUGUAUGGCUCAGGUGUACCAAAAAAUAAUUAUUGACCAGAUUAAUCACACUUCUUUGAAUUGGAAACAAAAGAAAAUCUGAUUAGGGCUGAUUAGAUUACUGCCUUUGGCAACAACUUCAGAUAUACCAGUACAUUUUUCAUAAACGGUGAAGAGUCUCCACGUUUCCAUGCAGAAUCUGUUGAUCAAUCUAUGAUUUAAGUUGUUGUAUUAUGAGAUAGUAGUAGGCAGUAAAUGAUUUGUUCUCAUUGUAGAUUGGUUUUAUACUUGCUAACAGCUUUUUCAUUUCACAGUGACUGAUUACAGCACGGGGAGAGUAGGAGCACCUCUGAUCUGUAGUGAAAUAAAACUCAAAAACUGGGAAGAAGGUAAUUCCUGCACACGUAUUGUUAUAUACUUUCUGCAUUUAUGUUUCAGUGACCCACAAAGUGUUACGUAUUGUAACAUUAUGACAAGUUAGCUAAAAUUAGGAUUCACUAAAUAAGGGCUGUUUAUGUGUGUAUGUGGGUGCGUAUAGAUAUGUAUAAAGCGUGUGUUAGAAAUUAGAAUCUUUUUCUAAACGUGUCCAGGGAUAACUUGUAUAACACCAUCACUUACCUUGUGGUAUAUACUUCUGUAUUUCUCAGCUGGAGUAUGGAGUUUGGCAUUACAACACAAAUGUGCACACUCAUGUAAUUUUGUUUGUUAGACCUGAUCAAGGUCGAUGUGUAUUGUGUGUGUAUAUAUAAUAUAAAAUGUUUUACCUAGAUGGAAUGACUGCUACAUCAGAUCUGAGUCUUGUAGUAUGAGUUGUUAGGCUUUAGAUAGAGACUGAGGUUUUAGGAGUUAGUUGGGUAGAUCCUUGCAGGGAGAAUGGGUGUUCGAAAUAUAAAGACGACUGUGUUUGACGUAAGAUCAUUAUGGAGUUGAAUGUUGUUGCUGAAGAUUAAUACAUAUAGGUUGUCAUGGAUUUAAUUUAAAUAUGAAACAUUUCUGUGAUGUAUAAUUGUUAAUCUUAGUUUCAUGUGUUUUGGUCACUUGUGUGACAGUGAUGUAAAUGACUAAACCUUUAAAGUGCAAGAUAAUUUGUUAUAGUCAAACAGAGACAGAUUUCUUAACACUGUAUACAUGUUCCCAGGGGCUCUUUGAUUGACGAAGCGUGCCAAAAUACACAUACAAAAAUCAGUCUUUCUCAAGUAGAUGAUAAUUUACUGUGAACAUACACAAAAUCUGCUGCUCUGCAUAACCAGUAGGAGUCAACAGUCUUUGACUCCCAUUGUGUGUUUUCAACGCAAUGUUUCUUAAAGUAGGCCUGAGAUCUCCAUUUGUUAGCAUUCUGAAAAAGCCACAUUUAAUAACUUAUUUAACCCGUACAAAAGCAGUUCGAACUUUUUCAGAGGUUGCAUUGUUCAGAUGGUAUGUGUUCUCUGCGGUACUUUAAAUCUUUGUGGCUAUUAAAUUAACUCCGUAGUACGUAGCAUGAAAGAGUCCAGUUUUAAUCUUUAUAAGUGAUGGUAACUGAAUGGAUUUAUUCACAAAUGCGUGAAGAGUAACCUCCUAUGUCUACCUCACCCAAGAGUAAAGCAUUAUGGGACACAAUAUAGAUGUUGCUGGGUAAACCUGGAAUUUCAGUGAGCCAGGCAUUGCAAAUUGAGGAAUAUUAUUGCUCAUCUAUUAAUUUCACAUCAUUCUCAGAAAACACGAUUGUAGUGUGUCGGUUAUUUGUGUUUAAAAAUGUUAGAAUGCUGUAUUUCCAAUAGUAUCUAAGUACAACAAACUACUUCUUCAGGUGGCUACUACAAUACAGAUGAGCCGUACCCAAGAGGAGAAAUCCUGAUUGGUGGCCCCAAUGUUACAAUGGGCUACUAUAAAUACGAUGCAAAGACUAAGGAAGACUUCUAUGUGGAUGGAAAUGGGCAAAGAUGGUUUUGCACAGGUGACAUUGGAGAGUUUCAUGAAGAUGGCUGCUUAAAAAUCAUCGGUGAGUGCAGGACCAAAUGUCCUUUGCUGGGGCACAUUCGCAGGGAUUACUAGUAGAGAAGAGGGCAUUUUCUAUUUCUUUCUUCAAAUGUUAAAGGCACAGUUUAAUGGUUAUAAUUAUGUAAUUAAAGCAAAUGUAUGGUUUGUCUUGGGAUGUGUGUAUUUUUUGUACACUUUUUUUUUUUAAAGCUGCUCAAGACCCUGAUAUUAAUGUAACCUCUCCGCAUUCUCAUUUUCAAAACCCGAUAAAAGUUGACCACUGGGGUGUGUAGUGCUUGGAGGCCAUGGGUGCAGUCACAGUUCAAAAACAAAGCAGGCUGCUUCUCUUCCCCCCCCGUUUGUUUCUCUUCAUAAUAAUUGAACAAUGUUAUCAUUUCCUUCACUAUUAAAAAGAGGUUUCUUUCACUCAACUAGGUCAUUUUGUUCUUGUUUUUAGCUUGAAAUGUUAAAUCCAAUAUAUAUAUUGGCUAUGUGCGAUGACAACUUAUAAUCCUAAGGUACAAAGUUCAAUUUACAGCCUGAUAACGUCUUUCACAUUUCCCUUAGCCUUUCUAUAACCGGAGAAGCCCCCAAAGCUUUCUAGCCACAGCUAAUUGUAGCAGCUCUCUGUAAUCACUAGAUUGGAUUAGUUCUUACUAACGGAACCUUAACCUCUUUGACCCUGGGUUGUCGAUCUCAUGUGUACCAUCUUUUUUUUAAAUUUAUUUAUUUUUAUUUGACAAGGGAGCAGAGAUUUGGAAAACCUUUGCAACAUUUAUAUAUGAAAGUGUUAAACAAUGUACUCCCACAAACCAAUGUCCCAUCAUAAAUAUUGACACUCAAACAAGGACUGGGUUGUAGAAGAUACCGGUAAGUAAGCACAGUGAUUUGGUACAUUCACAAGCCCAGGGAUCGUUGCACAAGAGUUACUUUAUCAGGGUCUGAGAAGUUAACAUGGUACUUAUAACCUGCCCUAAGGCAUAAUAUUAUUUAUAAUGGAUAAAAAGUAUCUUGCGCUUACUCUGAGAUGUCUUGUUUGUGGUCUGGUUUCCUGUAGAUAGGAAGAAAGACUUGGUGAAGCUCCAGGCUGGUGAAUAUGUUUCUCUGGGCAAAGUGGAGUCUGCUCUGAAGAACCUCCCCCUUGUGGAUAAUAUAUGUGCAUAUGCAAACAGGUAAAGAUACCGUCCCGUCACAUGUGUAAUAGUAAAGUAAGACCGCUGAUUUAGAAAUGUUCAAAAGACUGGAUGUACAGGGUGGACCAUAAGUCCUUACCCAUCUGACACACGUGUAUAUACAGGAUACAUAAGCUAUAUGGAUGGGUAGGGACGUACAGGCCACCCUGUACAGUUGUCCUUGUAUUCACACCAACACUGUUUCUCUCUAUAAUUUUAUUAAAUAAAAUCUUCGCAUUUAGAGUGAUUUCUGUUUUUGAAAUACAUUGCUAUUUGUUCCUAAAAUGUGUGUGUAUAUUACACAUAAUUGUACCUCUUCACACAAACGUUGACGUUGUGUGAGCUGUGCAACUACAACACAUGCUGAGUGGGUCUCAAGUGAUUCUCUAAAAGAUAUUUUCAAAUGAACACUCAAUUCUUCCGUUUGCUUAAACAUGUACAUGUGACUCUACGCAUGUAAUCCCAGCGUAAAGGGAAACUGCAGUCACCAUAACCACUGCUUUUUACUGUAGUGGUUAUGGUGCCAGAAAACCUAUUUACAUACCUGCUAUUUUUGCAAUUUUUCUCUUCAUUUGCCAUAGAAUUCCACCUCCUUCACAUUGAUAUCCUAUUGGAAAGGCUAGCCUCUCCAUUGAGCCAUCCAAACACUCGGACAGCAUGAGCAUGCAUAGACUGCACACACUAGUCAAACAAGUCGUCUUUACUUGUAGCAACAAGUGAACGAACACACACUGCAGUCAGUUCCCUACCUGGCUUAGAGCGAUGAGUGAAUUAGGGAAUCAUGCCUUGUUCACACUGUUAUAAACAAGUUUCAUUUUUAUACAAUUUAGUGAUCAGUCAUAUGUGAUCGGUUUUGUGGUCCCGAACCAAAAGGAAUUGUCAAUUCUGGCUACAAAGAAAGGCGUAGAAGGAAGCUUCGAAUCUCUCUGCAACAACCCGACUAUGGAGAAAGAAGUGUUGAAUGCAUUGAGAGGGUCUCCUGCAGCAGGUGAGCACACACAGUCAGGCAGCUAGAAUCCAACUUUACCUUACAGCUGUGCUAGAAAUGUAGGCAUAGACUUUCAAAAAUCCAUACUCCUGUUUAAAGAAGAAUGUGUUGUUAUAUAAUAAAACCUCAAUAGAGGAUCUGUAUUUAUUACAGAGUACCACUAGGUGGAAUAUGGUUUUGUCCAAUACAUUUCAAAAGCAAGUAUAAAAACAAUCUUCCAGAUUUAACAGAUCAGCUGUUAAAGGAACACUAUAGGCACCCAAACCACUUUAUGUAAUUGAAGUAGUCUGGGUGCAGUGGCCUGUCUGUUUAACCCUGCGAUAUAAAACAUUGCAGUUUCUGAUUUCUUUCAGACAGCCACUAGAGUUGCUUCCUGGUUCCCAACAGAAUUUCAGUCUGUUACUGUUGGAUGUCCUCAUGUUCUGCAUGAGGAUGUCUAACAUCUUCAAAUUCCCCAUAGGCAUACAAUGUCUCAAUACUUUCCUAUGGUGAAGCUUUAAUAUGAGUGCCACUCAUGUGCAUUAGGUCCAACCAUCACUGUGACAUCGCGGGAAGAGGAGAGCUAGCCAGUGCCGAGGGAACAUCAUUGUUGUCAAGUUUUUUUUGUUUUGUUUUUUUUUUUAGCUCUUUAAUCAUCAGAUGAUGGGGUGUGGGACUUAUACAGUUUUGCUAUAGUGUUCCUUUAAUGUUGCAUCCUUCAAAAGAAUAUACAUAGCGUUUAUCCCUUUCUAACAAGAUGUUUGCAUCCAAGGAUGACUUAGGCAACUUGCCUGUCUCCAUUCUUACAUCACCAUAUUGUAUUCUUUAUAUACUGGAUGCUGGUGGCAGGCAUGUGAUUUAAUUUAACAUAUUUAAGUACUGCUUUUCCUCCUUCUGGGGAAAAAGUGACACUUUGAAUAUCCAGUGCAAUAUUUUCUUUUUACAGUUUUGAAUUAAACCCAUACCAGUGGAUUAUGUCAUUUAAAUUCUAACAUAUCUAGAUGUAUCAUUUGUGUGCAAAAUAGUGACCAACUUAAAAUUUGACUAAAAAGGUUUUCUUAAUGUUGAUCUGCUUUUAAACUAUACUGGUUUCAACUUUCUUAUUUCCAAAUUCCCCAGACUCUCUCUUUUGGUGUUUAAACAGCUGUCAAUGGGCAGCUGCAACAGUUUUCCCAAAACGUUGAGUCCUCAACCUUUUGUGGGAAUUUUAAUGUAUUAAAUGACCGGCUGUGUGUGCUUUUAAACAUUUCUGAACAGUUUUCUGGACGAAGUGCUCCAUAGUGUUUAAUCUUCAUGUUUAAAGGUAACCUGAUAUAACUUACCUCAUUCUUCGAUCCAGGGCUGCUAUGUCCUCAGAGGUGGAUGCUAUGCUUCUGUAACACCCACCUGUUUUCUGCCAGGUCUCCCCAGUGAUGCUUUCCCAAGCAGGGCAAACCUCCUCUACGACGCCAACAAUCUGGCUUCAUUGUCAGUCGUCUGAACGGGGUGACAUCACAGUUCUUUUAAACCGUAGCCAGCGCUAACAGCGUCGGCUAGUGUGUUACCCAGAAAUAAGUAAAUAAAUGUUGCACUUAUAACUGCCUUAUGAGUUUCAUGCAAACCAGCAAAUUGCCCCCCUCAGGCUCUUGUGUUGAUGCUUUGGACCACCAUUGUUGCUUUCAACCGAAUUUCAAAUAUACACCUAAAUUAAAGGCUCCGUGGAGGAUUCCAGCAUAAAGAACAAAACGAUCCUGGAUAAGCCUUUUCUUUCACUUUAUUGAUUAUUUACAAAACUUCACAUAAUAGUACAUAUAUUGGAGGACCACGGUAGCCCUCCUUACAUGGUUCAUGCAGUAAACCUACACUUAAUCAUAAGAAUCGGAGUCAUGAGAGAAACACACCUAUUUAAUCUGCUAAUUGUUGCAGAUCACCAGCCAAUUAUUUUCCCGAUGAGAGAGACGUGUUUUUUUUUUUUGGUUAGCUUUUUAUGUUUUCUUAUUUAGUGGGCUAUGUCAUAUUUGUUUUGUAUCACUGGCAUAUGUUAUCUCUUUAAGAGAACAUUGUGCAUACAUUUUGUUUAGUUACUUUAUUUUAUGGUGUUGUAUACAGUCUUUAGAGUUUUGUCAGUUCAGGUGCUUGUGGUAUGAUUUAUACUAUAUGGUGUUGUAUGAGUUGCUGUUUUGUGGUUUGUUUCCCCUCCCCCGUCCUUUUAUUCUUGUGUGGACUCAUUCUUAUCCGGGAUCUUUUUGUUCUUUGUCCUGGAAUCCUCUGUGGAGCUUUUGCAUUAUGUGUAUGUAAUGGGUUAGCAUAUGCACUAUGGUUGCUAUGUGUGGAGAGAGCAGAAGGACCGCCUUUGUGAGGUAUCUUCUUCUCUUCCUUAUCAAUCAGUUCUUCGGCAUAGACUAUGUUAAGAAUUGAUUGACAGGUGUGUGAAAAACAAUUUUAAAUAGGUUUUCUCCCAAUCUCAUACAUUUACUAACAAAUCUGAUGGCACAAUUAAAGAUCGAAUUUAAUUCUCUUUAAAAAGAAGAAAAAAAACAAAACCUGCUAUACCUGUUUCAGUUCUGAGUUUUAUUUAUGUAUUUAUUUUUUUUUUAUUUUUUUUCAGCUACUCUUGAAAAGUUUGAGAUCCCAGCAAAGAUCCGUCUUGUUGCGGAACCUUGGACACCAGAGACUGGACUAGUGACGGAUGCUUUUAAACUUAAACGGAAGGAACUCAAAAGUCACUACCAAGAAGAUAUAGAGCGGAUGUAUGGGGGAAAAUGA